CCCAGCCUUGCCUCGGGUGUAGGGAUUGCAAGGGAAAAGCAAAACUACACGGCUACAACUCUGUGUAGUUUUGUUUUUUGGGGUUCUUGUGAGGCUCAGCUAUUCUCACAUUGGAUUUUCUGAAACAUUUCUGGAUAAGGAGAUUUGUCUGAAGAUAUAUAACUUCUGGGCUUAGUCCCAUUGUUUCUAGGCACUCUUGUGAACACAAGGUGCCUACCACCAUGUCGCAGGCGCCAACAUUUACACAGCCGCUGCAAAGCGUUGUGGCACUUGAGGGUAGUGCCGCAACGUUUGAGGCUCAAGUUAGUGGUACUCCAGUUCCUGAGGUGAGCUGGUUUCGUGAUGGCCAGGUUCUUUCUGCUGCCGCUCUGCCCGGCGCACAGAUCUCGUUCAGCGAUGGCCGCGCUGUACUGACGAUCCCUGCCGUGACAGCCGCACACAGUGGAAGAUUUUCUGUAAGAGCCACCAAUGGCGCUGGACAAGCCACUAGCACUGCCGAACUACUCGUUACAGCUGAAACUGCGCCCCCCAACUUCGUUCAGAGACUACAGAGUAUGACCGUGAGACAAGGAAGCCAAGUGAGACUGGAUGUUCGUGUGACAGGAAUCCCUACACCUGUGGUGAAGUUCUAUAGGGAGGGAGCUGAGAUUCAGAGCUCGGCUGACUUUCAGAUUGUUCAAGAAGGAGACCUCUACAGCUUGUUGAUUGCUGAAGCCUUCCCUGAAGAUUCCGGAACGUACUCCGUCAACGCCACCAACAGCAGUGGACGUGCUACUUCUACUGCAGAGCUGCUUGUUCAAGGUGAAGAAGUAGCAGUACCUGCUAAAAAGACAAAGACUAUUGUGUCAACUGCUCAGAUUUCUCAGGGUCGUCAGACAAGGGUUGAGAAGAGAGUGGAGACUCAUUUUCAGACAAGUGCUACAGAGAUGAUGGAAAUGCAAAUGGAAGGAGGUAUAGUUGCUCAGCACCUACAGCACAAAACUCCUCCACGCGUGCCGCCAAAGCCAGCCUCCAAGUCCCCGACUCCAACCACUGUAGUGUCUAAAGUUGCAGCCACACGUCAUCAGUCACCUUCCCCUGUGAGGCACGUCAAGGCACCCACCCCGACUCCUGUCAGGCCUGUAUCUCCCACAGCAAGAUUGUCAGUUUCCCCCAUCAGACCUGUGAAGUCUCCAGUGAUGACUCGUAAACAGGUCACCCCGAGCGUUGACGUCCUCCCUCCCUGGAAGCAAGGGGACUUUGAGUCCACCUUCACCACCAUGACUGCUGGUGGUGCUCAAAUGCAGACUGCUGCUACUCAUGUCCGAAUGGAACAGCGCUGGGAAGGCUCUUAUGGAGUGCAGCAGCAAGACCAGCAUGAAAGUGACAAAACAAAUGCAGUAGCUACUGUGGUAGCUGCGGUGGACCAGGCCCGCGGCCGCAAGCCUCUCUCUGGUUUUGUAGAACGGACCAACAUAGAAACAAGCGUCACUACCAUGCACUUAGAGCCCAUGAUGGAGGAGCAGGUAGUUCAGACAUUAAGUCCACUGUCCAUCCAUUCACCCUUCUUGCACUCCCAUUUUUUUAUCCUUACGCUUAACAUUUUAAGAGCUCUGGGAAAGUCAUAGCUGUGAAACUCAUCCUCUUCCACUGGUGAGGGUGUGAAAAAGGCAGGAGCAGUAGCCACAGUGCUAGCUGCCGUUGACCAAGCACGUGUUCGAAAGCCUGUGCAUGAGGAGGGUGGUCAUGCUGAAGAGGGAACCAUAGAGCAUGACCUAGAACAGCGGUCUGUGACUAUAAGGGCUCCAGAGCCACAAAUCGUCACCAAGACUGUGAAAACUGAGAUUGUGCAAAUGCCUGCUCCUGUUCAAAUCCCUUCCACUGAGCAGAAAAUUCAUUUCACCCAGAUCCAGAGAAGUAAAGAAACUGCCACCCAUGUGGACACUGCGCUUGCACCUUCCCCAAUCCCACAUUUCACAGUUUCAAAAGUUACUGUUCCUAAACCUGACCAUAGCUAUGAGGUUUCAAUAGCAGGUUCUGCUAUUGCUACACUGCAGAAAGAGUUAUCUUCUACCUCUGCUUCACAAAAGAUCAUCAGGCCUGUCAAGCCUCCUUCUCAUAAGAUUGUGGAGACAAGAGUGACACCCGUGCCAACUCCACCUCCCUUUAAAGACACCACUGAAAGAUAUGAGACGCGUUUUGGAACCCAGUUAUACAAAGAGAUAGGCACUUCUAUUACAGGGGGUAUGGAGCAGAAGUAUGGCCAGUGGGAAACACAGGUGGUUGAGACUGCAACAGUUCCCUCACCUGCACAAGAGGCUGUGGUACCACCCACUCUUAUUGCUGGCUUGAAGAAUAUUACUGUGAUUGAAGGUGAAUCUGUGACACUGGAGUGCCAGAUUUCUGGUCACCCUGCCCCUGCCAUCAUGUGGUUCAGGGAGGACUACAGAAUCGAGAGCUCCAUUGACUUCCAGAUUACCUAUGAGAACGGGUACGCCCGUCUGGUAAUCCGCGAGGCCUUCGCUGAGGACAGCGGGCGCUUUACCUGCACUGCCACCAGCGAGGCUGGAACUGUCAGCACCUCCUGCUACCUGCUUGUCAAAGUCUCAGAGGAGAUUGAAGGCAGAGAGGAACUGGCUGCAACUACCGUCUCUGAACACAUUGAAACUGCAGAGAGAGAGAUUACCAUUGAAGCUAAAGAGGAGACCCUGUCAGAGGCCGCGGAGUCUGUGGAAGGAGGUGCAGCCCCCUUUUUCGUCAGGAAGCCCACUGUGCAGAAGCUGGUGGAAGGAGGGAGCGUCGUCUUCGAAUGCCAGAUUGGUGGCAGCCCCAAACCACACAUUUACUGGAAGAAGGCAGGAGUGCCCCUAACUACUGGAUACAGAUACAGAGUGGCCUAUAAUAAGGAAACUGGAGAGUGCAAGCUGGAGAUCUCCAUGACCUUUGCUGAUGAUGCUGGAGAGUACUCCAUCUUUGCCAGGAACAAACUGGGAGAGGCUUCUGCCACUGUUAACCUGCUUGAGGAAGAGGAAUAUGAAGCCUACAUGAAGAAGUACGAAAUGACUUUCAAGACUGAAGUGACCACAGUUGUAAAGGAGCCACAAGUGGCAGAUAUCCCCCCAGUGGUUGUGAGUCAAUAUGAGAAAGAGAAGAUUCUCAUGCAGAAGAGAAUGGCCCAACAAACACAGAUGACCUUUGUUUCAGAACAGGAAUUCCUGAUCUCCGCUUUUGAGGAGAAGAUAAUCCGUGAGAUUGAGAUCCGCAUUCUGAAGAUUACUUAUAUGGAGCUGGUGACUGAAGAUGGGGAAGAGAUGAUCACGGUGGCUGAGCAGGAAGCUGUGGAGCCAACCUUUGACACUCCAGUAAAGAGCUACAGGAUCAUGGAAGGAAUGGGAGUCACUUUCCAUUGCAAAGUGGCAGGAAACCCACUACCCAAGAUUGCCUGGUACAAAGACGGCAAGCGCAUCAAGCACGGUGGCCGAUACCAGAUGGAGGUUCUGCAGGAUGGAAGAGCCAGUCUGCGUCUCCCUGUGGUGCUGCCAGAGGAUGAGGGUGUCUACACCGCCCUGGCUAGUAACAUGAAGGGAAAUGUUGUCAGAUCAGGGAAGCUGUAUGUGGAGCCCACGGCACCAGCCGGAGCUCAGCCAUAUUUCCCUCAACCAGAGGCACUCCAGAGAAUCCGUUCCACAUCCCCACGCUCUCCAAGCCGCUCUCCUGGACGUUCUCCUGGUCGCUCACCGGCCCGCAGGCUGGAUGAGACAGACGAGACUCAACUGGAGAGGCUGUAUAAACCUGUGUUUGUCAUGAAGCCCUCUUCCUUCAAGUGUGCUGAGGGACAGACCGCUAGAUUUGACCUGAAGGUUGUUGGAAGACCCAUGCCUGAGACCUUCUGGUUCCACAAUGGCCAGCAAGUGGUCAAUGACUACACUCACAAGAUAGUUGUAAAGGAGGAUGGAACCCAGUCAAUGAUUGUGGUCCCAGCCAUGCCAGCUGACUCUGGAGAGUGGACGGUUGUGGCUCAGAACAGAGCUGGAAAGACUUCCAUUUCUAUGACUCUUACAGUGGAUGCCAAGGAAAACUUGGUGAGACCUCAGUUCAUUGAGAAGCUGAAGAACAUCAGUGUCAAGCAAGGCACUCUGGUUGAGCUGGCAGUCAAAGCAAUGGGAAAUCCCCUUCCUGACAUUGUCUGGCUGAAAAACAGUGACAUCAUCUCCCCACACAAGUACCCAAACAUCAAGAUUGAAGGCAACAAAGGAGAAUCUAGUUUCAAGAUUGCUUCAAGUGUAGGCUCAGACAGUGCCUGGUACACAGCCACAGCCAUCAACAAAGCCGGACGAGAUACCACCCGUUGCAGGGUCAAUGUAGAGGUGGACUUUGCUGAACCCGAGCCUGAGAGGAAGCUUAUUAUUCCCAAAGGAACUUACAAGGCCAAGGAGAUUGCAGCUCCAGAGCUGGAGCCCCUGCAUCUUCGCUAUGGACAAGAACAGUGGGAGGAAGGCGACCUGUAUGACAAGGAGAAGCAACAGAAACCACACUUCAAGAAGAAGCUUACCUCAGUCAGACUGAAGCGUUUUGGACCUGUGCAUUUUGAUUGCAGGCUGACGCCAAUAGGUGACCCUACCAUGGUGGUGGAGUGGCUGCACGAUGGCAAACCCCUGGAAGCUGCUAACAGGCUGCGCAUGAUCAAUGAGUUUGGCUACUGCAGCCUUGACUAUGAAGUGGCUUACUCCAGAGAUAGUGGUGUCAUCACCUGCAGAGCAACUAAUAAGUUUGGUGUUGACCAGACCUCCGCUACCCUGAUUGUGAAGGAUGAGAAGAGCCUUGUAGAAGAGACUCAGCUACCAGAAGGCAGAAAGGGAAUGCAAAGAAUUGAGGAGAUGGAACGCAUAGCCCAUGAGGGGGCUCCCACAGGAGUUACUGUAGAAGAAACAUCUGAAAAGAGCAAGCCUGAGAUUGUCCUCCUUCCUGAGCCUGCAAGGGUAUUAGAGGGGGAAACUGCUAGAUUCCGUUGCAGAGUGACUGGAUACCCUGCCCCUAAGGUCAACUGGUACCUCAAUGGACAGCUCAUCCGAAAGAGCAAGAGGUUUAGGCUCCGGUAUGAUGGUAUUUAUUACCUUGAGAUUACUGAUAUCAAGUCUUAUGAUUCAGGAGAAGUCAAAGUAGUGGCAGAGAAUCCUGAGGGUGUGGCUGAGCACUGUGUGAAGCUGGAGAUCCAGCAGAAGGAGGACUUCAGGUCCAUCCUCCGCCGUGCACCUGAGCAGAAGGUUCAAGAAUCAGCUGAACAUGGCAGAGUGUCUUUUGAAGUUGUCAAAGUCGACAGACCCCCUGAGAUCAUUCAGCCCAAAGAGAUUGUCAAGCUGAGAAAGACUGAAAGAGUCAUCCAUGAGAAACCAACAGAGGAGUCAGAUGAACUGAGAAGCAAAUUCAAGCGCAGAACUGAGGAGGGCUACUACGAAGCCAUCACUGCUGUAGAGCUCAAGUCUCGUAGGAAGGAUGAAUCCUAUGAGGGUAUGCUGAGGAAGAGGAAGGAAGAACUUCUUCAUUGGACCAAAGAGGUGCCUGAGGAGGAAAGGAAAAAGGAGGAAGAACGAGGCAAAGUAACCAUUCCUACAAUCAGACCAGAGAAAAUAGAGCUCUCUCCCAGCAUGGAAGCACCCAAGAUUUUGGAACGCAUUCAGAGCCAGACAGUUUCCCAAACUGAAGAGGUCCGCUUUAGAGUCAGAGUGAUAGGGAAACCUGAUCCAGAAUGCCAGUGGUUCAAGAAUGGAGUGCUGCUGGAGAAGUCAGACCGUAUUUACUGGUAUUGGCCUGAAGACAAAGUGUGUGAAUUAGUGAUCAGAAAUGUUUCAGCUGAAGACUCUGCCAGCAUUAUGGUCAAAGCUGUCAACAUUGCUGGGGAGACUUCAAGCCACGCAUUCUUGCUUGUGCAAGCCAAGCAAGUCAUUGCAUUUACUCAAGAAUUAGAGGAUGCCAAUGCCAAAGAGAAGGACACCAUGGUGACCUUUGAGUGCGAAACCAAUGAGCCUUUUGUCAAAGUGAAGUGGUUCAAGAACAACAUGGAGAUUUUCCCGGGAGACAAAUACCGCAUGCACUCAGACAGGAAGGUGCACUUCCUCUCUGUGCUGGUCAUUGACAUGGGAGAUACCGCAGAGUACAGCUGUGUUGUUGCUGAUGACAACCACAUCAGAACCACUGCCAGACUAAUUGUUGAGGGUGCCCCACUGGAAAUUGUGAAGAAGCUUGAGAAUAUGGAAGUGCCUGAAACCUACUCUGGAGAAUUUGAAUGUGUCGUGUCCCGUGAGGAUGUUGAGGGUACCUGGUACUUUGAGAACAAGGAAAUCACUCCCAGCAGCAAAUACGUCAUUUCCUCCCGCCGAGGACGGCACACUCUGUCUGUUAAAGAUGUCAAGAAGGAGGACCAGGGAAAAUACACAUUUGUUGUUGAUGAACUGAAGACAAGUGGCUCUUUAAAGAUGAAAUUGCGCCCAGUGACACUGAUGCAAGGUCUGUCUGACCUGACCAUCUGUGAAGGUGAUAUUGCCCAGCUGGAGGUGAGGUUCUCUCAGGAGAAUGUUGAGGGAGCCUGGAUGAAAAACGGACAAGCCAUCUCGGCCACUGACCGCAUUCACAUUGUGAUUGACAAGCUCACCCACAAGCUUCUCGUUGAAGAUGCCAACAGGGAUGACGCUGGAAUGUAUUCCUUUGUUGUGCCUGCUCAAGAUAUAUCCACCUCUGGAAAGCUAACUGUUCAGACUAUUGGAAUCGUGACCCCACUAAAGGAUGUGACUUCAGUUGAGGGCACCAAAGCUGUGCUGGAGGCUAAAAUCUCAGCUGCCGACAUUAGCUCAGUGAAAUGGUACCAUAAUGACAAACUGCUGGUACCAAGUGAGAGGGUCCAGUUUGUUGCUAAAGGAUCCAAGCAGCGUCUGGUCUUCAGCAGGACCUUUGCCUCAGACCAGGGACAGUACAAGCUGGUUGUUGGCAAAGCUGAUUCUACCUGCAGAGUGACCAUUGAAAGAAUUCACAUUGUGAAGCAUAUGGAAGACCAAGUUUGCACUGAAACGCAGAACGUCAUCUUUGCGGUUGAGUUGUCCCACCCUGGUAUUGAUGCUGUUUGGACCUUCAAGAAUCAGCAUCUCAAAGCAGGUCCCAAAUACAAGAUAGAAGCCAAGGGCAAGCGCUACACCCUGACUGUCCUUGACACCAUGAAGGAUGAGGAGGGACAGUACACAUUUGCAGCUGGUGAACAGACAUCCAGUGCUAAACUUACUGUGUCAGGUGGUGCCAUUAACAGACCUCUCCAGGAUGUGACUGUGGCAGAGUCCCAGACUGCUGUACUGGAGUGUGAGGUGGCCAACCCCAAAACUGAGGGCAAGUGGCUGAAGGAUGGACACACUGUGGACUUCAACGACAACGUCAGGAGCGAGAAGGAUGGAGGCGUCAGGCGCCUGGUCAUUGCCAUCACUAGACCUCAGGACGUUGGGGAAUACACCUACCAGGUGGCCAACUCCAAGACAACAGCCAACCUGAGAGUUGAAGCUGUGAAGGUCCGGAAGACACUGAAGAACCUGACAGUCACUGAGACCCAGACAGCAGAGUUCAGUCUGGAGCUCACCCACAAGAAUGUGAAAGGCUUCCAGUGGAUCAAGAAUGGCGUGGAGAUCCAACCCAGUGAAAAGUAUGAAAUAAUAGCAGACGGCAUGGUCCACAUCCUUAGGAUCAAGAAUUGUAACACGCAAGACGAGUCUGUCUAUGGAUUCAAACUCGGAAAACUGUCUGCAAAUGCCAGACUCAAUGUUGAGAAUAUAAAGAUUGUGAAGAAACCCAAGGAUGUGACAUCUCUGUUGGAUUCCACUGCUUCUUUUGAGCUGAGCCUGUCCCAUGACAACAUCCCAGUGAAAUGGAUGUUCAAUAAUGUUGAGCUGAAGCCUAGUGAAAACUGCAAGAUACUGUCAGAAAGGAAGGCUCACAAGCUAAUCAUCCAGAAUGUGGGUACUCAUAAUGCUGGAGAAUACACCGCUGUAGUUGGACAUUUGCAGUGCAGUGCUUCAUUGUAUGUUGAAGCUUUGCGUGUCACAAAAACCAUGAAGAGCAUUGAGGUGCCAGAGACCCAGGUGGCCACCUUUGAGUGUGAAGUGUCUCACUUCAAUGUCCCAUCCACUUGGCUGAAGAAUGGGGUCGAGAUUGAGAUGAGCGAAAAGUUCAGGAUCGUGGUGCAAGGAAAACUCCACCAGCUCAAAAUAAUGAACACCAGCAGAGAGGACUCUGCCGAGUACACUUUCAUAUGUGGAAAUGACAGAGUUUCUGCCACGCUGACUGUCAGCCCCAUUUUGAUAACAUCUAUGCUCAAAGACCUCAAUGCCCAGGAGAAGGACACUAUCACCUUUGAGGUGAAUGUAAAUUACGAGGGAAUCACCUACAAAUGGCUGAAGAAUGGUGUGGAGAUCCGGUCCACAGAAAGAUGCCAGACCCGCACCAAACAGCUCACUCACACGCUGACUAUCCGAAACGUACACUUCGGGGAUGGUGGGGAAUACAAGUUUGUGGCUGGGUCUGCUCAAACGUCAGCUAACCUUUAUGUUGAUGCCCGUGUUAUUGAAUUCACCAAGCACAUUAAAGACAUCAAAGUAACUGAGAAGAAGAAGGCCAUUUUUGAGUGUGAGGUCUCUGAGCCUAACAUUCAUUUGGUUUGGAUGAAAGAUGGGCUGGAACUGGAGCCAUCUGACAGGUACAAAGUUUCCACUGACAAAUACAUGCACCGUUUGAUGAUCCAAACUGUGCGCUUGUCUGAUGCUGGAGAGUAUUCUGUGGUCGCUGGUUCAAGUGUGUCCAAAGCUCAUCUCACUGUAGAGGGCCGUGAUGUCCGGAUUACAGAACCUGCCGAGAAGGAAAUCACUGUUGUUGAGAAGCAGAGAGCUACAUUUGAGUUUGAAGUAAAUGAAGAUGACAUUGAAGCACGCUGGCUAAGGAAUGGAGUUGAGAUCAAAUUUGGGGUUGAGGAGCGUUUCAGCUAUGCGGCCAUUAGGAAGCUUCACCGCUUGACCAUCACAGAAACCUACCGCAGUGAUGCUGGAGAGUACACCUUUAUUGCUGGCAGGAACAGGAGUGUAGUUACUCUGCACGUCAACAUUCCUGAGCCGCCUCAGAUGGUUCGGCAUAUGCAGCCCCUGUCUGUGGAGGUUGGCAAGCCUGCCCGUUUCUCUGUGGUGGUGACGGGCAUCCCUCAGCCACAGGUGUUCUGGUACAAGGACUCCCAGGCUCUGUCCCCUGGAUUCAAGUGCAAGUUCCUCCAUGAAGGGAAUGAGCACACACUGCUGCUCAUUGAGGUCUUCCCAGAGGAUGCAGCCGUCUACAACUGUGAGGCCAAGAAUGACUAUGGCAUGGUUACCAGCACUGCUUCUCUUAAUGUGGAAGUUCCUGAGGUUAUUUCCCCUGAUAUUGGAACCCCACUCUCACCUCCUGUGAUCAUCUCUCCUAUUUACAACACUUCCACUAAGGAGGGAGAGUCUGCUAGAUUCCAGUGUCGUGUGUCUGGAGAAGACCUGAAAAUUACCUGGUACUGCAAAGACAAGGAGAUCAAGCAGUCUGACUUUUUCAAGAUGUCUCAGUAUGAUGAUAACUGCCUACUGGAAAUUGCCAGAGCUUACCCUGAGGAUGCUGGGGAGUAUACUUGUGUUGCUAGAAACUCAGCUGGAAUGGUCUCAUGCUCAGCAGUUUUAACUCUUGAGGGGCAUAAACAAACUGAGGACAGUACAUCCAAGUCUCAGUGGCAUGUCUCAACCAGUCUUUCCACAAGCAUAUCGAGUGUAAAGAAGGAGCCUAUUGGUCAAAGGCCCACUUUCAUUCAGCCAAUCACAAGCUGCACGGUGCUUCAUGGGGAAGUGGCCAGAUUCCAUGCUCGUGUGUCCGGCAUGCCAAAGCCAGAGAUCCGCUGGUUUCACAACCAGCAGCUAAUAAAGGCAACAAAAAACAUUGUCUUUCAUUUCGAUGAAAUGACAAACACUGCAACGCUAAUUAUAGUCGAUGCUUUCUCUGAGCAUGCUGGAGAGUACACUUGCAAAGCAACCAAUAGUGCUGGAGAGGCGGUAUGCACGGCCAUCCUUUCAGUAACCAAAGAAGUGAUGAAAGUGGAAGAACAUACUGAAGUCAGAAUUAAGGAAGAAGUCAAAGCAUUUUCUAGCAUGACUGUCUCAACUGAAGAAGAGAAAAAAGAAUUCUACAGCACGGGCCAACAGUUAGCAAAAAAAAUAACACUUGAGCUCAAGCCAGAGUCUCAAUAUUUUUCAAGUACAUUAGAAAAGAAAAAAGAAAAGCCAGUUUUUUUGACCCAACUAGCACCAGCAGAUAUCUCUGUUGGAGACACGGCUAAAUUUACUGUCACAGUGUCUGGCUUUCCAAAGCCUAAAGUUCAGUGGUUUCAUAAUGGACAGGAGAUCAAAUCCUCAUCAGUUUACAAAAUUAUUGAAGAGGAACACAAAUAUACUUUGAUCAUUUCUCAGGUGAAGACAGAGUAUGAAGGGGAGUACUCUUGUACUGCCAGCAACAGGUUUGGUCAAUCAACUUGUUCUGCAUUCCUGCAUGUUAGAGUGAAGGGGGUGCCCAAACAAGAGCAUCGGGUAGAGAAAGUGGUAAGAGUCACUGGCCAACCCCCUCGUUUCACCACAGCGAUAGAACCCAUACAGUGCACAGAGGGAGGUGAGGCUCAAUUUCGAUACAAAGUGACUGGGGACCCACUGCCUGAGAUUCAGUGGUUUAGGGGUAGUUACCAAAUUCAGCCCAGUAAAUACUUCUCUGUGGUAAAUAACCCAGAUGGUUCUGGGUACUUAAUCAUGAAAGGCAUCCAGCAAGAAGACAGUGGUCUCUACACAUGUAGGGCAUCCAACCCAUCUGGGGAGGCCUCUUGCAGCGCUGAACUGAUUGUGUUCCGUGAGACUGUCUCUGUUUCUAGCCACCAGGAUCACCUGUUUUUUCAGAAGCAAAAAGGUUACAAAGUGUCCAUGACUGAGCAGGCUACUGAGUCUCGUCUGUACAUGGUGAAUCUUCCAGGGGAGGCCAGAGCCAGCUUGCAGGAAGGACAUCAGAUGGUUUACACCAUCGGCACUGAGGCUAGGCAGACAAUAGCCAGUGAGCAGGUGGACACUUUGCAAGAGGUGGCAAUCUCAGCUGCCACCUUGCAGAGAGAGCAAGUCACCCACCAAGCUGCAGUGCUGCAGUCUCAUGAUAUGGAGGAGAGGGUGAUGAUAGCACCCACUCAGCUCCGUCCAACUGCGGCAUUACCUGGGAGACAGCUCCACAUGGCGUCCUUCACCUCUGCUGUUCAGGAAAGCCAUGGUUUCACAGAGCAGCACUCUGAACGCAUCCAAAGUCCAGAGGUCACAGAGGUAGAGCUGACUCGGGAGCAGAGCUCAAAGCUCAUGUCUGCCAUUUCAGAGGAAAUAACACCAGUAGUCACUGUGCGAGCUGAGUCUUUAAGUGACAGGAAGCCUGAGAAGAUAAAGCCAACUCCUGAGCCAAAGCAUGUUGUCAGUGGUCACCAGGUAGAAACCAGAUUACCAAUUUUGAAAGAAAAAUCUGACAUUAUUCCUAAACCUGAAGUGGAAAAAAGUUACAGAGUAAAAGAAGGUGUCAAAAUAUUGUACUCUGCCAUAUCAACGGAGACACAAGAAAUGUCUGAAGCCCAUUCAACGGAAUUCUCCUCUUUAGACUCUGCUACACAGUCUUCAGUAGUGAAGGAACUGCCUAAGCCGUUUUUUCUAUCUGCUAGUGAGACUAAACACACAUUAUCAAAAGAACAGAGAUUUGACGUAUACAAACCAGAGGAAGAGAGGGCACAACUGGGCAAGGAUAGAUUUGUUAAAUCAGCUCUAACUGCUGAAGAAAAGCAUGAGCUCCAGGCCGAACACACAAAACAAAUACCGGGUUUAGAAAGCGCUGUUUCAGUGCAUUCAGGAAGAGAAGUGGACCAGGUCAAACACUUACAGGUGAUAACAGACCAGAACACACUUCCUUCUGAAGGCAGAUUUACUUGUGAGAAGCCAGUAGCAGAGCAAGCAGAUAUUACAAAAAGCCCCACUAUGUUGCAUACAGUUUCGACAGAUGAACAGAAAUCUAUUACUUGUGAAGAGACAUUUCAGUUUUCUUCUGAAGACAGUGUAUUUUCCAUUCUGCCCACAAAAGAAGCUCCUGCCACUUUACAUCUCCAGACUAUUCACCCAGAAACGACAUUAUCUAAAGAAAGCAUACUUACUGUUGAAAGGCCCAGCCAGCAGGUAGCUGUGCAGAGACAGGAAAGGGUUCGCAGACAUGCGAUAAGCACAGAGGAGAAAAGGGAGCUAAUUGCUGAUUAUUCUACAGACCUUGAUGUGUCAGUCACAGGUGUCCACUCUGAGCAAAUAAUAGAACCAAAACCUCAAACUAUUCUUCAAGUGAUUUCAGAGCCCAUGCAGCUGCCGAAGGAAACUCCCUUCACCACUGAAGUGAAACAGCAGCGGGCAUCAGUGCAGAAGGAGGAUCGCUGGAAUAUUAUGCACGUAGUGACCUCAGCAGACAGUCGAGCUAUGGAAGAGGGACACACUGAUAUCUUGGCAGGGGUUCAGACUUCCCUUUGUAAAACAGAAGUCGAGCCAAAAGUCCCCACUGAGCCAAUUCACAUAGAGGAGAAAGCAAUCUCAACUGAGAGUUGUGUUGCUUUAGAGGCAGCACAGCAAGAUUUUGCAGUCCAGAUUCAAGAGGGUCAGUCAGUGCGACAAUCAAUACAAAUGGAAGAAAAACAGAUUAUGGUUGGUGAACAGUCAAGGGAAAUAAUAAAAUCAGAGACAACUGCAGUUAGUAUCACAACACAGCCGAGGGGGGCCUUACUGGUCCACGAAUCCCAAGAAAGUAAGGCUCUUCCAAAAGAGCUUACCUUUGUCAUCCAGGUACCAAAACCAUUUGGAUUAGACAUCAGAUGUCAGCUUAAGAGUGCACUGCAGACUGCUGUAGCACAUGAACAGCCAUUGCUUCUUGCUGAAGUUGCACAAAGCAUACAAGCUGUUGAGGUAAAGGAAGUCAAGGUAGUCAAAGAACCUAAAUAUACCAUGUUCACAUACCUUAUUACAACAAGUGGCGCCCCUAUGGAAAUAACCAUUGGUUUUGAAGGUGAUUAUCCUCAGACUGCUGAUCUGAAGAAUGAGCUUAAAGCAGCUUUGUACUCCAUCAUUCAUUGUGAACAGCAGGUCCUGACCUUAGAACAGCCAGGUACUCAGCUGUUUGAUAGGCCUCAGAGAUUACAGGUUAGCAGCACAGCUUCAAAGGAAAUGCUGUCGUCCAUGGUGGAGACAGUUACAGUUGCAGAGAGCGUUUCAGAUUUCACUGGACCAAAAACUCAUUCUGCUGCACUUGAGACUGAAGCUCAAGCAUUCUUCCAAAGUGCGAAAGCUCAAGAAUAUACCAUGAUGCAAGAAUCACAAGAAAUCUUUUACAAAGGCUCAGCGAGAUCUGAGGUAAUGAAAGUGGCCACAGAGUCAAAGUUCCAGGAGUCCAUGCAGAUGACCAGGCAGGAAGUCAAAACUGUGACAGUAAAAGGCCGUGAGAGAGAUGUGGGGGCAGCAGAUAUAACUACAGAUAUGCCUCUGGCACCAAUCCCAGCUGACCACACAGUAGACGUUGUUAUACAAAAAGAAAGAAGAGAGGAGUUUCUGAAAGAGGAAGUUGUUAUAACAAAGCCCCCAGAAAAACAGACCAAAGAUUACCCUAUCAUAGAAACUUUUCUGGAAGACAUUACCAUAGACGAGCAUAGCAAGGUUACAUUCUCUGUAAUUAUAAAAUAUGCUAAAAAGGUCAACUGGCUUUUCAAUGGAAAAUUGGUUAAAUCUGGCAAGGAGUUCCGAUGUUCAAAGGAUCAUGAUACUUAUACGCUCGUAAUUGACAAGGUUAUCAAGGAGAAGCACCAAGGAGAAUUUAUCUGUGAGGCUGUGAAUGAAGCUGGCAAGACUUCAACAUCAUCGAAACUCACAGUUGUCUUAAGAGUGCCACCCGUUUUUAGGCAUAAAAUCCAGCCCCUGGAAAUAAAUCUUGGCAGCAAUGCCAAGUUUGAGUGCGAGAUUGAGGAAGCUCCAAAUGUGAAGUUCAAGUGGUACAAGUCUGGCACUGAGCUCAGAGACAGCGAGAAGUGCAGGAUCCUUAGUCGGUACCACACCUCUUCGAUGGAGCUGCUGAACCCAACCAAAGCCGACAGCGCUGAAUAUACUUGCAAAGCCACCAACCAACAUGGCAGUGACAGCUGCUCGGCUUCCCUCACAGUGACUGAAGUUUUUCCACCUGUCUUUGUUACUAAGCCUGACCCAAUGACCGUAUAUGUGGGAAAACAAGCAAGACUUCAGUGUGUAGUUACCGGCUCCUCCCCAAUGAAUGUUGUGUGGCAAAAAGGCAAUGUUGCCAUUUCCUCAGAGGGAAACUUCAAAAUCCUCUCUGAAAAGAACAAGCACACUCUUGAAAUUCUGAAUCUUCAACUCACUGAUCAGGGCACAUACCUUUGCAAAGCAUCUAACAGCGUGGGAACAGACAUAUGCAGCACAGAACUGAGAGUGAUUAACAAGCCCAGCUUUGUUAAAACCUUUGAGUCAGUGGCAGUAGCUGUGGGCAACCCACUGCGGCUUGAGUGUCAGGUGGAUGAAGACACUGGUGUGGUCAUCACCUGGACCAGGGAUGGCAAGAAGCUGCAUCACACCAUGGAUCACAAAAUUUCUUUUGAAGACAAGAUUGCCACUCUUGAAAUUCCAUAUGCACAACUUAAAGAUACAGGGAUGUAUGUCUGCACUGCUGCAAAUGAUGCUGGAAGCAGUAACUGUUCUUCCAUGGUAACUGUGCAAGAGCCCCCAACCUUUGUUAAAAGACUGGAACCAAAGAUCCUUUGGAAACAGGGUGUGACUGCACGCAUGCAGUGCACAGUUAAAGGCUCACCGGAACUCCACGUCACCUGGUUCAUGAACGACAAAGAAAUAAGCAGUGGAGAGAAAUACAAAAUCACCUUCAAGGGUGGCCUUGCUGUCUUAGAGAUCAAGGAAAUUUUUGUGGAAGACAGUGGAAAUUACACCUGUGAAGUGUUAAAUGAAGCUGGAUGUGAAAGUUGCAGUACUCAGUUAACUGUAAAAGAACCCCCUUCCUUCAAAAAGGAAUUGCAAAUGGUAGAAGUAGUAAGAGGAAGCACUGCUAUAUUUGAAUGUGAAGUUGCUGGUACUACUCCCUUUGAAAUCACUUGGUUUAAGAAUAGAAAACAAGUUACAACUGAUAAAAAGUACAGAAUUGUCUCCCAAGCUGCCACUGCCUGUUUGGAGAUCAGUUCAUUUGAAAGUGCAGAUGUUGGAGAUUACCAAUGUGUGGUAUCAAAUGAUGUUGGGAAAAUCUCUGGCAAAUCAUCUGCUAAACUGAAAGAGCCACCAUCUUUCUCAAAGAGAAUUGAAAACACUUCAGCAGUUUUGGGCAGUACUGUUAGACUACAAGGCACUCUAAAAGGGUCAUUACCAAUCAAGGUCACAUGGAUGAAGGAUUCUGAAAUACUGAGAGAUGAUGAUUCUAAUGUAAAAAUGGAAUUUGAGAACAAUGUCGCCGUUCUGACAGUUGUGACUGUUAAUAUAACUCAUAGUGGCAAAUACACCUGCCAAGCUGAAAAUGAAGCUGGGAAACAAAAAUGUGAAGCCACAUUAUCAGUUCAAGAACCGGCUAGAAUUGUAGACAAAACUCCAUCCAUUAGCGUGACAGCAGGAGACCCAGCAUCUAUAGAGUGCACAGUAGCAGGAAGCCCGGAGCUCAAAGUGAAGUGGUUCCGUGAUGGAAAGGAAAUAACAGCCGGCCGUAAAUAUAAAAUGACCUUUAAAGAUAAUGUGGCCACCCUAAAAAUUCUUGCAGCAGAAAAAGGAGACAGCUGUGAAUAUAUGGUGGAAGUAGCCAAUCGUGUAGGAAAAGACCAGUGUUCUUCUUCUGUUACUGUGCUAGAUCGAAUCAUACCACCAACCUUCACAAAACUUCUUAAAAAAGUUGAUGGAAUUCUUGGCUCCAAUGUCAGUAUGGAAUGUAAAGUCUCUGGCUCUCAGCCAAUGACUGUUUCUUGGUACAAAGAUGAGACUGAAAUCACAACUGGUGGAAAAUACCAAACAGAAUUCACAGAAAGCACUGCAACUUUGGAAAUCAAGGAAUUAGAAAAGUCUGAUGCUGGAAUAUAUACUUGUCGUGCAACUAAUUCAGCAGGAACCCGUGAGACAAGUGGAACUGUAUCUGUAAAAGAACCUCCAACCUUCACAAUAAAGCCAGACUCCCAAAAUGUCAUACCAGGAGCAAAAGUUACUCUUAAGAGUGCUUUCACUGGCACAGCACCAUUUACCAUUAAGUGGUUCAAAGGGGACAAGGAAAUGUCCACUGGAGGAACAUGUUUUAUCAAGAAAGAUGCAUCCUCAAGUUCACUGGAGCUUCACUCUGUGAAACCAACUGAUUCAGAUACCUACACUUGCCAAGUUGCCAAUGAUGCUGGGAAGGUGACAUGCACCGCUACCUUGUUUGUAAAAGAACCUCCAAAGUUCGUGAAGAAGCUUGAAUAUUCAAAACUUAUAAUGAAGGGAAGUCCUGUUGUUUUGGAAUGUAAAGUAACUGGCAGUCCUGUGAUUACAAUUAAGUGGUUCAAGAAUGACACUGAAAUCAGCUCACAUGAUAAGUGCAAAAUGACCUUCACGGACUCAGUGGCUUCCCUGGAAAUUGAUGCCAGUGUUGUUGAUGAUAGUGGGGAGUACAUUUGUGAAGCAUCUAGUGAAGCUGGCAGUGACCGUUGUAAAAGUAUAAUUACAAUCAAAGAACCGCCCACCUUUACAAAGGUUUUGGAAUCCAUGGAAGUUGUCAGAGGGUCUGAUGUUGUGCUGGAGGGAAAUGUUUCUGGCUCAGCUCCAUUUGAAAUUUCAUGGUAUAAAGAUAGUAAACCAAUUAGAAAUGAUAGGAAACACAAGAUAAGUUCACAAAAUGACACAGUUAACCUCAAUAUUCUAAAAUGUGAAGCAGCAGAUAUUGGAACAUAUCAAUGCACUGUUACAAAUGAAGUGGGAACAUCUUCAUGUGAUUGCCACGUGACACUGAAAGAACCACCAUCCUUUGUGCAGAAGAUAGAAAACAUAAGUUGCCUUGUCGGCAGUGAAAUUAAAAUGCAAUGUAUACUAAAAGGAUCAUUGCCAAUCACUGUAUCAUGGAUAAAGGAUGAUCGUGAGGUUAAAGACGAUGAAAAUAUAAGAAUGUCCUAUGAGGAUGAAACUGCAAUACUGCAAAUAACAAAUAUUCAGAUAAAUCAUAGUGGAAAGUACACUUGUCAGGCAAAGAAUGAAGCUGGCAGUCAGAAAUGUACUGCUUCAUUGGUUGUUAAAGAACCAGCAAACAUUACAGAACAAGCAAAGUCGAUUAGUGUUACUGCUGGGGAUCCAGCCACACUGGAGUGCAGGUUCUCGGGAACCAAAGUCCUGAAAGCAAAAUGGCUGAGGAAUGGAAAGGAGUUGAUAUCAGGCCAAAAAUAUAAAGUGCUCAGCACAGAAAAGAGCUCCAUGUUAAAAAUCCUAGCUACAGAAAAGAGUGACAGUGGAGAGUAUAUGUUUGAGGUCUCCAAUGAUGUUGGUAGCAGCACGUGUGAAGCUACAAUUACUGUUCUAGAACCGCCAACUAUUUUAGAAAAGCCAGACUCAAUGGAUGUCUUGCCUGGAGCAAGAGUGCAAUUAAGUGUACUUUUAAGUGGCACUCCACCAUUGACCAUCAAGUGGUUUAAAAACAAUAAGGAGGUUUUGUCUGGCCGUGAGUGCUUAGUUCAGAAGGACAACACCUCAACUUCACUGGAGCUCUUUUUUGCCAAGACCUCAGACUCUGGAGAUUACUCUUGUGAGAUCACUAAUGAUGUUGGCUCUGAUUCCUGCAAAGUUACCCUCUUUGUCAAAGAGCCUCCAAAAUUUUUGUCAGUACCGGAGAGUGUAACAGUGGUGAAAUCAGGACAGCCAAAGAGAUUUGAAUGCCAGGUAGCUGGCACUCCUGAAAUUGAUAUCUACUGGUUCAGAGAUGGCAAUGAGAUCAGUCCCAGUGACAAAUAUAAGAUGUCUUUUGUGAACUCCAUGGCAAGCUUGGAGAUACUCAGAACCGAUACAAAAGAUAGUGGAAUGUAUUACUGCGAGGCACGAAACGAUGCUGGUAGUGAGAGCUGCAGCAUGGAUUUGAAAGUGAAAGAGCCUCCAACCUUUGUGAAGGAAUUAAUACCCCUUGAAGUUGUAAAUGGCUCUGAUGCAUUCUUUCAAUGCCAAGUUACAGGAACAGCUCCAUUUGAGUUUACUUGGCACAAGGAUGCCAAGGAAAUCAAGUCAAGUAAAAGGCAUAUUGUUUCACAAAGUAAUGGUUUUAUAAGCCUGGAGAUACAGAAAUGUGAGGUUUUAGAUGUUGGUGAAUAUAAGUGCACUGUUGCAAAUGAGGUGGGAAGUUGCACUUGCAGGACUGCACUCCGUAUGAAAGAGCCACCAUCAUUUGUAAAGAAGAUCCAAAAUGUGGCCACUGUGUUGGGAGGUGUGGCCGAAUUUCAGUGUGUUGUGACAGGGUCACCACCAUUGUCUGUGCAAUGGCAAAAAGAUAAUGAUUGGAUCUUGGAGGAUCCUAAUAUUGAGAGGAAAUUUGAGGGCAAUGUUGCCUCUUUAAGAAUUGCUGUCUCUGAAGCCUGUCACAGUGGGAGAUAUACCUGUCAGGUCAUGAAUGAGGCAGGACAGGAGAAGAGCUUUGCAACUCUUCUGGUGCAAGAACCACCUCAGAUUACAGAGAAGCCAGAAACAAUAAAUGUGACCGCUGGUGAUCCAGUCAGUAUGGAGUGCAAGGUGUCAGGCACUCCUGAACUCAGAGUCAGGUGGCUAAAAGAUGGCGAGGAGCUCACGCCCAGUAGACAACAUAAACUCAGUUUUGUGAAUAAUGUCAGUAGUCUUAAAAUUCAGUCUGCACAAAUAAACAAUGGUGGAAACUAUACAUUUGAGGUCACCAAUGACUUUGGAGUGUGCAGCUGCAAAAUUACAUUGGUUGUUUUAGAGCAAAUUAUUGCUCCAUCCUUCCUAAAACCAUUGACAGAAAUGUGGGAGGUUUUGGGAUCUUGUGUGCGACUUGAAUGCAAAGUUUCUGGUUCUCUUCCAAUGUCUGUGGAAUGGAGAAAAGACAGGAAUGUCAUUACUGAUACAGCAAAGCCCAAGCUUGCUCAGGAAGAUAACACUGUGUCCUUGGAGAUCGAGCACUUGGAGAAAGCUGAUGCUGGGACAUAUGCUUGUAAACUAUCAAACAAAGCAGGAAGUUGUGAGUGCAGCGCGGCAUUGAUGGUGAAAGAGCCACCAAGCUUUGUGUCAAAACUGGAAUCCCAGGCUGUUCUCCCCAAAUCUACUGUUUCUCUGAAGUGUACCUUGAAAGGAACACCACCAUUUAUGGUGAAAUGGUUCAAGGAUGGUACAGAAUUGUUAACUGGACCAAACUGUUCUGCUGGACUGGAGGGCUUCUCAUGCUUUUUAGAGCUUUAUUCUGUUGGGAUUUCACAAAGUGGAAGUUACGAUUGCCAAGUGAGCAAUGACGCUGGUGUUGCAAGAUGCACCGCCAAUAUAUUGGUGAAAGAACCACCUGAAUUUGUGCUGAAACUGCCACCAACUAAGUAUGUGAAGCAGUGUGAGCCACUCCGUCUUGAAUGCAAAGUGACUGGCACACCUUCACUUCGAAUGUGCUGGUACAAAAAUGACAACAGGCUCACAGAGGGAGACAACUACAGGAUGUCAUUUGUUGAGUCAAUGGCAGCCCUUGAGAUUCUCACCACAAGAUUUGAGGACAGUGGCAUCUAUACGUGUGAAGCGCAGAAUGAUGCUGGGAGCAUCAGCUGUAGCACCACACUAACAGUCAAAGAUCCACCAUCCUUCCUCAAAGUACCUAAACCUGUGGAGGCUACAAAGGGCAAAGACGUCAGUCUUAAUUGCGAAUUGUAUGGUACCCCACCCUUUGAGAUAACAUGGUACAAAGACAAAAUACCUCUAAAGGAAAGCAGGAAGUACAAGUUGGUACAUGAUGGUUGCUUUGCUACUUUACAUAUUCUUAAUAUGGAGGCCUCUGAUGUUGGAGAUUAUCAAUGCAAAGCUUCAAACUGUGUUGGAAGUGAAACCUGCAGUGCUUCAGUUAGUCUCAGAGAACCGCCCAGGUUUGUGAAGAAACUGUCCAAUUUGACAGCCAUUUCUGGUGAAAAAGUAAUGUUGGUCGCCACUGUGAAAGGAUCCCAACCAAUGACUGUGUCGUGGGUACAAGACAAAGAUCACAUCCUCAGAGAUGGUGACAAUCGAAAGAUUACCUUUGAGAACAACCAGGUGACCCUGACUAUCUUUAAGGCUGAUGCAACCUCCCCCGGGAAAUAUACUUGCCAACUUAAAAAUGAUGCUGGAGUAGCGGAGUCUGUUGCCAACAUAACUGUCCUAGAGCCUGCUUCUAUUGUGGAUAGACCAGAGUCCUUCAGUGUCACUGCAGGUGAAACAGCUACACUAGAAUGCACUGUAGCUGGGACACCAGAACUGAAGCCAAAAUGGUUCAAGGAUGGUGUAGAACUGUCUUCUGGAAGGAAGUACAAGAUUUCCUUCUCUAAAAUGAUCUCCAGUCUAAAGAUUCUGUCAGCAGAGAGUGGUGACACUGGAGAAUAUUCUUUUGAGGUUAAGAACGAGGUUGGCACAGAUGUCUGCAAAAUGUCUCUCACUGUACUAGAUAAAGUUAUGCCCCCCACAUUCACACGGAAAUUAAAGGAUACUCACACAAUUGUGGGUAAACCUGGUGAAAUGGACUGCAAAGUUUCAGGCUCACCACCUUUCACUAUCUAUUGGUACCAUGAUGGACAAGAGAUUAGAAGUGGGCCAAAUCAUGAAAUUUCUUUUAGUGACAAUACCUGCACCUUGAAAGUUCCCACUCUUAAGAUGACAGAUUCUGGGAUGUACAAAUGCAAAGCCAUAAACACGGCUGGUGCCAGUGAGACCAGUGCUACUUUAUUUGUGAAAGAACCUCCCUCUUUUGUGACACCGCCACAACCUAUGGAAGCUAUGCCUGGCAGAAAUGUUACGUUUUCUGCGACUGUCAAAGGAAGCUCCCCUCUGAAACUGAAAUGGUUCAGGGGCAGCCAGGAGAUAGUGUCUGGAAGGGGUUGUCAAAUUGCCUUACAGGGCGAUAUAGCAACUCUGGAACUUUUCAAAAUCGACAAAUCCCAUGCUGGAGAGUACACAUGUCAAAUCAUUAAUGAUGCUGGAAAAGAAAAUUGCACCGUCAAUCUGUUUGUGAAAGAACCUGCACACUUUGUGAAGAAAUUGAGAGACCAUGCUGUUGAAAUAGGAAAAUCACUGUUGCUUGAAUGCACAUACGCUGGAACCCCAGAAAUACAUGUGAAAUGGCUCAAGGAUGGCCAUGAAAUCUAUUCUUCUUAUAAAUACAACAUCACAACCACUGAGAACUCCUGCAUAUUGGAGUGUCUCAACAGUGAUAAAGAUGCUUCUGGAAGAUACUCUUGCGAAGUUUCCAAUGCAGCUGGAAGUGACACCUGUCAUGCUCAAGUGUCCAUAUUAGAACCACCACACUUUAUUGAGAAUCUGGAACCAAUGGAUGUGACUGCAGGAGAGGCAGUUUGCCUCAAAUGCAAAAUUGGAGGCACACCUGAAAUAAAAGUUUCCUGGUUUAAGGGAGAUGCAAAAAUCCGAUCCACAGCUACCUGCAAAAUGGAAUACACUGGUGGAUAUGCCUCUUUAAAACUAAGCAACACUACCAAAGCUGAUGCUGGAGAAUACACCUGCAAAGCUGAAAACAACAUAGGAUCUGCCGGCUCAAGCUGUCGUUUAUCUGUGCAAGAUGUCAAAACACCACCAUGCUUCACUAUGAAAAUAAAGAGUCUCCAGCAGACUGAAGGACAGCCAGUUAUAUUUGAGUGCCGCAUUGCAGGGUCCUCUCCUAUGGAGGUCUCUUGGCUUAAAGAUGGCAAUCCUUUGAGAUACGAUAACGAAUACUCAAUGUCUUUUGAUGAUAACUCUGCUGUCCUAAAAAUUGCCAGAGGUGAAAUGAGACAUUCAGGGGAAUACACAUGUGUAGCUACCAAUAGCGUUGGGACAGCUUCUUGUAGAGCCAAGCUCACACUUCAAGAGCCAAGAUAUCCUCCAAUUUUUGAUAAAAAGCUGUUGCCUGUGGAUGUUACAGUCGGAGACAGUGUGCAACUUGAAUGCCACAUGACUGGAUCUUUGCCAAUAAAGGUUACAUGGUCAAAGAAUCAUAAAGACAUCCGUGCAGGGGGAAAUUACACAAUCUCCUGUGUGGAUAACACCCCACGGUUGACCAUUCUGAAAGCAGAUAAAGCAGACUCUGGCCAGUACUCUUGCCAUGCUAGUAAUGAGGUCGGAAAGGACUCUUGUACCGCUGAAGUUUCUGUGAAAGAGCGCAAAAUCCCUCCUACUUUCACCAAAAAGCCGUCAGAAACCUUUGAGGACACAGAGGGCAAGCUGGUGAAGAUGGAAGCACGCGUGUCUGGAUCACAGCCCAUCAGCGUCAGCUGGUACAAAGAUGGACGUGAAAUCUACAGUAAUGACAACUGUGAAAUGUCCUUCAAGAACAACGUGGCAGUGCUGUGUAUCAAGAAGGCUCAGGUCUCUGAUGCUGGAAAAUAUUCCUGCCAGGCUUUCAAUGAAGCUGGAACAGCUUCCUGCCAGGUGUCAGUAGCCAUUACAGAGCACAAAACUCCUCCAGUCUUUGAUGAUCCUCUGAAACCGGUGACCAUGAAUGAAGGUGAGAGGCUGCACCUGAGCUGCCAUGUUCGUGGAUCCCCACCACUGAAGAUCCAAUGGAUGAAGGACAGGAGGGAGGUGAAGCCCUCUGACCACACCAGGAUUACGUUUGUAGAUGGCACUGCCACUUUGGAAAUCAGCUCUACUUCGAAAACAGAUGCUGGUGACUAUCUCUGCAAGGCGACCAAUGAUGCUGGAAGUGAAUUCUGCAAGUGCAAAGUGACAAUUAAAGAAAAAGGGAAAGGAGCACCAGCACCCACUGAACCUGCCCCGGCAGCUGCCAAACCUGUCAAGAAAUUGGACAACCUGUUUUUCAUUGAAGAGCCCAAGAGCGUCCAAGUGUCUGAGAAGAGCACUGCAACUUUCAUUGCCAAAGUUGGGGGGGAUCCCAUCCCUAAUGUUAAAUGGAUGAAGGGCAAGUGGAGGCAGAUCACUCAUGGUGGCCGAAUCACUGUUGAGCAGAAAGGACAAGAGGCAAAGCUGGAGAUCAGAGAAGUGACCAAAACUGAUUCUGGACAGUACAGGUGUAUCGCAUCCAACAAGCAUGGAGAGAUUGAAUGCAGCACAGACUUGAAUGUCAGUGAAAAGAAGGAGGUUGCAGCACUUGAGGGAGACUUCAGAGCUAAACUGAAGAAGACACCAUCCAAACAGAAGAGUCCACAGGAGGAGAAAGAAAUUGACAUAGUUGAAUUGCUGAGGAAUGUGGAUCCCAAAGAAUAUGAGAAGUAUGCUCGCAUGUAUGGGAUCACAGACUUCCGUGGACUUCUUCAAGCUAUUGAGUUCCUGAAGAAGGAGAGAGGGGAUGAAACUAGCAGAGUGGAAGUGGAACACGGAGGCAGGGAAUCAGACGAAGACUUGGCCCGACUUGUAUCCGACUUGCAGAAGAGAAUGGAACAGACAGAGCCUAUCACUCUGGUGAAAGACAUCACAGAUCAAACUACAGUCACAAAUAAAGAGGCUGUGUUUGAAUGUGAGAUCAAGAUCAACUACCCAGAAAUCAGUCUGUCCUGGUACAAGGGAACACAGAAGCUGGAAAGCAAUGAGAAGUAUGAAAUCAGCGUUGUAGGUGACCGCCACAUACUGAAAAUCAAGCGCUGUCAGCCUGGAGACCAGGGAAAUUACCGCAUUGUAUGUGGCCCUCACAUUUCCAGUGCCAAAUUGACAGUUGAAGCUGAAGUGGAGGAGUAUCUAAAGCCUGACAAACAAAUCCAUUUCACGAAGCGCAUCCAGAACAUUGUGGUGAGCGAGCGCCAGUCUGCGACCUUUGGAUGUGAAGUUUCUUUCGACAAUGCAGUCGUUACAUGGUACAAAGACACGUGGGAACUCAAAGAGAGCCCAAAGUACAGCUUUAGAAGUGAAGGCCGAAGUCACUUCAUGACCAUCCACAAUGUCACCUCAGAGGAUGAAGGCAUGUAUUCAGUGAUUGCACGAUUGGAACCCAGGGGUGAAGUUAAAAGCACUGCUGAACUUUAUCUGUCUGGCAAAGACAUUAAUGUAGGAAGGGCUCCUUAUGAUGUCCCUGAUUCAGCUUUACAAGUGCCUGAUAUGCCAUCUGCAGUUACCUCCAGAGAUAAGACUUCAGAAUACUUUUUUUACGAGGAGGAGACAGAAAUGAGAGAGUUUGAAAGUUGGACAGUUCGAGAAGAAAGAGUUACACAAGAAAUCUCUGCAACUCGAGCUCCACGGGCACCUGUUGAUGAAACUGUCCCAAGAACAACUGUAGAUUUGAGAGAGGAAGUGCCAAUCAAAGUUCCUGAAGCUUACAAGAAACCAGAACCUGAGCCUAGUAUCCCAGCUGUGCCUGAGGCACCAGCACCAACCAGAGUACCUGAAACCAGGAAGCCUGUGGAAGAAACGAUCACACCGGUAACUGUGCCUGAACGUAAAGAACGUCCAGCACCUCAAGAAUAUGAAGAGCCCAAGAAGAUUGUUCCUCCACCAGUUCCGACUCCUCCUCCCCCUGCUAAAGAUCAGGUCACUCCUCCAAAAGAAGAACCUGUACUUAUACCUCACGUGGCUCCUGAGCCCAAACCCCACGUAACACCAGAACCUAAAGAGGCACCUGCCAAGGUGGAACCUGAACCAAAGCCUGCACCCCCAAAGAAAGUUGAGGCACCCCCAUCCAAAGUUCCUGAGGAACCAGAGAAACCAGAACCACCAAAACCAGCACCACCUAAAAAACCAGAGCCAGCUAAAAAACCAGAGCCAGUGCCUACUGUUCCAAAGGAGGCUGCUCCAGAGAAAGUGCCAGAAACUCCCAUGAAGCAGGAAACACCACAAGUGGUUCCCAAGGAGGUUGCCCCCAAAAUUAAAGAAGUUGCUCCAGUAAAAGAAGAACCUGAAUUUAUACCUCAUGUGGCUCCUGAGCCCAAACCUCAUGUAACACCUGAACCUAAAGAGGCACCUGCCAAGGUUGUACCUGAACCAAAGCCUGCACCCCCAAAGAAAGUUGAGACACUCCCAUCCAAAGUGCCGGAGGAGGCAAAGAAACCAGAGCCACCUAAACCAGCACCACCUAAAAAACCAGAGCCAGUGCUUACUGCUCCAAAGGAGGCUGCUCCAGAGAAAGUGCCUGAGGUGGCAAAGAAACCAGAACCACCCAAACCAGCACCAACUAAAAAACCAGAGCCAGUGCCUACUGCUCCAAAGGAGGCUGCUCCAGAGAAAGUGCCUGAGGUGGCAAAGAAACCAGAACCACCAAAAGUAGAGCCAACUAAAAAACCAGAGCCAGUGCCUACUGUUCCAAAGGAGGCUGCUCCAGAGAAAGUGCCUGAGGUGGCAAAGAAACCAGAGUCACCCAAACCAGCACCAACUAAAAAACCAGAGCCAGUGCCUACUGUUCCAAAGGAGGCUGCUCCAGAGAAAGUGCCGGAGGUGGCAAAGAAACCAGAACCACCAAAACCAGCACCAACUAAAAAACCAGAGCCAGUGCCUACUGUUCCAAAGGAGGCUGCUCCAGAGAAAGUGCCUGAGUUGGCAAAGAAACCAGAGCCACCAAAACCAGCACCAACUAAAAAACCAGAGCCAGUGCCUACUGUUCCAAAGGAGGCUGCUCCAGAGAAAGUGCCUGAGGUGGCAAAGAAACCAGAACCACCCAAACCAGCACCAACUAAAAAACCAGAGCCAGUGCUUACUGCUCCAAAGGAGGCUGCUCCAGAGAAAGUGCCUGAGUUGGCAAAGAAACCAGAACCACCCAAACCAGCACCAACUAAAAAACCAGAGCCAGCUAAAAAACCAGAGCCAGUGCCUACUGUUCCAAAGGAGGCUGCUCCAGAGAAAGUGCCUGAGGUGGCAAAGAAACCAGAACCACCAAAAGUAGAGCCAACUAAAAAACCAGAGCCAGUGCCUACUGUUCCAAAGGAGGCUGCUCCAGAGAAAGUGCCUGAGGUUGCAAAGAAACCAGAACCACCAAAAGUAGAGCCAACUAAAAAACCAGAGCCAGUGCCUACUGUUCCAAAGGAGGCUGCUCCAGAGAAAGUAAAACAGAAAGAAGUUAAAGAAGUGCCUGUUCAGAAAAUUCCUUUGAUUGUGUCGAAAAAGGAAUUGGAUGUGACUCCUACCAAAGAACCGGAAAUGACCAAGAAGCCGGUGAAAAUCACGCCUACUGCACCCACUCCUAAAAUAGAAGCAGCACCUCAGAAAACAGAAACUCCUCCAGUGAAAGUGCACACAGCAGAGAAGAAAAUCUCACCUGAGGCACCAAAGCCUACCCCUGCUCAACUUGCAGAGAAAGUGUCUCUUCCACAAGUCUCAGAAGAAGUGAAAAUUGUUUCAGAAGCUCAAGAGCAAGAACAGCAAGUAAAACCAGUAACAGAUGAAGACAAAGGCCCGGUUACAGCUCCUGGACCAGCUCCAAAAGACAAACCAAGUGCAGCACCUGCUAUUCUUAAACAAAAAGGUAAAAUUCAUAUUGAGGAGGUGGAGACACUUGAAAUGCCAUCAUUGAAAAAAGUGACAAGACUAUCAAAGGAGAUAGAAGAUGAACAGGAAAUGAUAACCCUAAAGAAAGUGUCAAAGGUUUCCUCCGGAGAAUUUGAAGCAAAAACAGAUGUAACUCUUCAGAAAGUUGCAAGAAAAGCAACUUAUGAGGCAGAGGAGAGGACUCAUUUUGAAGCUACCAUAGAGGUCACAAAAACCAAAAGCUAUGAAGUUGAAGAACAAAUCCAGACAUUUAAGACCGCCACAAGAGCUGAAAAAGUACCCAGAGAUGAAGCCAAGGAAGCUAUAGAACAGGUCCCAUUGAAAAAGCCUAAAGAAGUGCCAGUGAAAGAUGUAAUUGAGGAGCCAAAGAAACCUUUAAAGAAAAUUGAUACUGACGUAAAAGAAACAGAAAAGGUGGGUUUAAAGAAGACUCCCAAGGUGCGUGAAGAGGAAGCGCCUCCAGAACCUACUUUAACUCUGAAAAAAGUGACAAAACUCACACCAGAGGUCUUAGACCAAGAAACUGUAAAACUGAAACCAUUUGAUAGGCCUGAUAAACCAAUGGUUGAGACGGGAAAAGAGAUAAAGACAGACAAAAUGGAGGGUGAACCUUUGGCUUUCAAGAAAAGUGAGAAACCGCAGAAAAGUGAAGCUGUUAAAAAGCCUGUUAUCGCUCAGAAGAAAACAAUCCCCACAGAUGAAAAGGAGAAAGAAGCUAUAAUCCUGAAACCAAUCGAUAAAACUCCUGAAGAAUCCCAGGAACCUGAGAAGACUAUCUCGAAAGUAAAGAGGAUACCAACACAGGAUCAGGAAAGGGAAAAAGUAGUAUUGAAGCCAUUUUCAAUGGAGGAGCCAGAGAAGGUUAAGAAGACAGAAUCACCUCGUCAACGUGAAGAGAAGCCAUCUCCUCCUAAAGCAGUUCCUGUGAAGAAAGAGAAAGAAAGCCCCAAACAGGAGGAAAAACCAGUGCAGCUUGAGAAGGUGGGACGCUUACCAAAAGAACCUGAGGACAAAGAGAAAGAAAUAUCGCUAAAGCCUGUGGAACUCACUAAACCAGGUCUGGAACCUAAAAAGACUCCUUCACCAAAGGUUGAGAAGCCAAAACCAAAAGAAAUUGAAUCAAUUCCUGUGGAGAAAAAACCCAGUGUAGAAAUAGCCAAAAAGCCACCAAAAGUGGUUACUCCCAAAGAGUCUGUUGAAAUAUCACUAAAACCUGUGGAACUCACGAAACCAGGCUUGGAACCUAAAAAGACUCCUUCACCGAAGGUUGACAAGCCAAAACCAAAGGAAAUUGAAUCAAUUCCUGUAGAGAGAAAACCCAGUGGAGAAAUUGCCAAAAAGCCAGCCAAAGUGGUUUCUCCCAAAGAGUCUAUUGAAUCCGUCAUCUUAAAAAAGGUUCCAAAGAAAGUACCAUCACCCGAGGAAAAGGCCACCCAAGAGGCUCCUCUCAAAAUUGGGAAAGGGAAAGUGCCAAUUAUAAAAGAACUGUCCCCUGAAUCAGUGCAGCUAAAGAAAAUUCCAACACAACUGGAGGAGGAAGUCUUUGAAGAAGAACCUGAGGUAGAGGAGGAGGACGAUGGGGAAACUUGGGGAUGGGAACUGGCUCCUCGUGAAAGUUAUGGAUCAUCAGAAGACUGGGAAGAUGCAGCCUCAGAGGAGGGGGCACUUGAGACUCCAGGAACGAAGGGUGACAGACGAGAAGGGAAACCUAAAGAAGAACCAGGCAAAGGCAGGGGUGGCAUCAGACCAAGACAAACCCCCUCACCUGGUGAUGCAGACAAGAGGAGAGGCCUGAAGCCUGGUGCUGGAGGUGACAAACCUCCUGCGGAUUCACCAUUUGGAUUCCAGCUCAAGGCUGUCCCACUGAAGUUUGUGAAAGAGCUAAAAGACAUUGUGUUACAGGAAGCUGAGUCCAUUGGCUCCUCAGCUGUUUUUGAAUGUCAGAUCUCACCUUCUACUGCUGUCACCACAUGGAUGAAAGAUGGAAGCAACUUGAGGGAGAGCCCUAAACACAAGUUUACCUCAGAUGGCAAGGACCGUAAGCUGGCAAUUAUUGAUGUCCAGCUGUCAGACACUGGUGAAUACACUUGUGUCGCCAAGCUUGGCAACAAAGAAAAGACCUCAACUGCCAAACUUAUUGUUGAAGAACUGCCUGUGAAAUUCACAAAGACGUUGGAACCAGAGAUGUCAGUGAUCAAGGGACAACCUAUGUACCUGACCUGUGAGUUGAGCAAAGACAGAGAUGUGGUCUGGAAGAAGAACGGUAAGCCUCUUGAAGUGAUUCCAGGCAAGGUGGCUAUCAAUGUCAUUGGACUCCAACGUGCUGUGACCAUCCAGGACUCGGGUGAUGAUGAUGCUGGUGUUUACACAUGCGAAUGUGAAAACAUCAAGACAGAAGGAGAUGUCAAAGUCAUCGAAAUCAUCAGAGACUGGUUGGUGAAACCACUGAGAGACCAGCAUGUAAAACCCAAGGCCACCGCCACCUUCAAAUGCGAGCUCUUUAAAGAUACUCCCAACUGGAAGUGGUUCAAAGAAGACACAGAGAUUCCCACUGAUCCCACUGAUAAGACUGAAGUCAAGAAGGAUGGAAGGGAUCUCACUCUGAUCAUUAAGAAUGCUGCUCCAGAUGAUGUAGGGGAAUAUGCCGUGGAGGUUGAAGGUCGCAGAUAUGCAGCUAAGCUAACUCUUGGAGAGCGUGAAGCUGAGAUCUUGAAGCCUCUCUCCAGUGUGGAGGUCUAUGAGAAACAGAGUGCCAGCUUUGAUACUGAAAUUUCUGAAGAAGACGUUCCUGGUGAAUGGAAACUUAAAGGGCAACUUUUGACAAGAUCACCAACUUGUGACAUCAAAACAGAGGGCAAGAAGCGCUUCCUCACUCUGAAAAAUCUCCAAGUUGACCAGUCUGGCGAAGUCUCUUACCAAGCCCUAAAUGCCGUUACUAGUGCAGUACUGACAGUGAAAGAGAUUGAAAUGGACUUCACUGUUCCACUUAAGGAUGUUACUGUGCUCGAAAAGAAGCAGGCUAAAUUUGAGUGUACAAUCACAAGGGAUGUCCCCAAGGUUAUGUGGACGAAGGGUUCUGACAUCAUCACAUCAGGCAGAAAACAUGAGAUCAUUGAUGAUGGGAAGAAACACAUUCUGCUCAUCAAUAAUUGUGACUUUGAUGAUGAAGGACAUUAUGCUAUUGAAGUAUUAGGCAAAAAGUCAAUAGCCAAACUGACAGUGGAAGGUAUGAGGCUCAAGUUUACCACACCAUUAAAGGACCAAACGGUGAAGGAAGGUAAUACAGCUCAGUUUGAGGUUGAGCUCUCUCAUGAGAAUGUACCGGUGACAUGGUACAGAAAUGAAACAAAACUGCAUCCAAGCCGAACUGUGCUUACUCGUGUUGAUGGAAACAGACAUAUAUUAGAAAUCCAGGAUGUCACUCUAGAUGACAUUUGCCAAAUUAAGGCAGAGGCUAAAGGAAUAUCCACAGUUGCUAAGCUGAUGGUGAUAGAGGGUGAUGCAUACUUCACGGUUAAGUUGCAAGAUUUUACUGCUGUUGAGAGAGACGAGGUCAUUCUGGAUUGUGAGCUGAGCAAGAGCGUGCCUGUGAAGUGGUACCAUAAUGAGACUGAAAUCAAAGCUUCUAAGAUGGUCACCAUGAAGGCUGAUGGCAAACGGAGAAUCCUGUCCAUUAAGAGAGUGGAAAACAAAGAUAAAGGAAAUUAUGUAUGUGAUUGUGGGACAGACAAGACAAUGGCAAAUAUCAGUAUUGAAGCUCGUGAUAUCAAGGUGGUCCGUCCCUUGUAUGGUGUGGAGCUCUUUGAUGGAGAGACAGCUCGUUUUGAGGUGGAAAUCUCUGAAACUGAUGUCCAUGCCCAGUGGAAGCUGAAGGGAGAAGUCUUGACCCCUUCCCUUGAUGUUGAAAUUGUUGAAGAUGGUACCAAGCAUGUCUUGACAUUAUACAACUGCAAGAUUCCCCAGACAGGAGAAGUGUCAUUCCAGGCUGCUAAUGCUAAAUGCGCAGCUAAUCUAAAAGUGAAAGAGCUCCCGCUCACCUUCAUAACUCCUCUGUCUGAUGUACAAGUGUAUGAGAAAGAUGAGGCAAGGUUUGAGUGUGAAGUGUCCCGGGAGGCCAAGAGCUUCCGUUGGCUGAAAGGAACCCAGGAGGUGAAGGAUGAUGAGAAGUUUAAAAUUCUUCAUGAAGGAAAGAGGCACACUCUGGUGGUAAAGUCUGCUGCCUAUGAGGAUGAAGCCAAAUAUAUGUUUGAGGCCGAGGACAAGAGAACCACUGGCAAAUUGAUCAUCCAAGGAAUUCGCCUUGAGUUUAUCAAACCCAUCAAAGAUGUCACAGUCAAAGAGCGUGAGACGGCAGAGUUCAGUAUUGAACUUUCUCAUGAGAAGGUCCCAGUCACCUGGUAUAAAAACGAUGUGCGUCUGCACCCCAGCAAAGUGGUGCACAUGUCAGAGGACGGCAAGGUCCACACCCUGGCCUUCAAAGAGGUAUCCAUUGAUGACACUUCCCUCAUUAAGGUGGAGGCACUCGGAAAAAGCUCAGAGGCUAUGCUCACCGUCCUUGAGGGAGAGCCCUACUUCAUCACUAAAUUGCAGGAUUACACAGCUGUAGAGAAGGAUGAGGUGGUGCUGGUGUGUGAACUGAGCAAGCCUGCCGCUGAGGUGAAAUGGUUCAAGGAUGGCAAGGAGAUCAUCCCCUCCAAGAACGUCAUCAUCAAAGCUGAGGGAAAGAAGCGCAUGCUGAUUGUGAAGAAGGCAGAGAAGGGCAACAUCGGCGAAUACACUUGCGACUGCGGUUCAGACAAGACCACUGCUAAACUCAACAUAGAGGACCGUGAUAUCAAGAUCAUCCGUCCUCUGUACAGCGUAGAAGUGACAGAGACUGAGACUGCUCGCUUUGAGACAGAAAUCUCAGAGGAAGAUGUCCAUGGUCACUGGAAGCUCAACGGAGAGGCCCUUCACCAGUCUCCUGACUGUGAGAAAAAGGAAGAAGGCACCAAGCACAUGCUUAUCCUGUACAAUGUGCGCAUGGACCAGGCUGGUACUGUAGACUUCCAGGCUGCGAAUGCUAAAUCCAGUGCUCAGCUCAGAGUUAAAGCACGGGUGAUUGGCCUCCUACGGCACCUCAAGGAUGUUACAGUUACUGCCGGGGAGACAGCCACCUUUGACUGCGAACUCUCCUAUGAAGGAAUCAAAGUGGAAUGGUUCCUUGGGAGCACUAAGCUGGAGCCAAGUGACAGAAUUGUCACUCGUGCAGAAGGCAGAGUUCACACGCUGACUCUUAGGGAUGUGAAGAUGACAGAGGCUGGAGAAGUCAAACUGACCGCUAAAGACUUCAUGACCAAGGCCAAGCUCAUUGUAAAAGAGCCACCAGUUGAGUUCACCAAACCCCUGGAGGAUCAGACCGUUGAGGAGGAGGCCACUGCCACUAUGGAGUGUGAAGUGUCCAGAGAAAAUGCUGAAGUCACCUGGUACAGAGAAGGACAGGAGAUCCGCAAGACUAAGAAGCACGAGAUGGUGGCUGAUGGCCGAAAGAGAAGACUCAUCAUUCACAGCUGUACACCUGAUGAUUCAAAGACAUACACUUGUGAUGCCAAAGAUUUCAAGACGUCUGCCUUCCUCAGUGUUGAGCCUCCACAUGUUGAGUUCACUAAGCCACUCCAUGAUGUUGAGGUCAAAGAGAAGGAAUCUGCCAAAUUUGAAUGUGAAGUUUCUCGUGAAAGUGCAAAGGUGCGAUGGUUCAAGGAUGGCAGUGAAAUCAGAAAGGGCAAGAAGUAUGAGAUCAUUGCGAAGGGUGUCCAACGCAUUCUUAUUAUCAACAAGUCAGUCUUUGAUGAUGAGGCUGAAUAUGAAUGUGACGCAAGGACCGCCAAAACCUCUGGCAUGCUUACUGUCAUUGAGGAAGAGGCUGUGUUCACAAAGAAUCUGUCCGAUGUUGAGGGUACCGAAACAGACAGCAUUAAGAUGAUUUGUGAGGUUUCAAAGCCCAGUGCAGAGGUCACAUGGUACAAGGGUGACCAAGAGCUACCUGAGGGUGGUAGAUAUGAACAAUUUAUGGAUGGCAAAAAGAGGAUACUCAUCAUCCAGGACCUUCGCAUGGAUGACAGUGGAGAGUAUAACUGCAGACUGCCCAGCUCAAGAACCUCAGCAACACUAAGAAUUAAUGAACUGGCAGCUGAGUUUAUUUCCAGGCCUCAGAGCCAAGAAGUUGUUGAAGGUGAAAAGGCAGAAUUUGCCUGCUCAGUCUCCAAGGAAUCAUAUGAAGUCAAAUGGCUCAAGGGUGACAAGCAACUUGAAGCUGGUGACAAGUAUGAUAUUAUCUCUGAUGGGAAAAGAAGAGUACUUGUUGUCAAAAACUGUGAGCUAAAGGAUGAGGGAGGCUAUGUUGUCCUCAUUGGUUCCACAAGAGCUAGUGCGGACCUGCUUGUGAUUGAAAAACUCAGGAUAAUCACACCUAUCAGAGACACACAAGCAAAGGAAGGUGAAGAGAUUGUCUUCAACUGUGAAGUGAACACUGAUGGGGCUAAAGCCAAGUGGCUCAAAAAUGAUGAGACACUGUUUGAGAGCGGCAAGUUCAUAAUGGUCCAAAAAGACACUGUCUUCUCUUUGAGGAUCAAAGAUGCUCAGAAGUCAGAUGAAGCCAACUAUACAAUCACACUUACAAAUCAUCGUGGUGAACAUGCCAAAAGCUCUGCAAAACUCAGUGUACAAGAGGAAGAUAUUAGGAUCAUUGACCCACUUGAAGAUUGUGAGACCCAGGAGAAGAAAACCAUAACCUUCUCUUGCAAGGUCAACAGACCCAAUGUGACAGUUAAAUGGAUGAAGGGUGGCCAAGAGCUCACCUUUGAUAAGCGCGUAAUAUACAGAGUGGACAAGAACAAGCAUACGCUGACUAUCAAGGACUGCAGCCUUGCAGAUGAGGGCGAGUACACAGCUAUGGCUGGUUCUGACAAGUCCACAGCAGAAUUAAUUAUUAGUGAGGCACCCACCGAUUUCACUACCCAACUCAAAGACCAGACUGUCACUGAGUUUGAGGAUGCUGAGUUCACCUGCCAGCUCUCCAAAGAGAGGGCCGAAGUCAAAUGGUACAAGAAUGGCCGUGAAAUCAGAGAAGGACCAAGAUACCAUUUUGAGAAAGAUGGAAAGAUAUGCAGACUGCACAUCAAGGAGUGCAGACCAGAUGAUGAAUGUGAAUAUGCCUGUGGUGUGGAUCAGACACGCUCAAGGGCCAGGCUCUUUGUUGAAGAAACACCAGUUGAGAUCAUCAGACCCCCAUCAGAUAUAUUUGAACCCCCUGGUUCAGAUGUUGUGUUCGAGGCUGAGCUGAAUAAAGACCGAGUUGAGGUCAAAUGGCUGAGGAACAACAUGAUCAUUGUCCAAGGUGACAAGUACCAGAUGAUGAGUGAGGGCAAAGUUCACAGGCUUCAGGUCUGUGAAAUCCGGCCUCGUGACCAGGGCGAGUACAGAAUCAUUGCUAAGGACAAGGAUGCCAGAGCUAAGCUGGAACUGGCAGCUGUGCCAAAGAUCAAGACCACAGAUCAGAACCUGGUGACGGAUGCUGGAAAGCCCUUCACCAUGACGGUUCCCUAUGAUGCUUACCCCCGUGCUGAGGCUGAGUGGUUUUUCAAUGACGUCAGCCUACCAAAGCAGAACAUUGACACGUCUCCUGACCGAACAGAGUACAGGCUGAAGGACCCUAAGAAGUCUGAUCAGGGCCGAUACAAGAUUGUGAUUCAGAACAAACACGGAAAGGGACAGGCAUUCAUCAAUCUGGAUGUUAUUGAUGUUCCUGGGCCUGUGAAGAACCUUAAAGUUGUGGACACAGCCGACGGUGAGGUCAGUCUUGCCUGGGACGAGCCUGACAGUGAUGGUGGCAGCAAGAUCAUCGCCUAUGUGGUGGAGAGACGUGAUGUGAAGCGCAAGACUUGGGCGAUGGCCACUGACCGUGCAGACAUUCCCGAGUACUGUGUUUCUGGACUACAAAGGGACUCAAUGUACCUUUUCCGUGUCUGUGCUCGCAACAGAGUGGGCAGUGGACAGACAGUAGAGACGGACACACCUGUUCAAGCCAAGAACAAGUUUGAUGUCCCUGAUGCACCACAGAAUGUCAUGGUAGGAAAUGUUAACAGGUAUGGUGCCACAGUCUCCUGGGAACCUCCACUGUCUGACGGUGGAUCUGAGAUCACUGCUUACAUCAUUGAGCUUCGAGACAGGACCUCAGUGCGGUGGGAACCAGCUCUCGUUACCAAACCUGAGGACCGCACAGCUGUCAUCAAUGAUGUUGUGGAGAACAAGGAGUACAUCUUCCGUGUCAGAGCUGAAAACAAGGCUGGAAUUGGGAAGCCAAGUACUGCCACUGAUCCAGUGAAGAUCAUGGAUCCCAUUGAGAGGCCAAGCCCACCACUGAAUUUCAUCUACUCACACCAGACCAGGGACUCAGUUCAGCUAACAUGGGACACACCCUUGAGCAAUGGGGGUAGUAUGAUCACAGGUUAUAUAAUUGAAAAGUGUGAGGAGGGAAGCGACAAGUGGCUUAGAUGCAAUGCCAGGCUCUGCCAGGACCUUUGCUUCAAGGUAUCUGGCCUGAAACAAGGCCAGAAGUACCUCUACAGAGUGUCUGCAGAGAAUGCAGCUGGAGUUUCAGACCCAGCUGAACAGAUUGGACCUCUGCUGGCAGACGAUCCACAUGUGGCUCCUUCUAUGGAUCUCAAUGCAUUCAAGGAUGGCCUGGAGGUCAUUGUCCCUCAUCCUCUCACUAUUCGCAUCCCCAUUACUGGAUACCCCAUCCCCACGGCCAAGUGGAGUAUGGGAGACAAGGUGUUGGAAAGUGGAGACCGUGUGUCCAUGGCAACAAAGGCACACUUCACAGAGCUGGUUAUCACUCCCAGUGUGCGCCCAGACAAAGGGGUUUACACAGUGCAGCUGGAGAACGAUGUCACCUCAAUCUCCGGAGAGAUUAAUGUGAAUGUCAUUGCAACCCCAAGUGCACCUAGAGACUUCAAGGUUGCAGAGGUGACAAGACAACAUGUUCAUUUGAUGUGGGAGGCACCAGAACAUGAUGGUGGGAGUCCAGUGACUGGCUACCAGAUUGAAAAGCGUGAGGUGUCUCGUAAGACCUGGGUCAAGGUUAUUACUGGAGUACAAGAUCUGGAGUAUACUGUCACAGAUGUCGUGGAGGGCAAAGAGUACCUGUUCAGUGUUACUGCCUGCAACAAGUGUGGCCCAGGAGAGCCCGCCUACAUUGAUGAACCAGUCAAUGUGUCCUCCCCAGCCACUGUACCAGACCCACCUGAGAAUCUGAAAUGGAGGGACAAGUCUGCCAAUGGAAUCUUCUUAUCUUGGGAGCCACCAAAGUAUGAUGGUGGUGCGGCAAUUAAAGGCUACAUCGUUGACAAGUGCCAGCGUGGCAGUGACAAAUGGGAGCCCUGUGGAGAGCCUGUGCCUGAGCUCAAAUUCCAGGUAACAGGUCUCACUGAGGGCCAGUGGUAUGCCUACCGUGUGAGAGCCAUGAACAGGCUGGGCGCUAGCAGACCUUGCAGGGCCACAGAUGAGAUUCUGGCUGUGGAUCCAAAAGAACCUCCAGAGAUUCAACUCGAUGUGAAACUUCUGGCUGGCUUGACUGCCAAGGCUGGGACCAAGAUUGAAUUAGCUGCAGAUGUAUUUGGAAAACCAGAACCCAAAGUAACGUGGACCAAGGCUGACCUUAUCCUCAAAGCAGACGACAGAGUCUCCUUCGAGACAAAGCCUGGUCACUCUACAGUGUUUAUUGCCAACACCAAGAGAGAUGACACCGCUACCUACAUCAUUGAGGCUGUUAACAGCAGCGGCCGAGCCACAGCAACAGUGGAUGUUAACAUACUUGAUAAGCCUGGACCUCCAGCUGCUUUCGAUAUCUCUGAGAUCACCAAUGAGUCCUGCUUCCUGGCCUGGAAUCCCCCCAGAGAUGAUGGCGGUUCACAGGUCACCAAUUACAUUGUAGAGAGGAAGGCUGCAGACAGUGAGGAGUGGCACAAACUCUCUGCUACUGUAAAACAGACCACUUUCAAGGCCUGCAAGCUUGUGGCUAUGAAGGAGUACACUUUUAGAGUAUUUGCUGAAAACCAGUAUGGCAUUGGUGCUCCUGCAGAACAUGUACCGAUUGUUGCCAAGUAUUCCUUUGACCCUCCUGGUGCUCCAACUAGACUGCAGCCCUCAGAUAUUGCCAAGGAUUCACUGACGCUAACUUGGUAUGAGCCUGAUGAGGAUGGUGGUAGCCCUAUUACUGGGUACUGGAUUGAGAAGUUAGAUCCAGAAACUGAUAAAUGGAUCAGAUGUAACAAGCUGCCCAUCAGAGACAACACAUUCAGAGUGAAAGGACUGGCCACAAAAAAGAAGUACAGGUUCCGUGUCUUGGCUGAGAAUCUCGCUGGACCUGGAAAGCCUAGCAAGGAAACUGAUCAGAUCUUGGUUAAGGAUCCAAUUGAUGUACCCUGGGCUCCUGGUAAACCUUUCAUCAAAGAUAUUGCAAAAACCUCUGCCUUACUGCAAUGGACCAGGCCUGAGCAUGAUGGUGGGGCCAAGAUCGAGUCUUACAUCAUUGAGUUCCAGAAGAGUGGAACUGAAGAAUGGGUCCGUGCAGCUGACGAUGUGCCAAUGACUGAGCACCUCCUGAAAGGAUUAAUGGAAAAGCAAGAGUAUUCCUUCCGGGUCAGAGCGGUCAAUGUUGCUGGAGAGAGUGAACCCAGUGAUCCCAGUGACCCUGUGAUCUGCAAGGAGAGACUCUUCCCUCCUUCACCUCCACGCUGGCUUGAGGUAAUAAAUAUUACCAAGAUAAGUGCUGAGCUGAAGUGGGCAGUCCCUGAAAAGGAUGGUGGCUCUCCCAUCACAAACUACAUUGUGGAGAAGAGAGAUGUGAGGCGCAAGGCCUGGCAAGCAGUGGACACCACUGUGAAGGAAACACAAUACAAUGUAACUCCACUGAACGAGGGCUCUCUCUAUGUGUUCCGUGUGGCUGCUGAGAACGCUGUUGGACAGAGUGAAUUCUGUGAACUGGAGGACUCUGUCUUGGCAAAGGACACUUUCACAACCCCUGGACCACCAUAUGCAUUGACUGUGGUGGAAAUGACAAAGAGACAUGUUGAAUUGAAGUGGGAACCUCCUAAGAAUGAUGGUGGUAGGCCUAUUACAAAAUAUGUAAUUGAAAAGAAAGAGAAGCUGGGAACCCGCUGGGUGAAGGCAGGAAAGACAUCAGGACCUGAAUGCAGGAACACAGUUACAGACGUUGCUGAGGGAACUGAAGUGCAAUUCCAAGUUCGUGCAGAAAAUGAAGCAGGUGUUGGGGACCCCAGCGAGCCCACUGACUUCCUAACAGUUGAGGAUCCAACAAGUCCACCAUCACCUCCUCUGGAGCUGCAAAUUACUGAUGCUGGCAGACACCAUAUUGCUAUUACCUGGAAAACACCAGAGAAAAAUGGUGGCAGUCCCAUCUUAGGCUACCACAUUGAACUUGCUGAAGCUGGCACUGAGAAGUGGAUGAGAAUCAACUCGCGUCCUGUGAAAGAGCUCAGAUACAACGCAGAAGAAGGCAUAAUCCCUGAGAAACAAUAUGUCUUAAGAGUUCGUGCCAUAAAUGCUGUUGGUGUUAGUGACCCAUCUGCAAUCUCUGACAGCGUCUUUGCCAAAGAUCCUGAUUGCCUUCCUACAAUUGAUCUGCAGACCCAAGAUAUUGUAGUGGUUGAGGGUGAGAAGAUGAAUGUACCCAUCCCAUACAGAGCUAUUCCAAAACCAAAAGCAUCAUGGCAGAAGGAUGGAACAGAACUGAAGGCUGAUGACAGGAUCACCCCAAGUUGUGAACUUUCAAGUGCUCACUUGGAAAUUGCCCGCUGUGUGUAUGGUGAUGCUGGCGUAUACACAGUCACCCUGGAGAACAGUCUUGGAUCAGCCACUGGAACAAUCAAUGUUAAAGUCAUUGGUCUUCCUGGACAAUGCAAGGAUAUUGUUGCCAGUGAGAUCACAAAGAAUUCCUGCAAGAUCUCUUGGGAACCUCCAGAAAGUGAUGGUGGCACACCAAUUCUCCAUUAUGUUCUGGAGCGCAGAGAAGCUGCAAAGAAAACCUUCUUGCCUGUAAUGUCUGGAGAGAACAAAGUGAGCUGCACUGUCAAGGACCUCAUGGUCAAUGGAGAGUAUUACUUCCGUGUCAAGGCAGUGAACAAGAUUGGUGGUGGAGAGUACCUUGAGAUCCGCAACCCUGUGAUUACUGAGGAACAGAAGCAAAAACCAGAUCCACCAAAUGAUGUUGAAGCUCAUAAUCCAACCUCUCAGUCUGUGACUAUCACUUGGAAGCCCCCAACAUCUGAUGGUGGAUGCCCUAUAACAGGCUAUAUUCUGGAAAAAAUUGAGAAAGAUGGUGAUAGGUUUGAAAAAUGCUUGGACUCCCUGGUGCCUGGAUUUUCUUAUACUGUGAAAGGCCUUACAGAGGGCAAGGAAUAUCAGUUCCGUGUACGUGCUGAGAAUGUUGCUGGAGUCAGUGACCCCUCUCGCAGUACACCACUGGUCAAAGCUGCUGAUCCUAUCGAUCCACCCAAGGUCUCCAUGAAAGGAAGUCUAAAAUAUGGUCUGACCAUCAAGAAAGGUGAUGAGAUAAAACUGGAUGCCUUGAUCUCUGGGUCUCCAUACCCAACUGUGACAUGGCUCAGGAACGAAGAAAACAUUAAGCCAGAGACAAUCAAAAAGAGACAGGAAAAACCCAUUGUGAGAAAGAAAAAGGGAAAGGAGCCUGAGGAGCCUGAGGAACCUUACCACCCCUCUCUCUCAGAACGUCUCUCUGUUGAUAUGAGCAAGAGGGGCGAGUCCUGCAUAAUGGUGCGAGAUGCUAUUAGAAGUGAUCAUGGAAGUUUUAUGAUCAAGGUUGAGAAUCCACACGGUUCGGAUACUGCAUCCUGUGAAGUGAAUGUGCUUGACAUACCUGGACCCCCAGUAAACAUUGGAUUUGAAGAUAUCAGAGAUACCUCUGUCAUAUGCAAGUGGGAUCCACCUCUAGAUGAUGGUGGCAGUGAAAUUAUUAACUACAUCCUUGAGAAAAAAGACAGCACAAAAGAUGACAGUGGAUGGGUCACUGUUACUUCAAGUCUUAAAGGAUGCAAACAUCUAGUGACAAAACUAAUUGAAGGAAAGGAGUACAUUUUCCGUGUCACAGCUGAGAACAGGAUAGGAACUGGAAGACCACGUAUCUCAGGACCACUGCUGGCUAAGAAUCAGUUUGAACCACCUGAUGCACCCAACAUGCCUAAAAUUGGAGACGUUACUGCGAACAGCAUCGUUGUUACUUGGCAUGAACCAAAAGACAACGGCAGCCCCAUUUUGGGCUACUGGAUAGAGAGACGAGAAAUCAACAGCACGCACUGGACCAGAGUGAACCGCAACCUACUCAAUGCACUAGAAGUUAAGGCUGAAGGUCUGAUGGAAGGCUUGACCUACAUCUUCAGAGUCUGUGCUGAGAACCUAGCAGGACCUGGAAACUUCAGCGUUCCAACUGAUCCCAAAACUGCACAAGAUCCAAUCUUACCACCCGGUCCACCAGUUCCAAGAAUUCUUGAUACAACUAAGUCAUCCAUUGAUGUUGCCUGGGAUCCUCCCCUGUACAACGGUGGUGGAGACAUCCUUGGGUACCACGUUGAGAAAGUUGUGGUGGGAGAAAAAGACUGGUCCCGCUCCACAGAAAGACUAUGCAAGGACCGCAAGUUCACCAUAACAGGAGUUACAGAGGGAGCAGACUACAUUGUCCGUGUAUUUGCUGUCAACGAUGCCGGUGAAGGAGCCCCUGGCAUGACUGAACCAGUUACAGUUAAAGAUCCACAAGAGCCUCCGGUCGUUGAGUUUGACAUGUCUGUGAGGAAUGGGGUCACUAUUAGAGCUGGGCAGACACUGAAGUUGCCCGCACUUGUGACCGGUAGACCUCCACCAGAGGUGAAAUGGAUGAAGGACGAAAGCGAGCUUGACAAAGAACGUGUUGUUAUUGAAACAGUUGGAAAGAACAGCAUUCUUAUUAUCAAGAAUGCCUUGAGGACAGACCAUGGUAAAUACCAGGUCACUGGGACAAACAGCAGUGGAACAAAGUCUGCAGUGACAAGAGUCGACAUCAUGGAUGUUCCUGGGCCCGUGCUUGAUUUGAAGCCUGUUGCAGUCACAAAAAGGAUGAUAAUGCUGAAUUGGACUGAUCCUACUGAUAAUGGAGGAAGUGAUGUUAUUGGAUAUAUUGUUGAAAGAAAGGAUGCAAAGAUGCACACAUGGAGACAGCCUAUUGAGACAGUUGGAUGCAAAUGUGAAAUUGUGGGUCUGCUUGAAGGAGAGGAAUACAUGUUCCGUGUUGUGGCAAAGAACAAGUAUGGUUGUGGCCCCCCAGUUGAUCUGGGGCCUAUCCUUGCAGUGGAUCCAAAAGGUACACCAACUGCCCCAGAGAAAUUCCACUACACUGAGAGGACCAAGACAAGCAUAACUCUUUCCUGGAAGCCACCCCGUAGUGAUGGAGGCAGUCCCAUACGUGGCUACUAUGUUGAGAAGAAGAGACAAGAUGGGACUGAAUUUGAGGUGGCCAAUCAUCAAAUCUGCAAGGACCUCACUUUAACUGUGGAGAAUCUUUCAGAUCAUCAUAUGUAUGAAUUCCGUGUGAAGGCAGUAAAUGAAGUUGGGGAUGGCCAGCCCUCAACUACAGUGGAUGUAAUGAUUCAAGAUGAUGAAGCUGCCCCAUGUGUGACGCUGCUGAAGCAGUUCAAGGGAGAUGCAAUCAUUGUUAAGAAAGGAGCAGCAAUUGAAAUUCCUGCAGAAGUAACAGGUCUACCAAUGCCAAAGAUUGAAUGGUCCAAGGAUGGAGUUAUCAUUGAAAAACCAACUGAGACACUUUUGAUUGACACAGAAGAGGUGCACAGAAACAAAGCUAACACUAAGCUUAGUAUCCCUGAAACUGUCAGACCAGACAAAGGUCUCUACGUACUUACGGCCUCAAACCCUCUUGGAGUGGCUACUCGUACUAUAAGGGUAGAAAUACUAGAUCGUCCAUUACCACCACGAAACAUUGUGGUUUCUGACAUCAAAGCUGAAUCUUGUUAUCUGACCUGGGACGCCCCUGAGGACAAUGGAGGCAGUGAGCUCACAAACUACAUUAUUGACAAGCGGGAUGCAAGCAAGAAGAAGUCUGAUUGGGAGGAGAUCGCUAACUGCAUACUUGAGAGACGAUAUGGGGUGUGGAAACUGGAAACCAAUGGUGUGUACCAGUUCAGAAUCAGAGCUGAGAAUAAGUAUGGAAUCAGUGAUGGCUGUGAAUCCGAAAAAGUUAAUCUUAGGGAUCCAUUCGGACUCCCUGGUCCACCACAGAGGCCUAGGAUCAUUGGGCGCACCAGGAGUUCCAUGUUAGUGACUUGGGAGCCUCCUCUGGACAAUGGAGGAUCCACCAUUACAGGCUACUGGCUGGAGAAGAGAGAAAGGGGGGCUGUUUACUGGAGCCGUGUAAACAGGGCUCCUGUCACCAAACCAGCUGUGAAAGGUCUGCAAUAUAAUGUACUCCGCCUUAUUGAGGGUGCUGAGUACCAAUUCCGUGUGAUGGCUUGCAAUGCUGCUGGUGUUGGCCCCCCAAGUGAAGCAACUGAAUGCGUGUUUGCUAUGGAUCCAUGCAACCCUCCUGGUGCACCAUCAAGCCCAGAGGUUAGAGACAAAACCAGCAACAGUGUCACUCUUGCCUGGAGCCCACCAGAAAAGGAUGGUGGCAGUCCCAUUAAAGGCUACAUCAUUGAAAUUCAGGAUGAAGACUCUCCUGAUUGGAAACGGAUCAAUGAUGCAGAAAAACUGAUUCCUACCACAAAUUUCACUGUGCCAGAUCUCAAAGAAAUGAAAAAGUACAAGUUCAGGAUCAUCGCAGUCAAUGCUGCUGGCGAGUCUGAACCAAGUCCCAGAACAUCUGACAUUCUUGUCAGGGAGAUUCAAGAGGAACCCACAGUAACUGUGGAGGUCAGUGCACAGGACUUGCUAUCCUGUCGGGCUGGUUCCACAAUUAAAAUCCCUGCAAUAGUCCAAGGGCGUCCUACUCCGGAGGUUACAUGGGAGUUUGAUGGAGGGGCAAAGACUGAAAAGAAGGAUGAUCGUCAUGUCCUUCCAGUAGAUUCACAGAUUCAAUCUACUGAUACAACAUCAACUAUAACGAUCCCUGACUGUAAGAUGAAUCAUUCUGGGAGAUACAUCAUCACAGCCAAAAACAAAGCUGGACAGAAAAUUGUCAAAGUCAGAGUCAAUGUGCUUGACCUUCCAGGACCUCCUAAAGAGCUGAAAGUCUCUGACAUUACAAGAGGCACCUGCAGACUUACAUGGAAGCCUCCUGAUAAUGACGGUGGUGAGAGAAUCCAGAGUUAUUUUAUUGAGAAGAAAACCGUUGAAGGAAAAGCCUGGACGAAGGUCAACCCAGCUUGUGCAAGUCAGUCCUUUGUUGUCCCUGAUCUUAUUGAGGGACAGGACUACCUUUUCCGUGUCCGUGCUGAGAAUUGCUUUGGCAUGGGACCACACAUUGAGACAAUUCAGAGGACAACGGCUAGAGAUCCUAUCCUGCCUCCUGAUCCUCCCACUAGGGUCAAGAUUAGCCAUGUAACCAAAAAUAUGGUAACUCUGACAUGGAAACCACCAAGGAAUGAUGGUGGUGCUCCUGUGACCCACUAUAUUGUUGAAAGACUUUGCUGGGACCCCAGUGGGACACAGAAGGAGUCCUGGAGACAGUGCAAUAGGCGGGAUGUUGAGGAGACCAGUUUCAAAGUUGAAGAUCUCAGUGAAGGUGGAGAGUAUGAGUUCCGUGUCAAGGCUGUGAAUGUGGCUGGAGCAAGCAGACCUUCCUCUACUGCUGGACCAAUAGUUAUCAAAGAUCAGACUUGUGCACCAUCCAUUCAACUUGGUGAAUUCAUGGAAGUUGAACAAGGAACUGACAUCUCAAUUGUUGCCAAGAUCAAGGGAUGUCCAUUCCCCACCCUCAGCUGGCAGAAGGCCCCUCCUCACAAGGCUGAUGACAAGGUUGACGUGCAGUAUGAUGAGCACGUUAACAAACUUGUCUCUGAUGACAGCUGCACAUUGCUGAUUCAACAGGGCAAGAGGGAAGAUACUGGUUUAUACACACUAACAGCUAGCAACAGUCUGGGCAAGGCCUCUAAAGAAAUGAGACUCAAUGUCUUAGGGCGCCCUGGACCACCUUCUGCACCCAUUAAGUUUGAAGAAGUCAGUGCUCAGAAGAUCACCCUGUCCUGGCUUCCUCCUAAGGAUGAUGGUGGAUCAAAGAUCACCAACUAUGUAAUUGAGAAGCGUGUGGCUAACAGGAAGACCUGGAUGCCAGUCACUAAUGAACCUAAAGAACGCAUAUUUACGGUGGAGAAUUUGAUGGAAGGCUAUGAAUAUGUGUUCCGGAUCAUGGCUCAGAACAAAUAUGGUAUUGGCGCUCCCCUUGACAGUGAACCAGAGAAAGCACGGGAUCUGUUCACUGUACCUGGACAAUGUGAAAAGCCAACUAUUACAAGCGUGACCCAUGAGUCCAUGACAGUCAAUUGGGAAGAGCCAGAAGAAGACGGUGGAUCACCUAUCACUGGCUAUUGGCUAGAACGCAAGGAAGCAACAUCCAAGCGAUGGAACAGAGUAACCCGUGACCCAGUCAGGGUAAUGCCACUUGGUGUAUCCUAUAAUGUCACGGGCCUCAUCGAAGGAUCUCAGUACCAAUUCCGUGUAACUGCAAUCAAUGCAGCUGGAUGUGGUCCUCCAAGUGUCCCAACUGAUCCUGUCUUUGCCAGGGACCCAAUGGCUCCCCCUGGACCUCCUACCCCCAAAGUAACUGACUGGACAAAGUCAACUGUUGAUGUAGAAUGGAUUCCACCACUGAAGGAUGGUGGAUCAAAGAUCAUUGGAUAUAUUGUUGAAUAUAAAGAGGAGGGCAAAGAGCAAUGGGAAAAAGCUAAAGAUAAGGAAGUAAGAGGCACCAAACUUGUGGUUGCUGGCUUGAAAGAGCUUGGACUUUACAGGUUUAGAGUGAGAGCAGUAAAUGCUGCAGGUAUUGGUGAACCUGGAGAUGUCUCUGAAGUAAUUGAAGUCAAAGACAGGAUAAUUGUCCCUGAAGUAGACCUGGAUGCUACAGUAAAAGAGCGGAUGGUUGUUCAUGCUGGAGGUGUGAUCCGAAUCCUGGCCUUCGUGUCAGGAAAACCAGCACCUGAAAUCACAUGGAGUAGAGAUGAUGGCAGACUACCCGAGGAAGCUGUGAUUGAGACCACUGCCAUCAGCUCUUCAUUGGUAAUCAAGAAAUGCACAAGAAAACAUCAAGGCGUUUACACCUUGUGUGCUAAGAAUGAAGGAGGGGAGAAAAAGAAAAACAUUAUUGUGGAUGUGUUGGAUAUCCCUGGCCCAGUUGGGGCACCAUUCACCACAGAGAAUCUUACUACUGACUCAUGCAAGUUAAACUGGUUCUUCCCUGAUGAUGACGGUGGCUCUGCUAUCUCUAAUUACAUCGUUGAGAAGCGUGAAACAGAGCAUAAGGCAUGGACUGCAGUGUCCUGUACUCUUGCCAGGCACAGUGCAGUUGUACAUGGUCUGACAUAUGGAAAGGCCUAUUUCUUCAGAGUUGCUGCUGAGAAUGCAAUAGGAAUAGGCCCUUUCCGUGAAACCACUGCAGAACUCAUCAUAAAGGCUGCUAUUAGUGUACCAAAUCGUCCUGAGGACUUGGAAGUCACGAAAGUUACAAAGGACUACAUCAGCUUGACCUGGAAACCCCCGAAGUAUGAUGGGGGCUCUGAAGUGAUAAUGUACAUCCUAGAAGCCCGCCUCAUUGGCAAGGACAAGUUCAUCCGACUUACAAAGGACAGAUUGAUGGACAGAAAGUUCACCUUUGAUGGUCUCAAAGAGGGCGACAGUUACGAAUUCCGUGUCAGUGCAGUGAAUGAAAUAGGUCAAGGCAAACCUUCAUUUUGUACAAAAGCAAUUACUUGCAAGGAUGAGCUUGAACCACCAACAAUUGAGCUUGACUUCCGUGACAAGAUAAUUGUGCGUGUUGGUGAGAGUUUUGCUCUCCAAGGUCGGUAUACUGGAAAGCCACCACCAUCCAUUAUAUGGUUCAGAGACGACGAAGAGCUGAAAGCAGAUAACCACAUCAAGUUCAAGAACACCCUAACUACAAUGUGCUUGGGCAUUAUCAAAGCUAAGCGUGAACACAGUGGCAGAUACUGUGUACUUGUGGAAAACAGCACUGGCUCACGUAAAGGCAUCUGCAAUGUGACUGUUGUUGACCGUCCACUGCCUCCAGAGGGCCCAGUUGUCUUUGAAGAAGUUCACAGAGAUCACAUGGUAAUUUCCUGGAAGCCUCCACUUGACAAUGGUGGAAGUGAAAUUUCUAACUAUAUAAUUGAGAAAAGAGAUGCAAACAGGGAACUUUGGAUGCCUGUGACAUCUGCCUCUACAAAGACAACAUGCAAAGUGCCCAAACUGAUCGAGGGAAGAGAGUAUAUCAUGAGAAUCAGUGCUGAGAACAUGUAUGGUAUCAGUGACCCACUGGAUUCUGAAGAGAUGAGAGCCAAAGAUCAAUUCAGAGUGCCUGAAGCACCUGAGGAACCUGUUGUGAAAGAGGUGUUCAAAGAUUCAGCUCUUGUGAUCUGGAACCGACCUCGUGAUGGUGGCAAACCCAUAACUAACUACCAUUUGGAGAAAAAGGAGACAACAUCUAAGAGAUGGGCACGCGCUGCAAGGGAACCUAUCUAUCCAGACACUCAAUACAGGGUUCAAGAUCUAACUGAGGGCUGUGAAUAUGAAUUCCGUGUCAUGGCAGAGAAUGAAAUGGGUAUUGGUGAUCCUAGCCCACCAUCUAAGCCUAUAUUAGCUAAAGAUCCAAUUGUGCUCCCAAGCCCCCCUGUGCUGCCAGAAGCUGUCGACAAAACCAAGGAUUCUGUAAGCCUUUCGUGGCAUCCACCCCGCCACGAUGGCAAAGGCAAAAUCUUCGGCUAUCUUGUUGAGUAUCAGAAGGUUGGACAGGAAGAAUGGACUAAAGCAAAUGAGACCCCUGAAUCAUGCCCGGACACAAAGUUCACCGUCACUAACCUUGCAGAUGGUGAACUCUACAGAUUUAGGAUCAUGGCUGUCAAUGCUGCUGGUGCCUCUGCACCUGCCUAUGUCAGGGAGCCAGUUAAAGUGCACGACAGACUUGAGCCUCCAGAGCUGCUGCUUGAUGCCAACAUGGCUCGUGACCAUCUUUCCAUGGUUGGAAGUGUUGUCACUCUCAGUGCUGUAAUCAAGGGCAUACCGACACCCAAAGUCACAUGGAAGAAAAACGAUGCAGAAGUUCCCUCUCAUGCCAAAAUUGAAGUCACUGAUGUUGGAAGCAAACUGGAGAUAUGCAACUGUGCCCGUUCAGACUGUGGCAACUACACAAUAACUGUUGAAAAUCCUGCUGGAUCAAAAUCAGCCACAUGCACAGUGCUUGUCUUAAAUAAACCUGGUCCACCCCGGAAUCUGACAGUUUCUGAGGUCACAAGCGAAUCAGCUUAUCUUACAUGGAAGGAGCCAGAGGAUAACGGAGGAGCUGUAAUUUCCAACUAUGUAGUGCAUAAGAGAGAUGUGGCAUCUGACCAGUGGGUGCCAAUCUGCGCUGCAUCCAAGAAGCUUAGCUUAAUGGCUAAUUACUUGAUGGAGGGCACCCAGUAUUUGUUCCGUGUUGCUGCUGAAAACCAGUUUGGCAGAAGUGAAUUUGUUCAAACGAGUAAACCCAUCAAGGCUGUUGAUCCUCUCUAUCCUCCUGGACCACCAAAGAACUUGCAUCACACUGAUGCAGACAAAACUGAAGUCUGGCUUGAAUGGGAGUGGCCAGAACGCACAGGAGGUAGUGAAAUUACUGGAUUUGUAGUUGAAUAUCAAGAGGAAGGAGCCAAAGACUGGACAACCUUCAAAACAGUUAGUAAUCCAGCAAGUCAUGUCACUGGACUUGUGGAGGGGAAGACCUAUAGAUUCCGUGUCAUGGCACAGAAUGCUAUUGGCCUCAGCCGUCCUGAUUCUACAAUACCAAUUGUCUGUCAAGAGAAACUUGUUCCACCAACAAUUGAACUGGAUGUGAAGCUAAUUGAAGGUAUUAUUGUGAAAGCUGGAAGUACCAUCACACUCCCUGCAGUUAUGAAAGGCAUCCCCAUCCCCACCGCUAAGUGGGUAACUGAUGGCAAUGAAAUUAAAAGUGAAGGCAAUGUAAAGAUUGACACUGAUGGCCACUCAACAGUCCUCAGCAUUAGUGAGUGCACAAGAAAGGACACUGGAGAGUACCUUCUUACAGUGUCAAACCCUGCUGGAAGCAAAACAGUUGCUUUGCAUGCAACAGUACUUGAUGUUCCAGGUGCACCUGUUGGCCCUGUGAACAUCCUUGAGGUUACUCCUGAUCACAUGGUUAUUAACUGGCGCCCUCCUAAGGAUGACGGUGGAGCUCCUUUAAUGAAUUACGUUGUUGAGAAGAAAGACUGCAAGAAACCAUGGGAGCCAUGGGGAGUUGUGAGCUCAGGAAGCUUGACUACAACAGCUAAGGUGUCACGUUUGGAAAAGGGCCGCGAAUACAUUGUUCGUAUUCGCGCAGAGAACAAGAUCGGUAUCGGUGCACCACUUGAAAGUCAACCAACUAUUGCCAAACAUAUGUUUGACCCGCCUGGCCCUCCAGGCCCACCAGUGGCUUCUGACAUCACAGAAAAUGCUAUGACUCUUACAUGGGAGGAGCCAUUAACUGACGGUGGCAGCCCUAUCAGUGGUUACAUUGUUGAACGUAGAGAAAUGACAGGUAAAUGGAUUAGAGUGAAUAAAACUCCUGUAUUGGAUCUCAGAUACAGGGUAUCUGGACUUUUUGAGGGCAACAGUUAUGAAUUCAGAAUUUUCGCUGAAAACAUUGCUGGGAUCAGUGAACCCUCUGCUGUGUCAGAUCCUUUUAAGGCAGUUCGUCCAAUCACUCGGCCAGGCCCUCCAGGCAGCCCCAAGCUCAAGGACUGGAGCAAAUCCUAUGCAGACUUAGUUUGGACCAAGCCUUUGAGGGAUGGAGGCAGUCCCAUCUUAGGCUAUGUUGUUGAGUGCCAGAAAGCAGGUAGCAGUCAAUGGGAUAGAAUCAACAAGGAUCUUAUCAAGCAGUGUGCAUUUAGAGUACCUGGGUUAAUUGAAGGCACGGAAUACAGAUUCCGCAUUAGAGCUUCAAAUAAAAUCGGUGAUGGAGAGCCAAGAGACCUCCCUGAAUCAGUGAUUGCUAAGGACAUCCUUGUUCCACCUGAGGUCAAUGUUGAUGCUGCAUGCAGGGACCUUGUGACAGUCAGAGCAGGACAAAACAUUGUCCUUGCAGCUCGUGUUAAAGGUAGACCUGAUCCAGAAAUUACCUGGACUAAGGAUGCAAGAGCUUUAGGCAGAGACAAGAGAACUGAGAUGAAUGCUAACUUCCCCUUUGUAGAUAUAGUUAUUCAAGAAGCAACAAGAGCAGAUUAUGGAAAGUAUUGCAUUCAGGCAAAAAACAGCAGUGGUCAAGCACAAGCUACUAUUAUGGUGAAUGUGCUUGAUACACCAGGACCGUGUCAGAAUCUUAAGACAACUUAUGUGACUAAGGACUCUUGCAUGGUGUCCUGGGAGAAUCCUGAAGAUAAUGGUGGUAGUGAAAUUACAAAUUAUAUUGUUGAGUGCCGACAACCCAGCCAACGAGGAUGGUCAGUAGUCAUUCCUGAUUGUACUAAACGCCUGGUAAAGGCACCGCUUGUGGAAAAUUGUGAGUAUUUCUUCCGUGUAAGUGCAGAGAACAAAGUUGGUGCUGGACCACCUGUAGAGACUAAAACUCCAAUCCUUGCUGUCGAUCCAAUUGAGAAGCCUAGUGAACCAGAGAACUUACAGAUAACUGAUAUUGGAAAGACGUUUGUCUUCCUCAAGUGGAAAAAGCCAGACUAUGAUGGUGGCAGCCGUAAUAUUGGCUACCAUGUAGAAAAGAAACCAAAAGAAGCAGAAGAAUGGGAAAGACUGCACAAAGGUGCAAUUAAAGAAACAUACUUUAUGGCUGACAGAUGCAUUGAAAACCAAAUAUACCAGUUCAGGGUACAAGCUAAGAAUGAAGGAGGAGAGAGUAACUGGGUGAUGACAGCUGAGACACUUGUCAAAGAAGAAAUACUUGAACCAGUGCUUGAUAUUAAGUUAGCUGGGGUCCUUGUUGUAAAAGCUGGUGAUUCAAUCAAAAUUGAAGCUGGACUCAAAGGAAAACCCCAGCCGGAGGUUAAAUGGGCUAAGGAUGGUGAUACAGAAGAUAUUAACAAAAGCCCAAGACUUCAUGUGGAAACUGGUGCUGAUUUCUCCAAAUUCCUCAUGACAAACUCCAAGCGGGGAGACAGUGGAAAAUACAUAAUCACCGCGACAAAUUCUGCUGGAAGCUGCACUGCUCAUGCCACUGUGAAUGUGUUGGAUAAACCAGGUCCAAUCAGAGAACUUAAAGUGUCUGGAAUUUCAGUAGACCGCUGCAAAUUAACAUGGGAUCCUCCAGAGGAUGAUGGUGGCUGUGAGAUAUUGAACUACAUUGUAGAGAAAUGUGAGACGAAGAGAAUGGUGUGGUCCAUCCACUCUUCAGCUGUGAUCACCAACUCUGCCAAUGUUACUCGUCUUGUGGAGGGAAAUGAAUACUUAUUCAGGGUGAGAGCAGAGAAUAAAAUGGGAGCUGGCCCUGCGGUAGAAAGUGAAGCCAUCAUUGCCAAAACCCAGUUCAGCAGACCUGGUCCACCAGAAGCACCAGAGGUCACCAGGAUUGCAAAGACAGAAAUGACGGUUGCAUGGUCCCCCCCUGAGAAUGAUGGCGGGAAACCAAUCACAGGUUACAUUCUGGAAAGAAAGGAGCAACAUGCCAUUCGAUGGUCCCCAAUCACAAAGGAUCCAAUGCCACAGACACACUUUAAUGUUACCAGUUUGAUCCCUAACCAUGAAUAUCAGUUCCGUGUCAAGGCUGCAAAUGAAGUUGGACUAGGAGACCCAAGCAAACCAUCCAGAUCUGUUACAGCCAAAGAUCCAAUAGAACCUCCUGGACCGCCAGGCAACGUGAAGGUGGCUGACAGCACAAAGACCUCAAUCACACUUGGGUGGUCGAAACCUGCAUAUGAUGGCGGUGCUCCAAUCAUUGGAUAUGUGGUUGAAAUGAGACCUAAAGAUGCAAGUAAAAAGCCAGAUGACGGCUGGAAGAGAUGCAAUGUUGCCGCUCAAUUGAUUGUGACAGAAUUCACUGUUACAAGUUUGGACGAAAAACUGGUAUAUGAAUUCCGUGUUUCUGCACAAAACCAGGUUGGCUUAGGCAAUCCUGGAAAUCUCCCAGAUCCUGUUUCACCCAGGGAAAUACUUGAGGCACCAGAGAUUGAUAUAGAUGCCAACCUUAAAAAGGGCCUUACUCUCAGAGCUGGGUGUCCUAUCAGGCUCUGUGCCACAAUCAGGGGAAGACCUGCGCCAAAAGUGACCUGGAGAAGAAUGGGAAUUGAUAAUGUUGUCAGGAAGGGUCAUGUGGAUCUGAUUGAUACUAUGACAUUCCUUGUCAUCCCGGACACCACACGUGAUGACUCUGGCAAAUACUCUCUGACAGUCACCAGCCCAGCAGGGGAGAAGGCUGUAUUUGUCAAUGUCAAAGUACUGGAUACACCAGGUCCUGUAACUGGUCUGGAAGCCACAGACAUAACAAUGACAUCCUGUCAACUGUCUUGGUCUGCUCCUGAGAAUGAUGGUGGUAGUGAAGUAACACACUACAUUGUUGAGAAGCGUGAAAUCGACAGAAAGACUUGGGCAACAGUCAACAAUGAUGUGAAGAAGACAAGCCUCAAAAUUGGCAAUCUUGUAUCAGGCCAAGAAUACUAUUUCAGAGUCACAGCUGUUAAUGAGUAUGGGUCCGGUGUUCCAAAAGCUACCCCAAGGUCUUAUUUGGCAUCUGAUCCUAUCAGUAAGCCUGACCCACCAAUGAAAAUUGAUGUACUGGAAAUUACAAAGAACAGUGUAACUCUGGGAUGGGUAAAACCACUGAGAGAUGGCGGAGCCAAGAUUGACGGUUAUGUAGUUGAUUAUCUGGUGGUAGUUCCACCAAAGGAACCUGAAGAAGGUAAACCUGUGGAGAAAGAAGAGGCACCUAAGGAGGAAUGGACACCCUACUCUGUUGUCAAAGAUUUAAGCAUCGCUGUUGUUGGACUGAAAGAGGGAAAGAAAUACAAAUUCAGAGUGGCAGCAAGAAAUAUAAUGGGAUGCAGUCUACCCACACAAACCAAGGAUGAGUUUGAAGUCAAGGAGCAAAUGUUGCCACCAAAGAUUAUUAUGCCUGAUGCUGUGAAAGCAAAAGCAGGAGCAAAACUGAGAGUGGAGGCUCUUGUGUCUGGAAAGCCAGCACCAAUCUGUAAAUGGAAGAGAGGUGAUGAUGCUGUGGUUCCAUCCAGUCGACUUGCAGUGCACAAAUCUCAGAACUGUUGUGUGCUCAUCAUUAAAGAUGUCUCAAGACAAGACAGCGGUGUGUAUAGCCUCUCUGCUGAGAAUAGCACUGGACAAGUUGAAGAGACCUUGAAAGUCACUAUAUUGGAUAUCCCUGGCCCACCAGAGCCACCAUUUGAGAUCAGUGAUGUGGAUGCUGAUGCCUGCUCACUCAGCUGGCAAGCACCACUUGAGGAUGGUGGAAGCAACAUUACUAAUUAUGUGGUUGAAAAGUGUGAUGUAAGCAGAGGCGACUGGGUCACCGCAGUCUCAUCCUGUGCUAAGACUGGCUGCAGAGUCGGAAAGCUCAUCCCUGGAAAGGAGUAUAUUUUCCGUGUUCGUGCUGAGAACCGCUUUGGCAUUUCAGACCCUAUUUCAUCUGAGAGGAUGAUCGCCAAAUUUCCCUUUGAUGUACCUGGUGAACCCCAGAACUGCCGCAUCAACAAAGUCAACAAAGACUGCAUGUUUGUGGCCUGGGACAGGCCCGAAACUGAUGGUGGCAGUCCUAUAACUGGAUACUACAUUGAACGGAAAGAGAGGAACAGUCUUCUCUGGGUUAAGGCAAAUGACACUGUUGUUCGUACAACUGAAUACCCUUGUGCAGGUUUAAUUGAAGGUCUGGAAUAUACCUUCAGGGUCUCUGCAAUUAAUCGUGCUGGACAGGGUAAACCAAGCAAAAAGACAGAAUUUGUCACAGCAAGAACACCAGUUGAUCCACCAGGCAAACCUGAAGUCCUUGAUGUGACCAAGAAUUCAGUCACCCUUGUCUGGGGCCGACCAAAGCAUGAUGGUGGCAGCAAAAUCAUUGGGUAUUAUGUUGAAGCCCUGAAGAUCCCUGGAGAUCAGUGGAUACGCUGCAAUACAAGCAGCCAGAAUGUACCCAGAGAAGAGUACACUGCAACUGGACUGGACGAGGGAGCCCAAUACCAGUUCAGAAUAAUUGCAAAGACAGCAGUAAAUCUCAGCAGACCAUCUGAACUUUCAGACCCCAUCCUUAUCUCUACAGAAAAUGUUCCACCAAGGGUAGAAAUUGGACUUCAGAUGAAGAAGAUGUUGCCUGUGAAAGCUGGAACAAAUGUUUGCCUUGAAGCUGAAGUUUUUGGAAAACCAAUGCCAAAAGUUACAUGGAAAAGAAAUGGAGUGGUUUUAAAACCAGCUGAAGGCCUGAAGCUGUCACAGAAGAGACAUCUGUUCCUCCUAGAGUUGUCAUCUGUGACUAAAAAUGAUACAGGAGAGUACACUAUUUUGGCAGAAAAUGCAAGUGGCUCAAAAUCAGGUGAAAUUCAGCUGAAGGUUUUGGACAUACCUGGCCCACCAGCUUCCGUCAAAUUUGGAGAUGUGUACGCAGAUCGUAUCCAGCUCAUCUGGGAACCGCCCCUAGCAGAUGGUGGUUCUGACAUCACUAAUUAUAUUGUUGAUAAACGUGAAACUAGCAGAGCAAACUGGGCUCAGGUCACAGCAAAAAUCAGUGGCAAAGUCACCGAAUGCCUUGCAGAGAAGUUAAUUGAGGGCCGCGAGUACCAGUUCCGCAUCCGUGCUGAGAACAAGUAUGGGGUUGGUGACCCCAUUCUGUCUAGCCCUGUUGUCGCCAAGAAUCCUUACGAUGUUCCUGGACCGUGUGAUCCUCCUAUUAUCACUAAUGUCACAAAGGAUCAUAUGACUGUCAGUUGGAAGGAACCUGAAAAUGAUGGUGGAGACACCAUUCUGGGGUACAUGGUUGAAAAACGUGAAACCAAAGAAGUCAACUGGGCCAGACUCAACAGACGGCCAGUGAUAGAGAGAACCAUUGAGGCUAGCGGUCUCACAGAGGGAGCAGAAUAUGAAUUCAGAGUUAUUGCCCUCAACAAAGCUGGCUUAGGCAAGCCAAGUGAUCCAUCCACUGCCACUUAUGCAUAUGAUCCUGUGUAUCCCCCUGGCCCACCAGUUUCCCCGAAGGUUGCUGACACCACACACAGCACAAUUAGUCUAUCCUGGACAAAACCUGCUAAUGAUGGUGGCUGUGAAAUCUUAGGUUACCUGGUUGAAAUUAAAAGAGCAGAUACAGCAGACUGGAUAAGGUGCAAUGUACCUAAGAAUCUCCAAGAAACAAACUACACUGUCACAGGACUUAUUGACAAUACAGAAUACCAGUUCAGGGUGUCCGCUGUGAACAAAGUUGGGUUCAGCGAACCAAGUGAAGUUCCAGAUAAACAUUUUGCAAAGGACAUUUUGGUUCCUCCUGAGGGAGAACUUUCUGAUGAGCUGAAGCAAACCCUGGUACUGCGUGCUGGAGCAAAAAUGAGACUCUAUGUCCCACUGAGGGGCAGGCCUACUCCCAAGGUGACCUGGGCCAAGAUGAACACUAACAUUAAGGACAGACAAGGAAUUGUGAUCAAGACCACUGAGUCUGACACUCUAGUAUAUGUUGAGCAUGUGAACAGAUAUGAUGCCGGCAAGUAUGUCUUGUCUCUGGACAGCACCAGUGGAAUGAAGAUGUACACAAUUGUUGUCAAGGUUAUUGAUACCCCUGGACCACCAGUUAACCUUAUGGUCAAGGAGACCUCCAAGGAUAGUGCCUCCAUCCUCUGGGAUGCUCCACUAAUUGAUGGUGGAAGUGAAGUGAAGAAUUAUAUUGUUGAAAAACGUGAUGCAGAGAGAAAAGCAUGGUCCACCGUUACAACGGACUGUACCAAAACAUACUAUAAAAUUGAUAAUUUGGAACCAGGCAGAUCUUACAAUUUUAGAGUCUCAGCUCAAAAUGAACAUGGUAUUGGGGAGCCAUGUGAAACUGCAGAUGCUGUAAGAGCCUCUGAACAACCUGGACCAGUAAUGGACUUCAAGCCAAUUCUGGUCACAAAGGAUUCAUGUACCCUUGGCUGGAAGAAACCAAUCUCUGAUGGUGGAAGCCGUAUUACUGCAUAUGUCUUGGAAGUCUUGAAUGGUGAAGAUAAAUGGAAGGAACUGAUGAGAUCAAAGAACAUGCAGUACAGUGCCAAAGAUCUUAUAGAAGGAAAGGAGUACUCCUACAGAGUGAGAGCAGUGAAUGAUGCUGGAGAUGGUACAGUAAAGGAGCUUAAGAUUGUGGCUAAAGAUGUCCUUGUUCCACCAGCAUGCGACUUAAGAGACUUGCCAAAUUUAUGCUACAUUGCAAAGGAAGGAAGCACUGUUCGUCUCAAAAUCCCUAUUACUGGCAAACCUGCCCCUACUGUCACAUGGAAGAAGGGUGAAGAUGUUACUUUAACUGACACUGGCAGAGUCUCUGCAGAGUUCACUGCUGUCAACACAACCCUGCUUAUCCGUGACUGCCAAAGAGGUGAUGCGUCAAAAUACACCAUCACCUUGAGAAAUAAUGCUGGUACCAAGGAAUCGACUAUUUUCGUCCGAGUAGUCGGGCGGCCUGGAAUACCAACUGCACCAAUCAAAUUUAAAGAAAUCACAGCUGAUGGAGUCACCUUAAAAUGGGGUGCACCAAAGGAUGAUGGUGGAUCAGAAAUAACUAACUAUAUUCUUGAGAAAAGGGAUUCCAUAACCAACAUGUGGGUUACCUGUGCUUCAGACGUGACAACAAACUCAUUAAGGGUGACUGGUCUUCAUGAAGGAACAGAAUACAUCUUUAGGGUUUCUGCAGAAAACAAAUAUGGAGUUGGAGAAGGCCUAAAGUCUGAUCCUGUUUUGGCUAAGCAUCCAUUCAAUGUGCCAGAUGCCCCACCUCCACCACAAAUUAUGAGUAUGCGGCAUGAUUCUGCAACACUGGCAUGGUCAGACCCAAGGAAGACUGGAGGCUCCCCAAUAACUGGAUAUCAUGUGGAAUACAAGGAAAGGAACAGUCUCUUAUGGAAGAGAGCCAGCAAGACGCCUCUGAAAAUGAAAGAACAUAGAGUGAAAGGUUUAACUGAAGGUCUUGAGUAUGAAUUCAGGGUCAUGGCUAUAAAUAUGGCAGGUACUGGAAAGCCAAGUCCACCAACAGGUCCAUGUGUUGCCCUGGAUCCUAUAGAUCCUCCUGGUAAACCUGAUGUUGUUAGCAUUACAAGAAGCACAGUAACACUUACAUGGACUGAACCCAAGUAUGAUGGUGGACACAAACUGACUGGCUACAUCGUUGAGAAACGUGAUCUGCCCUCAAAGGUCUGGGUGAAGGCUAACAAUGUAAAUAUUGUGGAUUGUGCAUUCACGGUGACUGACUUACUAGAAGGAUGCAAAGUUGAAUUCAGAAUUAGAGCAAAGAAUGCAGCUGGGGCCAUAAGUCCUCCAUCAGAACAGACAGAUACCCUUGUGUGUAAAGAUGAAUAUGAGGCACCAACCAUCAUUAUUGAUUCAACCAUAAAGGAGGGGCUUGCUGUUAGAGCUGGUGACACUAUUGUGAUAACUGCAACAAGCAUAAUUGGAAAACCUCCACCAACUUCUGUGUGGUCUAAAGGUGGAAAAUAUUUCAAGCCAUCAGAUAUCUGUCAGAUUGAAACAACUCCAACAUCUUCUACACUUUCUAUCAAGUAUGCCAGUAGAAAAGAUUCUGGUGAAUACACAAUUUCUGCCAGCAAUCCAUUUGGCAUCAAAGAAGAAACUGUGAAAGUGACAGUUCUGGAUGUUCCUGGACCCCCAGGGCCCAUUGAAGCAAGCAGUGUGUCUGCUGAAAAGGUCACCUUGACAUGGUCACCACCACAUGAGGAUGGAGGCUCUCCAAUCAGAUCUUACACUCUAGAGAAGAGGGAAACCAGUCGUCUUCUUUGGACUAUACUGGCUGAGAAUGUGAUGGAUUGUCAUUUUGUUGCAAGCAAGCUUAUCCAAGGCAAUGAAUAUAUCUUCCGUGUCUCAGCGGUAAACCAGUAUGGUGCUGGUGAUGCAACACUCUCUGAACCAGUGAAAAUGGUGGAUAGCUUUGGCCCACCAGGUCCUCCAUCAAAACCAGAAGUCGAAAGUGUAGACAAGAACUCUGCUACAAUUUCAUGGAAGAGACCAGUUGAAGAUGGAGGUAGUGAUAUCAUCGGUUACAGUGUUGAAAGAAAAGAAAGAAGAGGUAUGAGAUGGGUCAGAGCAUCAAAGAAAUCCAUUCCGGAUCUCCAUUACAAAGUGCAAGGGCUUACUGAAGGGGUUGAAUAUGAAUUCAGAGUGAUUGCAGAAAACAGAGCUGGCUUUGGAGAUCCCAGUGAGCCAUCACACACUGUGAUGGCUAAGAGUGCGGCAAAUGUGCCUGGGCCCCCAUCCAACCCAAGAAUUACAGAUACAACUAAAACUACAGCUUCAUUGCACUGGGGUAGACCUCAUGACGAUGGUGGACUUGACAUCACAGGAUACAUUGUUGAGCACAAAAAGGAGGGAGAAGAAGACUGGAUUAAAGACACAACAGGAACUGCACUGCGAAUUACUGACUUUGUUGUGGCAAACCUACAGACAGGAGGAAAGUAUCACUUCAGAGUUAGUGCACUGAAUGCAGUAGGAGUUGGUAAACCUGCUCAAGUUGAAGAAGUUGUUGAAAUUGUGGAGCGUGAAGAAAUUGCAGACUUUGAACUUGAUGCUGAACUGAGAAGAACCCUUGUUGUCAAGGCUGGUGGCUCCAUACGUAUUUUCGUGCCAAUUAAAGGUCGUCCAACCCCUGAAGUCACCUGGAUGAAAGAGGAGAUACCUUUGAAGGGUCGUGCACACAUUGAUACAACAGAAUCAUAUACUCUCCUCGUCAUCCCGGAUUGCACAAGACAUGAUGCUGGAAAGUACUUCUUGACAGUGGAAAAUUCUGCUGGCAAAAAGACUGCAUUUGUGAAUGUCAGAGUUCUGGAUUCACCCGGACCACCUCUCAACUUGAAACCAAAAGACAUUACGAAAGACAGCGUCACCCUCCAAUGGGAAAUGCCUAUGAUUGAUGGUGGCUCAAAGAUUACCAAUUACAUCAUUGAGAAGAGAGAAGCUACACGAAAGGCUUAUACCACCAUAAUAACAAAUUGCCAAAAGUGUUCUGUUAGAGUUCCAAAUCUGGCUGAAGGAUCAGAAUACUAUUUCAGAGUACGUGCUGAAAAUGAAUUUGGCAUUGGUGAGCCAGUUGAAACUCCUGAUCCCAUUAGAGCAUCUCAAGCACCCACUCCACCUGAAAAAGUUAACAUAACAGAAAUUACCAAGAACUCUGCAAGACUUGUCUGGACAAAACCAAAGCAUGAUGGUGGCAGCAGAAUUACUGGAUAUGUCAUUGAAGCUCAAAAGAAGGGUGCAGAUCAGUGGUCUCAUGUGGGCACUGUGAAGACUCUUGACUAUGUAGCAAAAAAUCUAAAUGAAAAUGACGAGUAUGUAUUCAGGGUCAUGGCUGUGAACAGUUCCGGCAGAAGUGAUCCUCGUGAAAGCAGACCGGUAGUAAUUAAAGAACAAAUGACAGGCCCAGAAUUUGACCUUUCUGGAAUCUGCCAGAAAUUAGUCAUUGCCAAAGCAGGAGAUGAUAUUAAAAUUGAAAUACCUGUUUUGGGCCGUCCAAAACCAACAGUUUCCUGGAACAAGGAUGAUCAGGCCCUUAAACAGACACAAAGGGUAAACAUUGAAAACACCCCAAUUUCAACCAUCCUGAAUAUUGUUGAAUGCACACGAAAUGACAGUGGACGGUACUCCAUGACAGGAAAGAAUAUAAUUGGCACUGAAACAGAACAUAUUACUCUGAAAGUGCAUGAUGUUCCUGGACCUCCCAAGGGACCAAUUAAGUUAGACAAAAUUUCCCGUGACUUCAUCAUAAUAUCAUGGGAUUCCCCUGAGAAUGAUGGAGGUGUACCAAUUAACAGUUACAUUGUUGAAUUGAGACAAACCACAAGCACAACAUGGGUAGAGUUGUCUACAUCAGUAAUCCGCACAACAUUUAAAGCUACUCGUUUAACUACAGGAGUUGAGUAUCAGUUCCGUGUUAAAGCUAAAAACAGAUAUGGUGUUGGACCUCCAAUCACUUCAGAAGCAGUGGUGGCUGCAUAUCCAUUCAAGGUUCCUGGACCACCAGGCACUCCACAUGUAGCAUCAUUCACCAAAGACACUAUGACAAUUGGAUGGAAUGAACCAGUUGCUGAUGGAGGAAGUGAAAUCUUAGGAUACCAUAUUGAAAGGAAAGAGAGGAGCGGUAUCGUGUGGCAAAGGAUCAGCAAAGCCUUAGUGGUAGGAAACAUUUUCAAAUCUACAGGAUUAGAAGGUGGAAUUGCCUAUGAAUUCCGUGUUCUAGCUGAAAACAUAGCAGGUGUGGGUAAACCAAGCAAGUCAUCAGAGCCAAUGCUUGCCCUUGAUCCAGUGGAUCCACCUGGCCAGCCAGUGGCAGUUAACAUCACUAAAAAUGUAGUGACAAUUGAAUGGACAAAGCCUGAAUAUGAUGGCGGUUUCAAGAUAACUGGAUAUACUGUGGAAAAGAAAGACUUACCAAAUGGACGCUGGCUCAAGGCUAACUUCACCAACAUAAUUGAUACCAGUUUCACUGUAAGUGGACUGACAGAAAACGCCUCCUAUGAAUUCCGUGUUCUUGCCAGGAAUUCCGCUGGUGCUGUAAGCAACCCCUCUGAGCCAUCAGAUCCCAUUACUUGCAAAGAUGACAUUGAAGAGCCAAGAAUUAUGGUUGAUGCCAAGUUCAAGGAUGUUGUUCUAGUGAAGGCAGGGGAAGUCUUCAAAAUUGAAGCUGAUGUUUCCGGGCAACCACCACCAUCAAUGGUUUGGACUAAAGAUGAAAAGGAAGUUGAAAAUACAACAAAACUACAAAUCAAAAUGAAUGACUUUACAACAGCUUUGAUUAAUAAGGAUUCUGUAAGAAGGGAUGGAGGUGUAUUCACUUUAACGGCUAGCAAUCUGGGAGGCUUUGCCAAACAUGUCUUCAAUGUUAAAGUUCUUGACAGACCAGGGCCACCAGCUGGACCACUUACUGUUACAGACAUCACUGCUGAGAAUUGUGUUCUGUCAUGGUUACCUCCUCCAGAUGACGGUGGAGCAAAGAUUGAUUACUAUGUCAUUGAAAAGCGUGAAACAAGCAGACUUGCAUGGACAAAUGUAGCAUCAGAGUUGCAAGUUAACCAGUUCAAAGUGACAAAAUUGCUGAAAGGAAAUGAAUAUAUAUUUAGGGUCAUGGCUGUCAAUAAGUAUGGAAUUGGAGAGCCGCUUGAAUCAGAAUCUAUUAUUGCAGCUAACCCAUACGUUCCACCCGAUCCUCCACAAACACCUGAAGUAACAACUAUCACAAAGGAUUCCAUGGUUGUUUGCUGGGGAGCUCCUAAAAGCGAUGGUGGAAGCAGUAUUACCAACUACACUAUUGAACGAAGAGAUAAAACUGGUCUUCGGUGGGUUAAAUGCAAUAUGAAGACUGUUACAGAUUUGUGGUACAAAGUAUCCGGGCUUGUACCAGGACAUGAAUAUGAAUUUAGAGUUGCUGCUGAGAAUGCUGCUGGUCAAAGUGCACAUAGUCCUUCAAGUCCAUUCUACAAGGCCUCUGACACUCUCUUCAAGCCUGGCCCUCCUGGCAAUCCAAGGGUCUUGGACACAACUAAGUCUUCAAUCACCCUUGCAUGGAACAAGCCAGUAUAUGAUGGUGGUUCUGAUAUCACAGGAUACAUUGUUGAGACCUGCCUUCCUGAGGAGAAUGAAUGGAGAGUUGUAACACCCAAGGAAGGACUAAUGGGCACAUCGUUUACAAUUACUGACUUGAAGGAAAAUCAGGAAUAUAAAAUUAAUAUUUCGGCUGUUAACUCUGAGGGUGUUGGAGAAGCUGCUUCUGUUCCUGGAUCACCAAAGGCAGAGGACAGGCAGAUUCCACCAGAAAUUGAGCUUGAUGCUGAUCUUCGUAAGGUUGUCACCAUCAGAGCCUGCUGCACAUUGAGGCUAUUUGUACCAAUAAAAGGAAGACCAGCUCCUGAGGUAAAAUGGUCCAAAGAAAAUGGAGACCCUAUUGAGAGAGCAACUAUUGAGACUACAACAUCUUUCACAUCAGUGAUUAUUGAAAAUGUCAAUAGGUUUGACAGUGGAAAAUACUUGCUAACAGUGGAAAACAGCUCAGGAAGUAAGACAGCCUUUGUGAAUGUCAGAGUACUGGAUACCCCUGGAGCACCACAAAAUCUGAAGAUCAAAGAAGUUACUAAAGAGUCUGUAUCGCUCACCUGGGACCCCCCUCUGAAUGAUGGUGGCACCAAGAUUAAGAAUUAUAUUGUUGAAAAACGUGAAUCAACAAGAAAAGCAUACUCCACAGUUAUGGCUAACUGUCACAAAACAAGCUGGACAGUUGAUCAGCUGCAAGAGGGAUGCAACUAUUACUUUAGAGUUUUAGCAGAAAAUGAAUAUGGAAUUGGUCUUCCCAUAGAAACUACUGAGUCAGUCAAAGUGUCUGAGAAACCACUUCCUCCAGGGAAAAUUACUCUUCAAGAUGUUACGAAGAAUAGUGCUACACUGUCAUGGCAAAAGCCAGAGCAUGAUGGUGGAAGCAGAAUAGUAGCAUAUGUUGUUGAGAUGCAAAGCAAAGGAAGUGAAAAAUGGACCCAGUGUGUGAUUGUAAAAGUUACUGAAGCAGUUAUUACUGGACUGACACCAGGUGAAGAAUAUAUGUUCAGGGUAUCUGCAAGGAAUGAGAAAGGAACAAGCGAUCCUCGCCAGAUUGGUGUGCCUGUAGUUGCGAAAGAUCUUGUGAUAGCUCCAGCAUUCAAGCUGUUAUUCUCCACAUUCAGUGUUCUAGCAGGAGAAGACUUGAAGAUAGACAUUCCCUAUGUUGCUCGCCCAAAAGCAGCCAUUUCUUGGCAGAAAGAUAGUGUACCUCUCAAGCAAACUAGCAGAGUUAAUUUUGAGUCAUCUGAGACUAAUUUAAGUCUUGUGAUCAAGGAGGCAUGCAGGGAGGAUGUUGGGCAGUAUAUUAUCAAACUUUCAAAUACAGCAGGUGAAACAACAGCAGACAUUGGUGUUGUUGUGCUCGAUAAACCUGGCCCACCAACUGGGCCAGUGAAAGUGAAUGAAGUCACUACAGAUAGCAUCACAUUCUCUUGGAAGCCCCCUGAGUACGAUGGUGGUUGCACUAUUAACAACUACAUUGUUGAAAAAAGAGAUACAUCUACCACAGAUUGGCAGACUGUGUCCUCAAACGUAGCAAGAACAACAAUAAAAGCAGGAAGGUUGAAGACUGGCUCUGAAUAUCAGUUCAGGAUUACUGCUGAGAAUAGAUAUGGAAAGAGUUCAUUCCUUGUCUCAGAGUCUGUAGUUGCUCAGUACCCAUUCAAAGUUCCAGGCCCUCCAGGAACACCCUUCAUUCAUGCCGCUACAAGGGACACCAUGGUAGUGGUAUGGAAUGAGCCUGUUAAUGAUGGAGGAAGCAGUGUAUUAGGGUAUCACCUUGAAAGAAAGGAAAGAAACAGUAUUCUUUGGAUUAAACUAAACAAGACACUUAUCCAGGACACAACUUUCAAGACUAUUGGUCUUGAACAAGGGCUUGAAUAUGAAUACAGAGUUUAUGCAGAAAAUAUUGUAGGCAUUGGUAAAGCCAGCAAAGUGUCAGAGGGUUAUGUUGCCAGAGAUCCUUGUGAUCCUCCAGGCACUCCAGAGGCGGUGAAGAUCACAAAAAAUUCUAUUACAAUCAAAUGGACUAAACCAGAAUAUGAUGGCGGUAGCAAAGUCACUGGAUACAUUGUUGAGAAGAAGGAAUUGCCUGAAGGCCGCUGGAUGAAGGCCAACUUCACUAACAUUAUUGAAACUGAAUAUGUUGCAACUGGCUUAGUUGAAGACAACAAAUAUGAGUUCCGGGUCAUUGCAAGAAAUGCUGCAGGUGUUUUCAGUGAUCCAUCUUACAGCACUGGGCCUAUCACUGCAAAGGAUGAGGUUGAUCCACCUCGCAUUAGCAUAGAUCCACAAUAUACUCAAACUAUCAUUGUAAAUGCUGGAGAAGCAUUCAAGAUUGAUGCUGACAUACAUGGCAAGCCAACACCCACAAUCCAUUGGAUGAAGGGAGAGCAAGAGCUUGUAAAUACUUUGUAUUGUGAAAUUAAAAACACAGAGACCACCACAUGUUUGAGUAUUAAAGAAGCUAAAUGCACUGAUGGAGGACAGUACACUCUGCUAUUAAAGAACGCUGGAGGAGAGAAGUCUGUUCAUGUCAAUGUCAAGGUACUAGAUAAACCUGGACCACCUGAAGGCCCUGUUUCUGUCUAUGGUAUUACAAUUGACCAAUGCUCCAUUGCCUGGAAACCACCAAAACAUGAUGGUGGUAGUAAUAUAUCUCACUAUAUUGUUGAAAGGAGAGAGACGAGCAGAUUGGUUUGGACAGUUGUUGAUUCUAAAAUACAAACAACUACUCUAAAAAUCACAAAGCUUUUGGAAGGAAAUGAGUACAUUUUCCGUGUCUUGCCUGUCAACAAAUUUGGAGUGGGUGAACCACUUGACUCCGAAGCAGUACUUAUUAAAAAUCCAUUUGUGGCUCCUGAUGCACCUAAAAGUGUUGAAGUUUCCAACAUCACAAAGGAUUCAAUGGUCGUAACCUGGGAAGCACCUGCUCAAGAUGGUGGCAGUCCUGUUACUGGAUACAUUAUUGAAAAACAUGACAAAGAAGGAGUCAGAUGGACUCGCUGCAAUAGGAAUAUAGUCAGUGAUUUGUGCUUUAAGGUCACUGGACUUCUCGAAAGCCACAGUUAUGAAUUCAGAGUCACAGCUGAGAAUGCAGCUGGAAUUGGAGAACCCAGUACUCCAUCUGUUUAUUACAAGGCUGUGGAUCCUAUUUUCAAACCUGGCCCACCAAAUAACCCUAAAGUGACAGAUGUGUCAAAAACAUCUGUAUUCCUUUCAUGGGGUAAACCUAUUUAUGAUGGUGGUUGUGAGAUUCAGGGAUAUAUUGUUGAAGCAUGUGAGGCAACAUCAGAAGAAUGGACUAUGUGUACCCCCCCAACAGGCAUCAGAAAGACAACAUUCGAAGUAGAAAAACUCAAAGAAAAGCAUGAAUAUAAGUUUAGAGUCUGUGCUAUAAACAAAGCUGGUGUUGGUGAACAUGCAGAUGUUUCUGGUACCAUUCUUGUUGAAGAGAAAAUGGAAGAACCCUAUCUCGACCUUGAUCCAGAACUCAGGAAGGUCAUUAAAGUUCGAGCUGGAGGUUCCAUCAGGGUGUUCGUCCCUAUGAGAGGGUGCCCUGCCCCAAAAGUUAAAUGGGAGAAAGCUGAUGGUGAAAUCAAGGAAAACGCUCAGAUUGAGGUUACUAGCAGUUAUACAUCCCUUGUGAUUGACAAUGCUAAUAGAUUUGACAGUGGAAAAUAUACCCUCACUGCAGAGAAUGCCAGUGGAUCAAAAUCUGAAUUCAUUACUGUCAGAGUGCUUGACACACCAAGUGCUCCAGUGAAUCUUAAAGUGAAGGAGAUCACAAAAGAGUCUGUAACUCUUAUAUGGGAACCACCUGCCUUGGAUGGUGGUGCAAAAAUUAAAAACUAUAUUGUUGAAAAACGUGAAAGCACAAGAAAAGCUUAUUCUGCUGUUGUGACCAAUUGCCAUGCAUUGUCAUGGAAAGUUGAACCACUUCAGGAGGGCUGCAACUAUUACUUCAGAGUUCUUGCUGAAAAUGAAAAUGGUAUUGGAUUACCAGCAGAAACAACUGAUCCACUGAAAGUAUCAGAAGUGCCACAACCUCCGGGGAAAUUCACUGUUAUUGAUGUAACACGCAACAGUGUUUCACUUGCCUGGGAGAAACCUGAGCAUGAUGGUGGCAGUAGAAUCCUUCAGUAUCUGGUGGAAAUGCAAGCGAAAGGCAGUGAAAAAUGGUCUGGCUGUGCAAAUGUCAAAACCCUGGAGACAGUAGUCAGUAAUUUGGUCCAGGGAGAAGAAUAUUUGUUCAGGGUCAUUGCUAUCAAUGAGAAGGGAAAGAGUGACCCAAGAACUCUCGCUGUUCCAGUGCAAGCAAAGGAUCUGGUCAUCGACCCAGAUGUAAGGCCUACAUUCAGUAACUACAGUGUACAAGUUGGUAAAGAUCUCACAGUAGAAAUACCAAUUGCUGGACGUCCUAAACCAACAGUUGUUUGGGCUAAGGAUGGCACACCUCUUAAACAGACUACAAGGGUUAAUUUCGUUAGCACUGCACAUCACACAACUCUGAAUAUAAAAGAAGCAACACAAGAUGAUGGCGGUCUUUAUGAAAUUGCAGUGUCUAAUGUUGUGGGACAAAAGGAUGCAACUAUUGAAAUAAUCACACUUGACAAACCUGGCCCUCCAGUUGGCCCAGUGAAAUUUUCUGGAGUAAGUGUGGACAGUGUCACGAUUUCCUGGAAUCCUCCAAAAUUCACUGGAGGCUGCCAAAUUUCAAAUUACAUUGUGCAAAAGAGAGACACAACCACCACUACCUGGGAGAAUGUGUCUACCACAGUUGCAAGAACUACUCUGAAGGUGAUUAGACUAAAAACUGGGGCAGAAUAUCAGUUCAGAAUUAUUGCUGAAAACAGAUAUGGCAAAAGUUAUGCUUUAGACUCUCCAUCUGUUGUCGCCCAGUAUCCUUACAAGGAACCAGGUCCACCAGGGACUCCAUUUGUCACAUCACUCUCAAGAGAUCAUAUGGUUGUGGAAUGGCAUGAGCCAGUGUCAGAUGGAGGCAGUAGUAUUAUUGGCUAUCAUCUUGAAAGAAAAGAGAGAAACAGCAUCCUGUGGACCAAAAUUAAUAAGUCUCUAAUUCAAGAAACCCGGUUUAAAACCAGUCCUUUGGAAGAGGGUGUUGAAUAUGAGUUCAGAGUAUAUGGUGAGAACAUUGUUGGAAUAGGCAGAUGCAGUAAAGUUUCAGAAGGCUGUGUAGCACGUGAUCCAUGUGAUCCACCUGGCACCCCAGAGGCCAUCAGUGUGAGUAAGAACUCAAUUACAAUCCAGUGGACUAAGCCUGAGUAUGAUGGAGGCAGUGCAAUAACUGGUUACACAGUGGAGAAACGUGACCUUCCAGAGGGACGCUGGAUGAAGGCCAACUUCACAAAUAUUAUUGAAACCCAAUUUACAGUUACUGGAUUAACUGAAGAUGCCAAGUAUGACUUCAGAGUUAUUGCAAAAAAUGCAGUUGGAACUGUCAGCAAGCCAUCUUAUAACACUGGACCCAUCACUGCAAAGGAUGAAGUUGAACCACCAAGAUUCUCAAUUGACCCAGAGUUCAGUCAGACUAUUGUUGUAAAUGCAGGAGACACAUUUAAACUUGAUGCUGAUGUACAUGGAAAACCAAUACCCACAAUCCAAUGGUUCAAGGGUGAUAAAGAAAUUGAAAAUACAAUAAGAUGUGAGAUCAAGAAUACCGAUUUGAAAGCAGUGAUCAUUGUUAAAGAUGCCAUUAGAAUGGACGGUGGACAAUAUAAUCUGCAGCUCACUAAUGUAGCAGGCACAAAAACUGUCCCGUUCAAUGUCAAAGUACUGGACAAACCAGGACCGUGUCAAGGGCCGCUUAAUAUCAGUGGUGUAACUUCUGACAAAUGCACUCUGUCAUGGCUUCCUCCAGAACAUGAUGGAGGCAGCAGUAUUACUCAUUACAUCAUUGAGAGGAGAGAAACUAGUCGUCUUGCUUGGACAUUAGUUACUAGUGACUGUAAUGUUCCAACACUCAAAGUAGCAAAGCUUCUAGAAGGGAAUGAGUACAUCUUCCGUGUUAUGGCAGUUAACAAGUAUGGUGUAGGUGAACCACUGGAGUCUGCAGCAGUCAUCAUGAAAAAUCCAUUCAUUCCACCGGGAUCUCCACACAUUCUAGAAGUAACUAAUAUCACAAGAGAUUCCAUGACUGUGUGUUGGCUUGCACCGGAAACAGAUGGCGGAAGUGAAAUUGUUGGCUACAUUGUGGAGAAGAAAGACAGGGCAGGGAUUAGAUGGACAAAAUGCAACAGAAAAAGAGUAACAGACUUGCACUUCAGGGUAACCGGUUUGUCAGAAGGUCAUGAGUAUGAAUUUAGAUUAUCUGCUGAAAACGCAGCUGGAAUUGGAGAACCAAGUUUACCAACGCAAUACUACAAAGCCUCUGAUCCAAUAUUCAAACCUGGCCCACCAAGCAAUGCCCAUGUGGUUGAUACCACAAAGAACUCCAUUUCAAUAGCAUGGGGCAAACCAGUUCAUGAUGGCGGUUGUGCAAUUCAGGGAUACAUUGUUGAGAUUUGCAAAGCUGACGAGGAGGAAUGGACUAUGUGCACCCCACCAACUGGCCUGCGUAUCAACAAGUUUGAAAUCACAAAACUGACAGAAAAUCAAGAAUAUAAGAUUCAGAUAUGUGCAAUCAACAAGUUAGGUGUUGGUGAACCAGCUGUUAUUCCUGGAACAGUGAAACCUGAAGACAAAAUGGAAGCACCAGAAAUACACCUUGACUCAGAGCUGAGGAAAGGAAUUGUGGUGCGUGCUGGUGCAUCCAUGAAAAUCAAUGUACCCUUCAAGGGAAGACCAACUCCAGAGAUUAAAUGGACUAAAGAUGAGGGGGAAUUAUCUGAUAAGGCACAAAUUGAGAAAGGCCUGAACUAUACUCAGCUUUCAAUUGACAUCUGUGACAGGAGUGAUGCUGGAAAAUACACCCUAAGUUUGGAAAACAGCAGUGGAUCCAAAUCUGAAUUUGUGUCUGUCAAAGUACUGGACACACCAUCAGCACCUUUGAAUCUUGUAGUGAAAGAUAUCAAGAAAGACUCCGUUACUCUUGUCUGGGAGCCACCUUUAAUUGACGGAGGAGCAAAGGUCAAGCACUAUGUAAUUGAUAAGCGUGAAUCAACCAGAAAAGCUUAUGCUAAUGUCACAGCUAAGUGCACAAAAACAAGCUAUGUGGUAGAAAAUCUUGCAGAAGGAGCUAUGUAUUACUUCAGAGUUAUGGCUGAGAAUGAAUAUGGAGUUGGCCUACCAAUUGAAACAAAAAAUGCAGUGAAGGCAUCUGAGGUUCCUCUACCAGUUUCCAAAGUCACUUUGACAGAUGUAACUAAAAUAAGUGCAUCUCUAGCAUGGGAGAAACCAGAGCAUGAUGGUGGUAGCAGGAUAGUGGGGUACAUAAUUGAAAUGCAACCUAAAGGAACAGACAAAUGGGGUGUAGCCACGUCAACAAAAACAUGUGAAGGCACCGUAAGUGGACUAAGUUCUGGUCACGAAUACCUCUUCCGUGUCUUAGCCUACAAUGAGAAAGGAAAGAGUGAGCCUACUCCAUUAGCUGCUCCUGUUAUUGCAAAUGACUUGACAAUUGAACCCAGCUUCAAACUUAUUUUCAACACCUACAGUAUCAAAGCUGGGAAAGAUCUGAAAAUAGAAAUACCAGUUAUUGGCCGUCCAGCACCCAAGGCUUCCUGGAUGAAAGAUGGACAGCCACUGAAAAUGACAACAAGAGUUAAUUAUUCAAGCACACCAACCUCAGCUAUACUUCAAAUAACAGAGGCUAGCAAAGAUGACUUCGGAAAGUACUCAGUCACAGCUGCAAACAGUGCUGGUACAGUCACAGAAGACAUUGGAAUUAUAAUCCUUGACAAACCUGGUCCACCAACUGGCCCUAUAAAAAUCACUGAAGUAAGCAAUAACUUUGUCAGCAUCUCAUGGGAGCCACCAGAGUACACAGGAGGUUGUCAAGUAAAAAAUUACAUUGUUGAAAAACGUGACACAACUACCACAACUUGGCAGAUUGUAUCUGGAGCAGUUGCAAGGACAGCUAUCAAAAUUUCUAAACUGACAACAGGAUCAGAAUAUCAGUUCAGAGUCUGCGCUGAAAACCGAUAUGGAAGGGGUUCUUAUCUGGACUCAUCAGCAGUUGUUGUACAGUAUCCAUACAAAGCACCUGGACCACCUGGCACCCCAUUUGUCUCAUCUGCAUCUAAGGACCAUAUGGUUAUUGAAUGGAAUGAACCAGUCAACGAUGGUGGCAGUUCAGUCAUUGGUUACCACAUUGAAAGCAAAGAAAGAACAAGCAUUUUGUGGACAAAACUGAAUAAGACUCUCAUUACUGAUACUCUCUUCAAGGUAAGCAAUCUGGAAGAAGGUAUGGGAUAUGAGUACAGAGUUUACGCUGAAAACAUUGUUGGUAUUGGUAGAUCAAGCAAAGUUUCAGAAUGCUUUGUAGCUCGUGACCCAUGUGAUCCACCUGGUACCCCUGAACCUAUUACUAUCACCAAAGAUCUGAUCACCAUUCAGUGGACAAAGCCACAGUAUGAUGGUGGCAGUAAAGUCACUGGAUAUAUUGUUGAAAAGCGGGACUUGCCUGAAGGUCGUUGGAUGAAGGCCAGCUUCACUAAUGUAAUUGAGACUGAGUUCACAAUCACAGGCUUAUCACAAGACCAACAGUAUGAGUUUAGAGUUAUUGCAAGAAAUGCAGCUGGUAUUUUCAGUGAGCCCUCUGAAAGCACUGGACCAAUAACUGCCACAGAUGAAAUUGAAGCUCCAAAAGCUUCAAUGGAUCCAAAGUACAAGGAUGUUAUUGUUGUUAAUGCUGGGGAAACCUUUGCUCUUGAUGCUGACAUCUACGGCAAACCAGUUCCUGAUGUCACAUGGUUAAAGGAUGGAAAGGAAAUUGAGAAGACUACUCCAAGAAUGGAAGUCAAAACUACCAUCAAUCGUACUUUGCUAACAAUAAAAGACUGUAUUAGAGUAGACAGUGGACAGUAUGAUCUUAGUCUCAGCAAUAUUGGUGGAACAAAAACAAUACCAAUCACUGUGAAGGUUCUUGAUAGACCCAGUCCACCUGUGGGUCCACUCAAAGUGGCAGAUGUCACUGCUGAUACAUGUUAUUUGUCCUGGAGUGAUCCUUCACAAGAUGGCGGUGCUCCUAUUUCACACUACAUCAUUGAGAAAAGAGAAACCAGUAGGUUGUCAUGGACUGUAGUUGAUCCGAAUGUUCAAUUCUUGAGCUACAGAGUAACCAAACUACUGACUCACAAUGAAUAUAUCUUUAGGGUCAUGGCAGUUAACAAAUAUGGCACAGGUGAGCCACUUGAAUCUGAGCCCAUCAUAGCACGCAAUCCAUUCAAGCCACCAAGUGCACCUUCUAUGCCUGAGGCAAGUGUUAUAACAAAGGAUUCCAUGGUUAUCACAUGGAAUCAACCAGAGCAUGAUGGUGGGUCAGAAAUUAAAUGCUAUCACCUUGAAAAACGUGACAAAGAUGGUGUUAGGUGGACAAAAUGUAACAGACAGAUUCUAACGGACCUCCACUUUAAAGUAACUGGACUCUCAGAAGGACAUUUCUAUGAGUUCCGUGUCUCUGCUGAAAAUGAGGCUGGUGUGGGAGAGUCAAGUGAACCAUCGUUGUUCUAUAGAGCCUCUGAUGCCACACGCCCACCUGGUCCACCAACCAAUCCUAAAGUGACUGACCACUCAAGUACAGCUGUGUCUCUUGCCUGGAGCAAACCCCUCAGUGAUGGAGGUGCAUACAUAAAGGGAUAUAUUGUUGAGAUGAAAGAAGUUACUCAGGAAGAAUGGGUCACAUGUACACCUCCUACUGGUAUACAAGCAACACGCUAUACUGUGACAAAACUUAAGGAAAAUACUGAAUAUAACUUCCGCAUCUGUGCCAUCAAUGCUGAGGGAGUUGGCGAACAUGCAGAUAUCCAUGGCUCUGUUAUUGCUGCUGAUAAACUUGAAGCACCAGAAAUUGAGCUAGAUGCAGACCUGAGGAAGGUUGUUUCUGUGCGUGCAGGUGGAACACUUCGCCUGUUUGUCACAAUCAGAGGGAGACCUGAACCUAAAGUCACUUGGGAAAAGGCAGAAGGAACUCUGACUGAGCGUGUACAAACUGAAGUCACAAGUUCAUACACUAUGCUUGUUAUUGACAAUGUUAACAGAUUUGAUACUGGGAAAUAUGUUUUGACUCUAGAAAAUACAAGCGGCAAAAAAUCUGCAUUUGUCAAUGUAAGAGUGUUGGAUUCACCAAGUGCACCACUUAACUUUGCAGUCAAAGACAUCAAGAAAGAUUCAGUGACACUGAAUUGGGAACCUCCUCUUAUUGAUGGUGGAGCCAAGAUAACUAACUAUGUUGUAGAAAAACGAGAAUCUACAAGAAAGGCAUACACCACUGUCACAAGUAAUUGUACUCAGAACUCAUUUAAGAUUGAUGAGCUUGAGGAGGGAUGUAUUUACUACUUCCGUGUAAGAGCUGUAAAUGAGCAUGGUUUUGGAAUAGCAGUAGAAACUAAAGAUCCAGUCAAGGUUUCUGAAGUACCUAUGCCACCGGGUAAAGUUACACUUGUUGAUGUGACGAGAAACAGUGCAGUUCUCUCCUGGGAGAAACCAGCUCAUGAUGGCGGCAGCAAAGUCAUGUGCUACAAUGUAGAGAUGCAAACUAAGGGCACGGACAAGUGGACUGUAUGCACUACAGUUAAGGUUCCAGAAGCAACAAUCACUAACCUUACAGCAGGUCAGGAAUAUAGUUUCAGAAUCAUUGCUUUGAAUGAGAAAGGCAAGAGUGACCCACAACAACUUGGUGUACCUGUGAUUGCAAAGGAUAUUGAAAUUGAACCUACGAUUGAUCUGCUAUUCAACACUUACAGUGUGAAGGCAGGGGAUGAUCUCACAGUUGAAGUUCCAUUCAGAGGUAGACCUAAACCAGCCAUUUCAUGGAAGAAGGAUGGACUACCUCUGAAACUGACAACAUCUGUAACCAUUUUGACAUCCAAUACCUCAACUAAACUUAUCAUCAAAGAAGCUAGUAGGGAGCAUGUUGGAAAAUAUGAAAUCACAUUAGCUAACACAGCUGGGACAAAAAUAGUCGAACUUGGCAUUGUUAUCCUUGACAAACCUGGCCCACCAGCAGCAGUUAGAAUAGAUGAAGUAAGUUCAGACAGUAUCAAAUUAUCCUGGGAUCCACCAGAGUAUGAUGGCGGAUGCCACAUCAACAACUACAUUGUGGAGAAGAGAGACACUAACACAACAACAUGGGAAACAGUUUCAUCUACAAUUGCCAGAACAUCAAUUAAAGUGUCCCGUUUGACACAUGGUUCUGAAUAUCAAUUCCGUAUUUAUGCUGUAAACCGUUACGGAAAGAGCCCCUAUAUAGAUUCUCCAGGAAUUACUGCACAGUAUCCCUUCAAGCAACCUGGACCACCUUCUACACCUCAAGUUGCCCAUGCAACCAAGGCAUUCAUGCUUGUUACAUGGAAUGAACCGGUCAAUGAUGGUGGAAGCACAGUUCUCGGAUAUCACCUGGAGCGUAAAGAACGAAGCAGUAUUCUUUGGACAAAGAUGAACAGAGGUCUCAUCACUGAUACAGAAUUCAAGGUCACUGGCAUUGAGGAGGGCUUACUCUAUGAGUACCGCGUCUAUGCUGAAAACAUUGCUGGCAUAGGGAAGUGCAGUAAAACCUCUGAACCCGUGGCUGCAAGAGAUCCCUGUGAUCCCCCAGGUCAACCUACAAUCACAAGCAUCACUAGAACAUCAGUUUCCCUGUCUUGGACAAAGCCAGAGUACGAUGGAGGAGCCAAAGUCACCGGUUACAUAGUUGAACGCAGGGAACUUCCGCAGGGUCGUUGGCUGAAGUGUAAUUUCACUAAUAUCCAAGAAACAUACUUCGAUGUGACAGGCCUUACAGAGGACCAGAAAUAUGAUUUCCAUGUCAUUGCAAAGAAUGCCGCUGGAUUAUUUAGUGAACCCUCUGAAAGCACAGGCCCUGUUACAGUCAAAGAUGAUGUCGAACCACCACGUAUCAUGAUGGACGUAACGUUCAGAGAUGUUGUAGUAGUGAAAGCUGGUGAUGUUUUGAAAAUCAAUGCAGAUAUUGCUGGACGACCUCUGCCAGUUGUUUCAUGGGCAAAGGAUGGUAAGGAGAUCGAGCCUACAGCUAGAGUUCAGAUCUCCUCAACAUCCAGCAGCACUUCAGUAAUUGUCAAAGACUGCAUCAGAAGAGACUCUGGACAGUAUAUUUUGACUUUACAGAAUAUUGCUGGAACAAAGUCGUUGACUGUUAACUGCAAGAUCCUUGACAGGCCAGGACCAUCUGCUGGACCACUGCAGGUAUCUGGCCUUGAUGCAGAAAAAUGUACAUUGACCUGGGGUCCUCCUCAAGAAAUGGGUGGUGCAGAUAUAUCCCACUAUAUUGUUGAGAAACGUGAAACAAGCCGUCUUGCCUGGACAUUAGUAUAUGGAGAAAUGAAAGCUACGACAUGUACAGUUACUAAACUUCUCAAAGGCAAUGAGUACAUUUUCAGAGUUCUUGCUGUGAACAAAUUUGGAAUUGGUGAGGCCCUGGAGAGUGAUCCCAUAAGAGCUAUGGAUCCAUACACUUGUCCAUCUGUACCCACAGAUGUAAAAAUUACCUCUGUCUCAAGUGAAGCAAUGACAAUCUGCUGGGCAAAACCUGCCACAGAUGGAGGCAGUGAGAUUUGUGGCUAUGUAAUUGAAAGACGUGAGAAAUCAGGUCUGCGCUGGGUUCGUGUGAACAAACAGCUUGUAUGUGAUCUCACUUUUGAAGCAUCCAAUCUCCGCGAAGGAUGUGAGUAUGAGUAUCGUGUUUAUGCAGAAAAUGCAGCUGGUUUGAGUCCUCCAAGUUACCCUUGCCAGCCAACUAAAGCAGUGGAUCCACUUUCCGCACCAUCUGCCCCUGAAAGAGUAAAGGUGAUUGAUUCAACCAAGAGCUCUAUCACUCUUGCCUGGAAAAAGCCACUGUUUGAUGGUGGAGCCCCUGUCAUUGGCUACUAUGUUGAGUAUAAGAAGACGGAGGAUAAAGACUGGAAUGUGGCUAUUCAACAGACAAGGAACACUGAGUUCACAGUUGUUGGUCUUACAACUGGAGCAGAAUAUGUGUUUGCAGUUAAAUCUAUUAACAAAAUUGGUCUCAGUGAACAAACUGUAACUGCAGAACCUGAGGUUGCUAAGGAUAGAGAAGAAGAGCCAGCAUUUGAUGUUGACAUUGAAAUGCGCAAAACUCUGAUUGUCAAGCAUGGUAGCUCUUUUACUCUGACUGUUCCAUUCAAUGGAAGACCAAUACCUAGUGUAACAUGGAAUAAAGAUGAUGUAGAUCUGAAAGUGAGAGGAAGUAUUGAUACAAGUGAUGCCUGCACAUCCAUUACAUUAGAGAAAGCAACAAGAAACGACACUGGAAAAUACAAUGUAACACUGCAGAACAGCGUUGGAACAGCUACUUUGGCAAUGGCUGUCAAGGUUCUUGACUCACCUGGGCCACCUACUAAUGUUAAGAUUAAGGAUGUUACAAAGGACUCGGUUACAGUAACCUGGGAGGCACCAGAAAAUGAUGGAGGUGACCCUGUCAAGAACUAUCAUGUUGAAAAACGUGAAGCCAGCAAAAAGGCAUGGGUGAGCGUCACAUCCAACUGUCACCAUUUGACCUACAAAGUGACAGAUCUGCAAGAGGGAGCCAUCUACUACUUCAGAGUCAUUGGAGAAAAUGAAUUUGGAGUUGGUGUGCCUUCAGAAACCAAGGAUGGAACUAAGAUUACUGAAAAACCAAGCCCACCUGCAAGGCUCGGUGUCACAGAAGUCACUAAAGACAGCAUUUCACUGGCAUGGAGUAAGCCAGAACAUGAUGGAGGUAGCAGAAUCACAAGUUACCUCAUAGACGCUCUUGAAAAGGGUCAACAGAAGUGGGUGAAGUGUGCUGUGGUCAAAACUACCUACCACGUUGUCCGGAGCCUGAGGGAAAAUGCUGAAUAUUUCUUCAGAGUCCGUGCUGAAAAUCAUGCUGGUCUCAGUGAUCCCAAAGAAAUGAUCGUCCCUGUGAUUGUUAAAGAUCAGCUUGAACCACCUGAGUUUGAUAUGAAGAACUUCCCUCACAAUACUGUCUAUGUCAGAGCAGGAUCAAACCUGAAGUUUGAGAUCCCUCUAACUGGCAAACCUCUGCCAAAGGUUGCACUUUCAAAAGAUAAAGUCGCUGUGAAAUCAACAAAGAGAUUCAGCUCUGAAGUAACUCCAGAUGGUCUCAUCAUUGACCUUCAGGAAAGCAUUGCUAGCGAUGCUGGUAUAUAUGAUAUCACUGCAUCUAAUAAAAGUGGAACUACAAAGUCAUUCGUGAAAAUUGUUGUUCUGGAUAGACCUGGUCCUCCUGUUGGCCCUGUUGAAAUUAGUGAUGUCACUGAGACAAGCGUAAACCUCAAGUGGCUUCCUCCUGUGUAUGACGGCGGUAGCCCAGUGACCAAUUAUGUUGUACUCCGACGUGAAACAAGCACACCUGCUUGGACAGAAGUGUCCUCUACAGCAGCAAGAAGCGCAAUUAAGGUCAGAAAGCUGACAAAAGGAGAGGAGUAUCAGUUCAGGAUCAAGGCUGAGAAUCGCUUUGGCAUUAGUGAUCACAUUGACUCCCAGACUGUCACAGUCAAGCUCCCAUACACAAUCCCUGGACCUCCAUCAACACCCUGGGUCAAUUUUGUCUCAAGGGAGAGCCUCACUGUCUGUUGGCAUGAGCCUGUCUCAGAUGGAGGAAAUGCUGUGUUUGGAUACCACUUACAGAUGAAAGAAAGAAGCAGCGUAGUAUGGCAGAAGAUUAACAAAACUGCUAUCCCUGCAACACAAUUCAGAGUGACAAACAUCUGCCCUGGCUCAAUCUAUGAGUUUAAGGUUGCAGCAGAAAAUGCAGCUGGAAUUGGUAAAAUCAGCAAAACAUCGGACGAAGUACUUGCAAUUGAUGCCUGUGAACCUCCAGCUAAUUUGCGAAUCUCAGAAAUCACGAAGAAUUCUGUCAGCCUCACUUGGCAGAAGCCUCCUUAUGAUGGUGGUAGCAAGAUUACUGGAUACAUGGUUGAGAGAAGAGAGGCGCCAAAAGGCAGAUGGACAAAAGCUAACUUCACCAAUGUCAUUGAAACUAAUUUCACAGUGUCAGGCUUGACUCAGGAUGAGUCCUAUGAAUUUAGGGUCUUUGCGAAGAAUACAAUUGGUUCAAUCAGUAACCCAUCAGAUGUCGCUGGACCAGCUACUUGUGUGGAUAUUAAAGGUUCUCCAGAGAUUGACCUACCUCCAGAGUAUUUGGAUGUCAUUCAAUACAAGGCUGGAGCAGCUAUCAAGAUUAGAGUGGGAAUCAUUGCCAAACCAUUACCAACAAUUGAAUGGUUCAAGGAUGGAAAAGAACUGGUGUCAAGUAGUAAGCUAUCGGUUGAGAGCACCACAGACGCUUCUGGUGUUCUCAUCAAGGAUGCUAGUCGUGUCAAUACAGGAACAUAUGAAAUCAAAAUCAAGAAUGACUUGGGCUCAGCAUCUGCCUCCAUAAGAGUACAAGUUCUUGACAAACCGGGACCUCCUGCUGGAACUAUUCAAUUUACAUCAGUCACAGCAGACAGGAUUAUCUUCAUGUGGGAACCUCCAGCAGAUAACGGUGGUGCAAAAGUGACCCAUUACAUUGUGGAAAAACGGGAGACAAGCAGAGUUGUAUGGUCUGUCAUAUCCGAAGAACUGGAGCAAUGCUUUGUGUCUGCUGAGAAACUGAUCAGAGGCAAUGAGUAUGUAUUCCGAGUUCGGGGUGUCAACAAAUAUGGAGUGGGAGAACCUUUGGAGUCUGAGCCCGUUAUUGCCAAGAAUGCAUUUGUAACUCCUGGACAGCCUUCUUUGCCUGAGGCCACUUCCAUUACCAGAUCAACAAUGACACUGGUCUGGGAGAAACCAGGUGUGGAUGGUGGCAGUACCGUCACUGGUUAUUAUAUAGAGAAACGUGAGAAGAAAAGCCUGCGUUGGGUCAAGGUCCUCAAAGAGCCUAUUAGCGACACAACAUACAAAGUCGUGAACCUUACAGAGGGAAGUGAAUAUCAGUAUCGUGUUUGUGCAAUCAAUAAAGCUGGAGAAGGCCCAUAUUCUGAUCUUUCUGACUUCUACAAAGCAGCCGACCCAGUUGACCCACCAGAUGAACCAACCAAGCUUAAAGUCGUUGAUUCUACAAAAACAUCUAUCACCCUUGGGUGGGCGAAGCCAGAAUAUGAUGGAGGUAGUGAGAUCACCAGCUAUGUUGUUGAACAGAAGGCGGCUGGAGAAGAUAAAUGGACUGUAAUUAGCUCCAAAGGUGAAGUCAGAACCACAGAGUAUGUUGUUUCUAACCUUAAGCCGGACAUCGACUAUUACUUCCGUGUAUCAGCUGUUAACUGUGCUGGACGUGGUGAACCAAUUGAGAUGACUGAGCCAGUACAAGCCAAAGACAUUCUUGAGGAAGCUGAGAUCGAUCAUGGCGUUGCCAUGAGAACACAUUACAUAGUGAAAUCAGGAACGGAUGUGGAAAUCGUAAUUCCUCUCAAGGGCAGACCUGCACCAAAUGUCACUUGGAAGAAGGGAGAUAAGAAUAUUGGUGAUGAUCCAAGAUAUGACAUUCAUAACACAGAAUCGUCAACUCUUCUGGCCAUUCCUCAGGUCACUCGUGCUGAUACCAGCAAAUACCUUCUUGAAAUUGAAAAUGGUGUGGGACAGCCAAAGACAUUAACUGUUUCUGUUAAAGUGCUUGAUUCUCCAUCUGCUUGCCGGAACUUAGUGUUGAAGGAUGUCACUCGUGGCAAAGUAACUCUGUGUUGGGAGCCACCUCUUCUUGAUGGUGGUGCCGAAGUCACCAAUUACAUUAUUGAAAAGAGGGACUCAACCAAGAGAGCUUACUCCAGUGUAACAACCAAGUGUGCUGACACAACAUAUACAAUCGAAGAGCUCUCUGAGAAAGCAUCCUUCUUCUUCCGUGUCUUGGCUGAGAAUGAAAAUGGUAUUGGUGAUCCAUGUGAGACAGCAGAAGCAAUUAAGGCCACUGAGACACCUGGCCCAGUCAAAGAUCUUGCCAUGAAGGAUUCCACUAAAACAUCAGUCACACUACAGUGGACUAAGCCUGAUUAUGAUGGCGGCAGCAUCAUAACAGACUAUAUAAUUGAGAAGAAACUCAAGGAUGAAGAAGCCUGGGCACUUGCUGGCACCAGCAAACAUUGUGAAUAUGAGGUCACAAAACUUAAAGAGCUUGCAGUCAUGGAUUUCAGAGUGUGCUCCAAGAAUGAAAAGGGACGUAGUGAUUUUGUAGAAGUUGGAGCUAUAACUGUGAAAGACUACAUUAUUGCACCUGAGGCAGACCUUUCAGAUUAUCCAAGUGGUGAAAUAAGUGUACGCAUGGGACACAAUGUGCAUAUUGAGCUGCCAUAUAAGGGUAAGCCAAGACCAACCCCACUGUGGUUGAAAGAUAAUCUGCCUUUGAAAGAGAGUGAUCAGAUCCGCUUUAAGAAAACAGAAAACAAAGUUGCCAUCACAAUCAAGAAUGUAAGAAAAGAAAAUGGUGGGAAAUACACUCUCACACUUGACAAUAAAUUUCUCAGAAAAUCAUUCCAUAUACAAGUCAUCACUCUUGGACCGCCUUCUAAGCCCAUAGGCCCAAUCAGAUUGGAUGAAAUCAGAGCAGAUAGCAUAAUAAUAUCUUGGGAUGCACCAAACGAUGACGGUGGUGGAGAGAUCACUUGUUACACUGUGGAGAAGCAUGAUACUUCCCAGACAGACUGGAAGAUGGCUUGUUCGAGUGUAAUUGGAACAACAUUUAAGAUACCAAACUUGAUAAAAGGAACACAAUAUCAGUUCAGAGUAUGUGCAGAAAAUCGAUAUGGUGUUAGUGAGCCACUGACCUCUCAAAAUGUGAUCGCCAAACAUGAGUUCAGACCACCAGGUCCCCCAGGAAUGCCUGUUGUUUACAAUGUCACAAAUGACGGCAUGACUAUUCAAUGGGAAAAACCCAUUUAUGAUGGUGGCUCACCAGUUACUGGUUUCCAUGUUGAAAAGAAGGAGAGGAACAGCGUCAUGUGGCAGAAAGUAAAUCCUACAGUAAUAACUGGAAGAGAUUACAGAAUCAUUGGCCUCAUCGAAGGACUGGAAUAUCAAUUCAGGGUGUACGCACAGAACAACGCUGGCUUUAGCCGUGUCAGUGAGGCAAGCAGGCUCAUGAUGGCAGUCUCUCCAGUUGAUCCACCUGGCACACCAGAUUAUACUGAUAUAACAAGCGAAUCUGUUGCACUGAAAUGGGAUGCACCCAAGCAUGAUGGAGGCAGCAAAAUUGUGGCCUACAAUAUUGAGAAACGUCAGGGAAAAGGCCGCUGGCUGAAAUGCAACUUCACUGACGUCAAUGAAUGCCAGUUCACAGUUACAGGCCUCGCCUGCGGUGAGCGUUAUGAAUUCAGAGUGAUUGCAAGAAAUGCUAUUGGCACGGUCAGUCCACCCUCACAGUCAUCUGGUUACAUUGUCGUCAGAGAUGAAAGUGUUUGUCCAAAUAUUGAGUUUGGUAAGGAACACUUUGAAGGUCUCACUGUUAAAGCAGGAGACCCCAUCAGAAUUAAAGUCAUGAUUACUGGACGACCUGUACCUCAAGUUACAUGGUUUAGGGAUGGCAAGGAACUUACCAAGAAGAUGGUUGACAUUGUAACUAUCACUGGAUCAAGCACACUCUUCAUCAGGGAUGCGGAUCGUAGUCACCGUGGUGUUUAUAGUGUGGAAGCCAAGAAUAGCUCUGGAACAAAGAAGGAAGAUAUUAAUGUGGUCGUCUAUGACACACCUGGGGAACCUGAAGGGCCAAUUCUUUUCACAAACAUCUCAGAUGGGAAAGUCACUCUCUCAUGGAACCCGCCUGCAAAUGAUGGAUGUUCUCCCAUCACACAUUACAUUAUUGAGAAACGUGAGACCUCAAGAAUUUCCUGGGCAAUUGUUACAGACAGUUGUACAGAAUGCUCAUUCAAUGCCACCAAGCUGAUCAAGACCAAUGAGUACCAGUUCCGUGUUUCUGCUGUCAACAAGAUUGGUGUUAGCAGACCAGUGGACUCCAGUCCUAUCAUUGCACAAAUGCAAUUCACUGUUCCAGAUGCUCCUGGUACACCUGAUUCUACCAGUAUUACAGGUGACAGCAUUACACUCUCUUGGACAGCACCAACGUCUGAUGGAGGAAAUGAAAUCAAAUACUAUAUCUUAGAAAAACGUGAGAAGAAGAGCUUACGCUGGAUCAAGGUGUCAACAAAGAAGCCCAUAACUGAAUGUGCACACAGAGUAACACAUCUUGUGGAAGGCCAUGAAUAUGAAUUCCGUGUUACGGCUGUAAAUGAUGCAGGGAUUGGACUACCUAGUAACAUAUCGCUACCUAUGAAAUGUAGUGAGCCCAAAACUACACCUAAUGCUCCUUCAGUGGUAAAUGUAACUGAUACCACAAACACAUCAGUCAGCCUGGAGUGGACAAAGCCUGUAUUUGAUGGAGGAGCCGAGGUCACUGGUUAUAUCAUUGAGAUGUGCAAAGCAACUGAGGAAGAAUGGCAUAAAGCCAAUGUAGAAACCUGCACCAGCACAAUGUUCACUGCAACUGAUUUGGAAUCUGGUGGAGAAUAUAAAUUCCGUGUCUGUGCAGUAAAUGCAGUUGGAAAGGGAAAAACCCGUGAGAUUUCUGACCCAGUGCAAGCAGUAGACAGACUUACACCACCAGAAAUUGAUAUUGAUGCAAGCUUCAAACAGACACACAUUGUGAAGAAUGGAGGAACUGUCCAUCUUAAUAUUGCCUUCAGAGGAAAACCUACUCCUACUGCAAAAUGGGUGAAAGAAGAUGGAGAACUAAGUGUGAUGGUGGACAUUAUUACCACAGAAACAAAUAGUACCUUAACCAUUGAGAACUGUAACAGGUAUGAUUCAGGAAAGUAUACCCUCUCGCUUGAGAACAGUAGUGGCAGCAAAUCUAUUACAUUUACUGUAAAGGUGCUUGAUACACCUGGACCACCAGGACCACUCACCUUCAAGGAGGUUUCAAGAGGAGCUCUGACACUCAUGUGGGAUGCCCCAGUCAAUGAUGGAGGAGCCCGUAUUCACCAUUACAUUGUUGAGAAACGUGAGGCUAGCCGUCGCAGUUGGCAAGAAGCCGGUGGAAAAUGCAUUCAUCCAAACCUGAGGGUUACUGAUCUAUUGGAAGGUGUGCCAUACUUCUUCAGAGUCAUGGCAGAAAAUCAGUAUGGCCUAGGUGAAGCAUAUGAAAUGCCAGAUCCAAUUAUUGCUACUGCAGAACCUGCUCCACCGAAAAGACUGGAUAUUAUCGAUACAACUAAUUCUUCUGCCACCUUGGCUUGGCUGAAACCUGAACAUGACGGUGGAAGUCGUAUCAUUGGAUAUAUUGUUGAAACUAAAGAAAAGGGCUCUGAUAAGUGGGUUGUUGGUGGUCACACUAAGUCCCUGUUUACAGUAAUUGAGGGAUUAGUGGAAAAUGCAGAAUAUGAAUUCCGUGUAAAGGCCAAGAAUGAUGCAGGCUUCAGUGAACCAAGAGAAGCGUUUUCUUCUGCUAUUAUUAAAGAGCCCCAGAUUGAGCCGACUGCAGAUCUCAGUGGUAUCACAAACCAACUAAUCACAUGCAAGACUGGCAGUACGUUCAUCAUUGACGUUCCUAUUAGUGGCAGACCAGCUCCUAAGGUAACAUGGAAGCUAGAGGAAAUGCGACUAAAGGAAACAGACAGAGUCUCCAUCAAGACCACCAAAGAUAGGACCACACUGUCAGUCAAAGACUGCAUGAGGGGUGAUGGUGGCAAAUAUUAUCUCACCCUUGAAAACACCACAGGAGCCAAGACAUUCACAGUAACUGUCAACGUCAUUGGCAGACCCAGCGCACCUGAAGGGCCUGUUGAGGUUUCAUCAAUAACAUCUGAGUCCUGUGUGUUGACAUGGGGACCACCUGAGGAUGAUGGCGGAACCGAUAUCACCAACUACAUUGUGGAGAAGCGUGAAUCUGGCUCAACUGCUUGGCAGCUUGUCAACUCAAGUGUGAAACGCACAACAAUCAGAGUCUCCCAUCUGACUAAAUACAUGCAGUACACUUUCCGUGUCUGUGCUGAAAACAGAUUUGGAGUGAGCAAGUCCACAGAAUCUGAAACCAUUGUUGCUGAGCAUCCAUUUGUUCCACCAAGUCCACCAACACGACCAGAGGUAUACGCUGUUACUGCAAAUACCAUGAGUCUACGUUGGGAGGAGCCGUACCAUGAUGGUGGUAGUAAGGUCACUGGAUACUGGAUUGAAAAGAAGGAGCGCAACACAAUUCUCUGGGUCAGAGAGAACAAGAUCCCAUGCUUCGAGUGCUACUACAAAGCAGCUGAGCUUGUUGAAGGCCUUGAAUACCAGUUCAGAGUUUAUGCAAUGAAUGCUGCUGGUCUGAGUAAAGCCAGUGAAGCUUCAAAGAGGAUGGUGGCUCAGAAUCCAGUCGACCCCCCUGGCAAACCAGAAGUGACUGAUGUGUCAAGAUCCACAGUGUCAAUUAAAUGGACUGUGCCAAUAAAUGAUGGUGGCAGCCCAAUUGUUGGAUACAUUGUUGAGCGCAAGCCAUACACUGCUACUGGUGAGGGUCGCUGGCUGAAGUGCAACUACACAAACGUCACAGAAACUAAUUUCACAAUAACAGCACUGGGUGAGGGAGAGGUGUAUGAGUUCCGUGUCAUUGCCAAGAAUGCUGCUGGAGUUCACAGUAUACCCUCAGCGUCAUCAGGAGCCGUGACGUGCAAGGCUGAAUACACUCCUCCUAAGGCUGAGCUUGACAGCAAACUUCUGGUAGAUACUGUCACUAUCAGAGCUGGAUCAGACCUUGUGCUUGAUGCUGCUAUUGGUGGUAAACCUGAACCCAAAGUCUUCUGGGCCAAAGGAGAGAAAGAACUUGAGCUCUGUGAGAAAUACUCACUCCAGUACACCAGCACACGUGCUAUGGCAAUCAUCAAGUUCUGUGACAGAAAUGACUCAGGACAAUACAUUCUCACAGUGAAAAAUGCCAGUGGAGUCAAGACAGCUGCUGUCAAUGUUAAAGUACUUGAUACACCUGGACCAUGUGAGGACAAGAUUACAAUAAGCGAUGUAACAGAAGAGAAAUGUACAGUGUCCUGGAAAGCACCUCUGGAGGAUGGUGGAGACCCAGUCACCCACUACAUUGUUGAGAGACGAGAUACCAACAGACUCAACUGGGUGCUCAUGGAAUCUGAAUGCAAGAGCCUCUCUUGUGUCAUUACCCGAAUGAUAAAGAACUAUGAGUACAUAUUCCGUGUCAGUGCUGUGAACAAGUAUGGACCUGGUGUGCAACUGCAGUCUGAGCCUGUCAUUGCCAGAAACUCAUUCACUGUCCCAUCACCUCCUGGAGCACCAGAAAUCACUGAUGUAGGAAAGGAUUAUGCUGCCAUUGAAUGGCUGAAGCCAGAGAGCAAUGGUGGCAGCGAAAUCAACAACUACCUUGUGGAGAGACGUGAAAGGAAGAGUGUCAGAUGGAUCAAAGUUAACAGAGAUUUUACCAUCACUGACACAAAAUAUAAGAUUACUGGUCUUACAGAGGGCAACAUUUACCAGUUCCGUGUUACAGCUAUGAACAUAGCCGGAGACAGUGAACCAAGUGAAGUAUCACUGUAUGCUGUUUGCAGGGAACCAACAUUCACUCCUGCUCCUCCUUCAAUACCACGUGUGGCAGAUACUACUCAGGACAGCAUUAGUCUAGCUUGGUCAAGACCAGUGGACGAGGGUGGGGCUGAUGUUAUUGGAUACGUCCUAGAGAUUCAAGAAGAGGGAACAGACCAGUGGACCAAGGCUCAUGAAAAGACCCUGAGAACCACAGAGUACACAGUAACUGGCCUUGCUAGCAACAAGAAGUAUAUCUUCAGAGCGGCUGCAGUCAAUGUCAAUGGCAUGGGUGAAUUUAGUGAACCGUGCACAGAAACUGAGCCUGUAGAAAGAAUUGAAACUCCUGAUCUUGAGAUUGCCGAUGAGCUAAGGAAGACUGUCUGCUUGAGAGCUGGUGGUUCCCUUCGACUCUCUGUGACUGUGACUGGAAGACCUACCCCUGUGAUCACCUGGAGCAAACCUGAUGUAGACCUUCAGAACCGUGGCUUUAUUGAAGUAACUAAGACUGGUACAACCUUAAUAAUUGACAAAGUCCACCGCUAUGACGCAGGCAAAUACACCAUUGAGGCUGAGAAUCCAUCUGGCAAGACGUCAGCCACCAUUCUUGUCAAGGUUUACGAUACUCCUGGGCCACCUGGUCCAAUUAACAUUAAGGAGCUCACAAAGGACUCUGCUGUCAUUACAUGGGAUCCCCCAAGCGUUGACGGUGGAGCACCAGUGAACAACUACAUAAUUGAGAGACGGGACACAUCAAUGAGAGCCUACAAAACAGUGACAUCUAAAUGCAGCAAGACAACAUACAAAAUUACUGGACUGACAGAAGGAAUGCUGUACUAUUUCAGAGUUUUGCCAGAAAACAUAUAUGGUCUUGGUGAGGCUCGUGAAACCAGUGAUGUGGUGCUGGUGUGUGAAGUUCCCAUGGUUCCACAGAAACUGGAAGUUGUGGAUGUGACCAAAACUACAGUAACUUUGGGAUGGGAGAAACCAUUACAUGAUGGCGGCAGCAGACUUACUGGCUACAUCAUUGAAGCUUGCAGGUCUGGAACAGACAAAUGGAUGAAGGUGGCUACUCUGAAAACUACCGAUUUUGAGCAUACAAUUGUUUCACUAAAUGAGAAUGAGCAGUACCUCUUCAGAGUGAGAGCUGUCAACAGCAGGGGAGCCAGCGAGGCCAGAGAAAUUGUGACUGCUGUAAAUGUCCAAGAACAAAGAGUUCUGCCCAAGAUCGAUCUCUCUAGCAUUCCCCAGAAAACGGUCAAUGUUCUUGCUGGCAAACCAAUUGAACUUGACAUUCCAAUCAUCGGAAGACCUCCUCCAGUUUGCUCAUGGUACUUUGGCGAUAAUAAGCUGAAAGUAACUGACCGUGUCAAAAUUGUUACAACUGGAAAAUAUUCAAAGCUGACUGUACAAAAUACCACGAUUGAUGACACUGGUGAAUACACACUUGAAGUAAAGAAUAUCACAGGAACAGCGACAGAAAUCAUCAAAGUCAUCAUUCUUGAUAAGCCUGAUGAGCCCUCUGGGCCCAUAAGGUUUGAUGAGGUUGAUUCCACAUCUGUCACUAUCAGCUGGGACCCACCUGUGAGGGAUGGAGGUGCCACAAUCAGUGGCUAUGUUGUUGAACAACGUGACGCUCACCGUCCAGGAUGGCUUCCUGUCUCUGAAUCUGUCAGUCGACCUACAUUCAAGUUCAGCAGAUUGACUGAGGGAGAUGAAUAUGUAUUCCGUGUUGCUGCAACGAACCGUUUCGGGACUGGAUCAUUCCUGCAGUCUGACAUUGUAAUGUGCAAGAGUGCUAAAACCAUACCAGGGCCACCAGGCAGACCAGAGGUAUUCGACGUGUCCCGUGAUGGCAUGACCGUCGCCUGGCUCCCACCAGAUGAAGAUGGUGGUUCCAAAGUGUCUGGAUACAUCAUUGAGCGCAAGGAAGUCAGAUCUGAUCGAUGGGUGCGCGCUAAUAAGAAUCCUGUGACAAUGACAAGAUACAGAUCGACCGGUCUUAUUGAAGGCCUUGAAUAUGAGCAUAGGGUAACAGCCAUCAACUCCAGAGGCAUUGGCAAACCCAGCCUUCUCUCUAAACCAGCAGUGGCAGCAGAUCCCAUUGAUCCACCUGGCUCACCACAAAAUCCACGAGUUACAGAAACCACUCGAACAUCAGUAUCUUUGGCCUGGAACCCUCCUGAUGAAGAGGGUGGCUCCAAGGUUACAGGUUACCUGAUUGAGAUGCAGAAGGUUGGCCAGUUUGAUUGGAUAAAAUGUAAUACAACACCCUCACUUAUAUGUGAAUACACACUGACACAAAUGCCCCAGGGGGCUGAAUUCAAGUUCCGUGUACUGGCAUGCAAUGCCGGUGGAUCUGGCGAGCCUGCUGAAGUCCCAGGAACUGCUAAAGUCACAGAAAUGCUUGAAUCUCCUGACCAUGAGCUGGAUGUCAAGUACAAGGACGGCUUUGUUGUCAGACAGGGUGGAGUCAUAAGACUCUCUGUGCCCAUCAAGGGCAAACCCAUUCCUACCUGCACAUGGACAAAAGAGGGCCAAGACAUUUCUCACCGAGCCAUGAUUGCAACUAGUGAAGAUCUUACUGAGCUUGUGAUCAAGGAAGCCAGCAGGGAUGACAGUGGCAUAUAUGACCUUGUCCUAGAAAACAAGUGUGGCAAGAAAGUGGUGCACAUCAAAGUAAAAGUUAUUGGAAGCCCAGAUUCACCUGUGGGUCCAAUUAGAUUUGAUGAAAUCCAGGCCCACUCUGUAAAAGUGAGUUGGCAAGCACCUUUAGAGGACGGUGGCUCAGAAAUCCUUGGUUACAUCGUUGAGAGACGUGAGCUUCCCAUGGCAGCCUGGUAUACUGUUGACUCUAGAGUGACAGAUACAUCUCUGGUUGUUAAAGGACUGAAGGAAAAUGUUGAGUACCACUUCAAAGUCACAGCUGAGAACCAGUUUGGCAUCAGCAAACCCUUGAAAUCAGAAAAUCCUGUCACACCACAGACACCCCUUUGUCCACCAGAAUCACCAAGCACUCCACCAGAAAUUGUGGAUGUUACAAAGAGCUCUGUUGCUUUAUCUUGGUCCAGACCUAAAGAUGAUGGUGGUUCCCGCAUCAUUGGGUACUUUGUUGAAUAUAAAGACGUGUCCACUGAGAAGUGGGUGCGCCACGCUACCCAGAUUACCACUACUAUGUACACCCUCACUGGACUUACCGCUGAUAAGGAAUAUCAGUUCCGUGUCAUUGCCCGAAAUGACAUUGGUGAUAGUGAACCAGGACCUGCGUCAGAUUCAGUUGUAUGCAAAGAUCCAUUUGACAAGCCAAGCCAGCCAGGUGAGAUUGAUGUAGACAUGGUCACCAAAGACUACAUUUCAAUUCGCUGGGAACCCCCAGAAUGUGAUGGUGGCAAAGAGAUUCUGGGUUACUGGAUUGAGUAUAGAAAAUCUGGAGAAAGUACCUGGAAGAAGUGCAACAAAGAGCGUACAAAGGAGAGAAAAUUCACCAUGGGUGGGCUCAUGGAGGCUACUGAAUAUGAAUUCAGAGUGUUUGCUGAGAAUGAAACUGGAAUCAGCAGACCACGCAGAACUGCUAUGGGCAUCAAAACAAAACUGAGUGUUGGAAGUAAACCAAGUCUCAGAAAAGAAAUGGAGGAGGCCACUGCUAAACUUGGAGAGUCGGGCAUACUGAAAUGUCAGAUCAUUGGCAGACCUCUUCCGGAUAUUAAAUGGUAUAGAUUCGGCAAGGAGCUCACUCAGUGCCGUAAAUAUGCAAUGACCUCUGAUGGUCGCAACCAUUCACUGACGGUGGCAACAGAUCAACAAGAAGAUGAAGGCGAGUACACAUGCAGAGCCAUCAAUGAAGCCGGGGAAGUAGAAACCACUGGCCAGCUUGUCUUGCAGGCGCCUCCUCAGUUCCAUCCUGGAUUCCCAUUGAAAGAGAAGUACUAUGCAGGAUCUGGUACAAGCCUUCGUCUCCAUGUUGCAUACAUUGGACGUCCGGUGCCAAAAAUCACAUGGUUCUAUGACAACAGGCCUCUGGAGCCAUCUGACAAUGUCAUCAUUGAAAACACGGAGCAUUAUACUCACCUUGUCAUCAAGAAUGUUCAGCGUAAGACAAAUGCUGGACAAUACAAAGUACGACUCCGCAACCACUUUGGUACAGUGGAAACUGUACUUAAUGUUGAAAUUCAAGAUAAACCUGGUAUGCCUGAAGGACCUAUUGUUAUUGAUGCACUGUUGAAGAAUUCAGUUAUCAUUAGCUGGAAACCUCCAGCAGAUGAUGGUGGAAUAAUGAUUACCAACUAUAUUGUUGAAAAACGUGAAGAAAAUGAACCCGAUCAAUGGCAUUUAGUAUCAUCCUCAAUCUCAGGAACAUCUUGCCGGGUUCCAAACCUUGUUGAGGGAGCUGGAUAUUACUUCCGGAUCUCAGCUCAAAACCGUUACGGCAGCAGUGAUCCACUAGAGAAUCCCACUGCAAUCAUUAUUAAGAGUCAAUUAGGAAAGCCGGGAGUUCCCACAGAAAUAACUGUCUCUGGAGUGACAAAGGAUUCCUGUGUUGUAUCCUGGAAGCCACCUGUCAAUGAUGGAGGUUCCAAGAUCAAAAAUUACUGUUUGGAGAAACGAGAGAAGAAACAGAACGAAUGGAUCGCAGUGACUGCUGAUGAAAUCCAUCAAACUGUUUACUCUGUCAAAGGCCUUACUGAAGGCUCAGAGUAUGACUUCCGUGUUAAAUGUGAAAAUCUUGGAGGAGAGAGUGACUGGAGUGAAGCCUCUGCAUCUGUUAUUGCAAAAUCAGAUGUAGACAUUCGUGCACCAGCCUUCAAAGAAGAGUUGAGAAACAUGAGUGUCAAAUACAAGAGCAACGCAACCUUUGUUUGCAAGAUCACUGGACAACCCAAGCCUAUAAUUAAAUGGUUCAAACGUGGCAAAGAAAUUCAUCCUGAUGGACAGAAAAUGAAAAUACAGGAAUUCAAAGGUGGCUAUCACCAACUUGUCAUCACUGCUGCUGAUGAGGAAGACUCAACUGUCUAUCAGGUCAGAGCCACAAACCAGGGAGGGUCAAUUGCAGCAAGUGUCUCUCUGGAUGUUGAAGUUCCGGCCAAGAUUCACCUGCCCAAACAUAUGCAAGAAAAAGAAGCCGUCCCUGCCCUUCGUGGUGAAGUGAUCAGCAUCAAGAUUCCAUUCAGUGGCAAACCUGACCCAGUAAUCACAUGGCAGAAGGGGCAAGAUCUCAUUGAUAACAAUGGGCACUAUCAAGUGAUUGUCACAAGAUCUUUUACUUCACUUGUAUUCCCCAAUGGAGUUGAAAUGAAUGAUGCCGGAUUCUACAUUGUCUGUGCUAAGAACAGAUUUGGCAUUGAUCAACAGACAAUUGAACUUGAUGUUGCAGAUGUACCCGAUCCACCAAGAGGUGUCAAAGCCAGUGAUGUAUCCAGAGAUUCCGUCAGUCUGAAUUGGUGCGCUCCCGCUAAUGAUGGUGGAAGCAAGGUCACCAACUACAUUGUGGAGAAGUGUGCCACCACAGCUGAGAGAUGGACCCGUGUUGCACAGUCCCGUGAUACUCGUUACACUGUCAUUAAUCUGUUUGGCAAGACUAGUUACCAAUUCCGUGUCAUUGCCGAAAACAAGUUCGGCCAGAGCGAGCCAUCUGAACCAACUGGGCCUGUUGUAACAAAAGAGGACAAGUCCAGAGUCUUGAAUUAUGAUGAGGAAGUUGAUGACACCAGAGAAAUCUCAAGGGGUAAAGCCCCACAUUCAAAUGCCAAGAAUGUGCAUAACAAAUACAUGAUUGCUGAAGAGCUAGGACGUGGGCAGUUUAGCAUUGUUCACAGAUGUGUUGAAACCAGUUCCAAGAAGACUUUCAUGGCUAAAUUUGUCAAAGUCAAAGGUGCUGAUCAGGCACUGGUCAAGAAAGAAAUUGCAACUCUCAAUCUGGCCAGACACAAGAACUUUUUAUAUCUCCAUGAGUCCUUUGACAGUCCUGAAGAAUUAGUCAUGAUUUAUGAAUUCAUCUCAGGUGUGGAUAUCUUUGAACGCAUAAUGUCAGGCACCUUUAUCCUCACAGAACGAGAAAUUGUUACAUACAUUAGACAAGUAUGUGAGGCUCUUGAGUUCCUACACAGUCAAAGCUAUGGCCACUUUGACAUCAAGCCAGAAAACAUUGUUUACACUACAAGAAAGAGCACAAAAAUCAAGAUCAUUGAGAUGGGUCAGGCUAGACACCUUACACCUGGUGAUAUAAUAAAAAUUCAGUUUACUGCAGCUGAGUAUUGUGCACCAGAGAUCCAUCAACAAGACAUGGUCAGCACUGUUACUGACAUGUGGUCAGUUGGUGUUCUAGUGUAUGUGCUUCUCAGUGGACUUAAUCCAUUCACUGCUGAAACAAACCAGCAAAUGACUGAGAACAUCUCAAAUGCUGAGUACAGUUUUGAUGAUGAAGCUUUCAAGGAGGCCAGUGUUGAGGCAUUAGACUUUGUGGACAGACUUCUUACUAAAGAGCGCAAACAUCGUAUGACUGCUGCUCAAGCCUUGGAACAUCCUUGGUUGAAAAAGAAAACAGAAGAACUCAGCAACAACGCCAUCAAAGUCUCUAGACACAAAAGAUACUACCAGACCUUGGUGAAGAAAGAAUGGAAUGUUGUUGUUUCAUCAGCUCGUGUUGCAUACGGUGGUGCUAUCAGAAGUCAGCGAGGUGUCACAGUUGGAAAAGUAAAGAUUGCACCAUUUGAACAUGGCCCAGUUGCUGGUCAAAUCAGGCACCAUGUUGCUGAUGAGGGUGGAGAUGUAAAAUUCAUCUGCAAUAUUGAGAACUAUGACAGCAGCACAGAGGUAACUUGGUAUUGUGGAGUUAGACAACUGGAGGCAAGUGACAAGUAUGACGUUACAUAUGAAGACGGAGUCGCUACCUUGUCUGUCAGAGGAGUUACCAGAACAGAUGACGGUACCUACAGAUGCAAAGUUGUUAAUGAGUAUGGUGAGGACAGCGCCUAUGCGGAACUCUUUGUCAGAAGUGUCAGAUCAUAUCGUGACUACUUCCUUACACGCACAGUGAAGAAAGUAAAACGCAGAGUGGAUACAACUCGACUACUGCAGAGACCACCUGAAUUUACCCUGCCCCUGUUCAACUGCACUGCUUACAUUGGUGAGGAUGUACGUUUUGGCGUUACCAUAACAGUGCAUCCAGAGCCUCGUGUUAUAUGGCUGAAAUCUGGACAAAAGCUCACACCAGGAGAUGAUGACAGGAAGUACACUUUCACAAGUGACAAGGGUCUCUAUCAGCUUGUGAUUCACAAUCUUGAGCCUGAUGAUGAUGCUGAAUACAGUGUUGUGGCUCGCAACAGAUUUGGUGAUGACAGUUGCAAGGCACGUCUCACUGUAGUACCUCGUCCCACUCCUGGAGAUAAUACAAUUAGGCCAAUGUUCAAGCGUUUGCUUGCAAAUGCAGAGUGCAGGGAGGGUCAAAGUGUCCGAUUUGAAAUUAGGGUGUCAGGAACACCUACUCUGAAGUGGGAGAAGGAUGGCAUGCCAUUAGCAUUUGGUCCCCAAAUUGAAGUUGUUCAUGAAGGCCUGGAUUAUUAUGUUCUACAUGUCAAAGAUACUCUUCCUGAGGAUUCCGGUACAUACAGAGUUACUGCUACAAAUUCAGCUGGAUCAGCAAGUUGCCAAGCCACACUGAAGGUUGAGCGUGUCACUCAUGUCAAGAAAGAGUAUCAGAGCGUGGAGGAUAAAAGGAAAAAAGCUGAGAAAGAAGAAAUUGACAAGAAAGUAAGACUAGCACAACUCCUUGCUGGCACUGAAGUCACUCCUCUCACCCCAGUAGCACAAGAGGCUUUGAGAGAGGCUGCUAUUAUGUACAAACCUGCAGUGACAACUAAAGAGAAAACCGAAAUUGAGGAACAAAAGGAAAAAGAAGAAAGGAAAAAGAGAGCAGAAGAAAAAAGACUUCGUAUGCCAUAUGAUAUUCCUCCACCUCGAGUCCUUGGGCCUACUGCCCUUGAGGAAGAUAAGGAGAUUAAAUACUUUGUGCCUUUCUCUGACAUGAAAUGGUAUAAGAAGCUCCGUGAUCAGUAUGAAAUGCCAGAACCAAUGGAAAAACUUAAACAGAAACGACUAAAACGUAUUCGUCUGUCCAGAUGGGAUCAAUUCUAUGUUGUGCCUCUUCCAAGAAUCAAAGACCAGUACAAGCCUAAAUGGCGCAUUCCAAAGGUUUCACAGGAUGAUUUAGAAACUGUAAGACCAGCUAGGCAUCGUACACCUUCUCCUGAAUCUGAAGCUUACUACAGAAUAAGAAGAAGGUCUCUUGGUGAUCUCUCAGAUGAAGAACUUCUCCUCCCAGUUGAAGACUAUUUGUCAAUGAAGAGAACUGAAGAGGAAAGGCUUAAACUUGAAGAGGAACUUGAGCUUGGCUUUUCUGCUUCCCCACCUAGCCUCAGCCCUGUGCGCUUUGAAUUGUCUGCACUGCGCCAUCCCUCACCAAGACGAGUGACACGUGAAGAGGAUGAAGAGGGUGAAGAGGUGCAAAGGUAUGACUCCUACCGUAUUCCCUCCAAAUAUGAAGCUGGCCCAAGUUUCAUUGAUCUCCGCCAGAGACAUGACAAAGCUACAUACCGACCUCCAAGGCAAAAGCAAAGAGUUUACGAGGAGAGAGAAGAUCAAGAGCUCCUUCGCUCUGUAACCACAACACAAAAACUGACCUCCUACAAAAGUGAGAUAAAACGAAUGGAAUUUGAAGAGAAAACACGAGUCUCAAGAAAACAUAGAGAAGUUCAUGUUUCAUCUGUGUCCAGAGAAGGAAUGGAGUCAGUUGACUACACUUAUGUUCCCUCUGUUACUAUGCGUCCUGUAUCUGAACCCACAAGACCUGCUCAAACAUAUACCACAGAAGCUAAGGGUGAAGCACCAGAGAGGAGAUCACCUACCCCUGAGAGGACACGUCCACGCUCCCCUAGUCCAGUUUCCACUGAGAGAUCAUCUUCAAUACUUGAGGUGUCAUCGAAAUUUGACAUCAUGUCCAGAUACGAGGCAAGGAAAGCAGCUCUGAAAUCUGAGAGGAAGUAUGAGGUUGUGACACAGCAGCCUUUUAGUCUUGACCAUGCCCCACGCAUAACAGUGAGAAUGCGCUCUCACCGUGUACCAUGCGGUCAGAAUACUAAAUUCACACUGAAUGUCCAGGCUAAGCCAGAUGCACAAAUCAAAUGGUACCAUAAUGGACAGCAAAUUCAGCAGAGCAACAAAUUCCGUUUCACAAACGUGAGUGGAGUUUUGACACUCCAGAUUUAUGACUGCCAGGAAGAGGACAGUGGUACCUACCGUGUUGUGUGCACAAACUCCAAGGGAGAAGCGUCUGAUUAUAGCACUCUAGAUGUAUCAGCUGGAGAGUAUUCCACAUAUGCGUCUCGUCGAAAAGAUGAGGAACCUCCCACACCUUUUGUUCCUGAAAUGACAAAGACUGAUGUUUAUCAUGUCUCCUCAUUUAAGGCAGCUUCUUCAUCUGAAACACACAUGGAGGUUAAAGAAUCAAAAUCAAAGUUAACUGAAACACACAAAACUGCUGUUUAUGAAGAAUAUGCAUCAUCUGAGAAGAAAAUGAAAGCUACAGUAGUGGAGGUAAAAGAGACAGUGAAGGCUACUCUCCCAGCCACACUGCUUACAAAACCACAGUCCAUUACAGUGUCAGAAGGGGACAUUGCUAGUUUUUCAUGUGAUUUUGAUGGUGAGCCAGCACCCACUGUGACAUGGAUUCAUGAAGGACAGGUUAUUGGCUCCUCUAUUCGGCACCAUGUGACCUUUAUGGAGAACAAAUCUACCUUUGAAAUCUCCUCAGUUGAGUUGUCUGAUGAGGGCAGCUACACAGUUAAAGUGGAGAAUUCUGCCGGCAAACAAGAAGCGCAGUUCAGCUUAACCAUUCGCAGAGCAACUCCGAAGGAGAAAGCCAUUGCUUCACCUCCAAAAGUAAGAUCUCCAGAGCCCAGAAUCAAAUCUCCAGAGCUUACCGGUGCUAAGUCCCCAGAACCUCGUAUCAGGUCACCUGAAGCAAUCAGAUCUCCCCGGAGAAUUAAGUCUCCUGAGCCUCCAACCUCACCACCAAGGAUGAAAUCUCCAGAGCCCAGAGUAAAAUCUCCAGAAUCAAUAAGUGCCAAGUCACCAGAACCUCACAUCAAGUCACCUGAGGCCAUCAAAUCUCCAAAGAGAAUUCAGUCUCCAGAGCCACUGACUUCACCACAGAGGGUUAAAUCUCCAGAACUAAAAUCUCCUGAACCCAGACUGAAAUCUCCAGAGUUCCCAAGUGCAAAGUCACCAGAACCUCGUAUCAAGUCACCUGAGGCAAUAAAAUCUCCAAAGAGAAUUCAGUCUCCAGAGCCACUGACUUCACCACAGAGGGUUAAAUCUCCAGAACUAAAAUCUCCUGAGCCCAGACUGAAAUCUCCAGAACUAAAAUCUCCUGAGCCCAGACUGAAAUCUCCAGAGCUAAAAUCUCCUGAGCCCAGACUGAAAUCUCCAGAGCUAAAAUCUCCUGAGCCCAGACUGAAAUCUCCAGAACUAAAAUCUCCUGAGCCCAGACUGAAAUCUCCAGAGUUCCCAAGUGCCAAGUCACCAGAACCUCGUAUCAAGUCACCUGAGGCAAUAAAAUCUCCCAAGAGAAUUGCAUCUCCUGAGCCACUAACAUCAACUCAAAGGGUUGCAUCCCCACCAACAGUCAAGUCACCCACUCCUCAGAAACGGGAUACCUCUGCAAUAAAGCCCACCUUCUCCACCAGUCUAAAAGAUGUCACAGCAUCGUCAGAUACGAUUGUGAAGCUAACAGUGAAAGUAGAUGGAGAUCCAGAACCAACAUUCUCCUGGAUGAAAGAUGGAAAGGUCCUUUCUCAAGGUGGAAAAUAUGAAAUCUUUCAAGAGCAUGGUUUAGCACAUCUGGAAAUCUACGAAUCAGAGGUGUCCGAUAGUGGAGUUUACACAUGUACUGCUACCAAUUCUGCAGGAUCCUCCUCUACAAGUUGUCUUGUUACUGUUCAAGCAUCUACCAGAAUUACGUCACUUCAAGGAACUACUCAGAUGGAGGCUGUCUCAGCUUCCCAUACAAAAACAGAGAUCACAGAACAAAUUGUAAAAAAGGAAAUUCUUUAUGAGGAAGUUCAAUCGUAUGCAGAGUUAAAGGCGUCUCAUACCCAAAUGACUGUAACAGAGGGUCAGUCCCUUACACUAAAAGCCAGUAUUCCUGAAGCAUCUCAAGUGAGAUGGAUCUUGAAUGGAGCAGAACUGGCUAACUCAGCACAAUACACAUAUGGUAUGUCUGGGAAUGACCACACAUUGACUAUCAGUAAGGUCAGUCAACAUGAGGCAGGAAUCAUCACAUGUGAAGCAAAAACUGAACAUGGAAUUGUAAAGUGCCAGUUUGAUACCACAAUCACAGCCAAACAUUCAGAUGCACCAUCAUUCCUUGUGCAACCAAAGUCCCAAAUUGUCCAUGAAGGUGAAAAGGUCACCUUCACAAGUGAAAUUACAGGAGAACCAUCACCAGAAAUUGAAUGGCUGAAGGACAAUGUUGUGGUGUCAACAACAUCCAACAUGACAUUGAGCUGUUCAGGAAAUGUCUACACCCUGGUGAUUCACAGAGCUUCUGUUGAAGACAGUGGGAAGUACACUAUUAAAGCAAGGAAUGCCUAUGGACAGUGCUCAGCUACAUCAUCUUUGAAUGUUCUCGCCCUGGUUGAAGAACCUGCCAAAGUCAUAGUUAUGGACAAAAGUGCUGCUGCUGCCAGCAUGCACGAACAUUUUUCUGCCAGCGCAAUACACAUGGCUUCAGCAGUGCAGGAAGCCUCCUUCAGCAGCUCCAGCAUGGCUGAAGUUAAAUUUGCAAGCAUGUCCGCAACUAGCAUGUCCACCAUGACAUCUGAAUCAAUGCUAGCCAUGAGCUCCAGCAGUAUGAUGGAAAUGUCAAGUCACUCACAAAUAGAGGGGUCCUCUAUGAGAGCCAUUACACAGCAUCUUAAAGGCACACCACCAAAAAUUGAAGCUCUCCCUGAAGACAUCAGCAUUGAGAAAGGAAAGGUGCUGACAGUGGCCUGUGCUUUCUCUGGAGACCCUUUGCCAGAGAUAGUGUGGUCCCGCUCAGGAAGGACACUGCCUACUGAGGAGGAAAGCGACAGGUUCCACAUUGAGACCACUGAUGACCUCACAACCCUUAUCAUCACCAGUGUGAAAGAAAAUGAUGCAGGAGCCUACACCCUCAAACUGUCCAAUGAGCUUGGAUCCGACACGGCAACAGUCAACAUCAGCAUUCGAUCAAUAUAGAAAAUAAUUUCUACCCCUCCCCUUUCCCUCCUUCAGUGCCAUUUUAUUAUUAAAUGAGCAAAAAUACUCUUUACUUGAUAAAGACAUGGAUUUAUGUUCUUGUAAAUAUGAACUAUUUUUAUACCAAAAUUGACGUUAAUUUAUGCCAAACUAGACUAAAGUCUAAAGCUAUGAAAAUGUGCCAUAUUGGAUAAUUUAACUAGGAUUUUUCUCUGACAUGUACAUAAUGUAUAUAGCCGAAUUUACCGGUUAUGGAAACUGUAUGCAUUGUUAUUUAAGACAAUAUUAACUGAAACAAAUGGAAUUAAAUGUUUAACAGGAGAAAGUUUCACAUGAAACGAAUACCCUGAAAAACCUGAAACAAAACUAUGUGCCUCAACAAUAAGUUGAAGUCUUAAGAUUGCCUCAACAGGUAGAGAGGCUCCCUGUUGACGUUUUACUAAAUCCGAGAGACAAUGUUAUGCACAGUGUGUCUGUGUAAUAAUAUUACCGUACUCAUAUGAAUUGUAACAUGACCAUAAGGCCUUGAGUGCAGUUUGCAUUUACCCUCAUGUAAGCUGCACAACUAGGCCUUGUGUUCAGACUGACUAUGUCAUACCACCAUUUUAAUGACAUGCACAAAGUGCGAGCGGCCUGCACUUUGUGCACCAAAUAAUAUAAUGUGCACUGCUUCUGGCAAGGGACUGCUUGAAUUGGCUUUGAAAAUGUAACAUCACCUGGCCAUUAUUCUCUGAAGUCAGUCAAGUACUCCUUUGCAGAAGCAGUGCCACCUCUUGGAGGAUUGUUAGGUUAUAUUUUGUGUGUGUGUGUGCGUGUGUGUUUGUGUGUGUUAGCUUUAGAAUUUCACUUUGUCAGUAGUCAGGGCAAUUUUCAAGCAAGUGUACCACAGUGACAACACCUGCUGUGCUAAAUGGAAACAAAUGCAUUAAUUAUAUGCCCUGCACUUUGAUUAAACAUAAUUUAUUAAUGUAGCAAUACCUAUAUAUUCAACCUCCUUGAGUUUUAUGAAUUAUUGACUUAAUAAAGCAUGAUUUCAGCACCUUGA
Megalops cyprinoides (Indo-Pacific tarpon) is the source of this 96585-nucleotide messenger RNA. It is a transcript of the gene ttn.1, whose product is annotated as titin, tandem duplicate 1. Gene Ontology annotation, biological process: protein phosphorylation. Gene Ontology annotation, molecular function: protein kinase activity; ATP binding; protein binding. The transcript is spliced from 248 exons. The record is from RefSeq and is a predicted model, not a curated record. NCBI's taxonomy places the organism in Eukaryota, Metazoa, Chordata, Actinopteri, Elopiformes, Megalopidae.